Messenger RNA from Pelobates cultripes (western spadefoot toad), 93331 nucleotides. NCBI's taxonomy places the organism in Eukaryota, Metazoa, Chordata, Amphibia, Anura, Pelobatidae. The record is from the annotation of a GenBank genome assembly.
CAGACACACACAGACAGAGAGGGAGGGGGCGGGCUGGCAGAGACUGGGAGAGGGGUUACAGGAUACUUGCAGGGUCCUCUCACUGCAGAACCCUCCCUGUGUGAGUACUCUGCCAGCAGCCUAGAGUGAACCCAGCACAUGCCCCCUCAGUGCCAUCCCAGGGACAGUCCAGCCGGCAUUUAAAGUGACCAUGUCAGGAAGGAGGAAGGUGAGAGCCAGCUCUGCGCUGGGCAGACUGGAGACAUACAAUGUGCCCAGGUAAGGACUAAACAAGAUACUUUUUACGGGUUUGGAAUAAUAAUAUUUGACAUGAUGUUUUCAGAGCUGUUUACUGUUACCAAGUAACGUUACUCAGCGUGCAACACGUAGAGCAGAUACAGAUAAUAUAUACAAUACAGCAAUACUGCUAGAUCUGUACCAACUGGCAGGGACCUGAUAUAUUAUUAUAUUUUACUAAUAGACCUAAUGUACUAUUAUACUGUAUAGACAGGAGUAUUAAAGGACCUGAUAUACUAUUAUACUGUAUAGACAGGAGUGCUAAUGGACCUGAUAUACUAUUAUACUGUAUAGACAGGAGUACUAAUGGACCUGAUAUACUAUUAUACUGUAUAGACAGGAGUACUAAUGGACCUGAUAUACUAUUAUACUGUAUAGACAGGAGUACUAAUGGACCUGAUAUACUAUUAUACUGUAUAGACAGGAGUACUAAUGGACCUGAUAUACUAUUAUACUGUAUAGACAGGAGUACUAAUGGACCUGAUAUACUAUUAUACUGUAUAGACAGGAGUACUAAUGGACCUGAUAUACUAUUAUACUGUAUAGACAGGAGUACUAAUGGACCUGAUAUACUAUUAUACUGUAUAGACAGGAGUACUAAUGGACCUGAUAUACUAUUAUACUGUAUAGACAGGAGUACUAAUGGACCUGAUAUACUAUUAUACUGUAUAGACAGGAGUACUAAUGGACCUGAUAUACUAUUAUACUGUAUAGACAGGAGUACUAAUGGACCUGAUAUACUAUUAUACUGUAUAGACAGGAGUGCUAAAGGACCCAAUAUGCUAUUAUACUGUAUAUACAGGAGUACUAAUGGACCUGAUAUACUAUUAUACUGUAUAUACAGGAGUGCUAAAGGACCCAAUAUGCUAUUAUACUGUAUAGACAGGAGUACUAAUGGACCUGGUAUGCUAUUAUACUGUAUAGACAGGAGUGCUAAAGGACCCAAUAUGCUAUUAUACUGUAUAGACAGGAGUACUAAUGGACCUGAUAUACUAUUAUACUGUAUAGACAGGAGUGCUAAAGGACCCAAUAUGCUAUUAUACUGUAUAGACAGGAGUGCUAAUGGACCUGGUAUGCUAUUAAACUGUAUAGACAGGGGUACUGCUGGACCUGCUGCUCUAUUAUACUGUAUAGACACUGACAGGAGUACUGCAAUAGCUACCCAGUCUCUAGUUUUUAUUACAGUAUUUAGUGUCCAUCCAAAGACAGGAGGUGGGGAAAUAAUGGCUGCACUUUAACCUUUUUAGUAUUGGGAUAAUUUAAAUAACUGAAUAAUGUAAACCAGCUUUAAUGGCAAUUUGAAGCCAGCCAUUUUUGCACACUUUUUAAAAAAAUUAAUCAGGACUGAGGUUUCCAAUUGGGUUAUAUUUAAUCUGCAGCUCAGGUUGGGCAUAGUAAAUCAAGGUUAAAAUAAUAUCUUGCAAUAAUUCACUAACAUAAGCUAUCUGUCACCUGUCACAUGGGAGUAAGAGACAUUUAGCUCUCCUUAGAUUCGCAGGGUCCUUUGUGUCCUUGCUAUAGUCAUAGCUUUGUAAUUUAUUGAUAUUUCACUUUGAACACCUGGCUCCUGUUCCAUCCUGGUUAUCAGGAAUAGUACGCUUGGUUUGUUUUAUUCUUUUAGGAUUCUUGUUCAUGUGUUGAAUUGAAAUCCUUAGAUUUCCACAACAUUUUUCAGCUUGAUGACUUCAUAGGAAAUUUAACUUACAAUGUGUCAGUUAACAGGUAGCUUAAAACUGCUAUAUUGGCAGUUGAGCUUAUUUUUCAACAAAACAGAAUUGUCUUAAAUUACAGAAGCAAAUCCAGGUAAAUCACUGAAUUUGCAUACCAUGUCAUAUAAUGAACUUAAACAGCACAAAUUAUCACGAGUGUUGAGAACAUCUUCCGCACUUUCCUUUCACAUAAAAACCUGUAUACAAGGAUGGGUCGUGUGAGAGUCGAAGUGAAAGAGUUGUUCAAAGGAGAACUAAAGUGUAUGAGACAUGUUGGAUACACUGUUUCAGCAGGCUAAGAAUGUGGUCUCCAAAGUCCCUGGAGCUCUGUGAGGGACUAAGAGAAGAGACAAGAGGAUUUAAGAGGCUGUUCAAAGGACAGCCAUGAUUUCUAAGAGGGUGUAAACAUCAUUUCAGCAGUUUUGGAGUAUGGCGAAGUUGGUUAUAGUUUGUGUAAUCGCAGCUGGUUCCACUAUUUACCACUAUAAGGUCUUAAAGCAUAGAAUUUAGCAGGGCUAUUUAAAAUAUAUAAAUAAUUGAGAAUACAAUAAAAAUAGGGAUUUUAAAAAAUAUUUUAUUUAAUAAAAAUAUAAAUAUAGACAUAUAAAAAUGUAAUAAUCCAUUACAAUAAUUUGUAGCAGAGUUUAUAAGAUUAAACUAAAUGCUUGUGAUCAGUAAUAUAGAAUAAUAUACCCUCUUGAACAUGUCAACAUAUCAGUUAUGAUAAAAUGCAUCCAAAAUUCUCUGUCCUUCUAAUAUCCUCCUGAGACCCAGCUCAUUAACUUGUGUCCUCUGUACUGGACAUUUCGUUCACAGGCAUCUCCUUUUAUUCUUUUGAGCUACUCUAUCAAUCCUUGAUGUAUUGUAAAGAGUGUCACAGCAAGGGUGAAUUAUUAUUAUUAUUAUCUCCAUUUAUAUUGCGCCAACAGAUUCCGUUUCACUUUGCAAUAUUAUGAGAGGGGGGAUUUAACUAUAAAUAGGACAAUUAGAAGAAAACUUACAGGAAGAUAGGUUGAAGAGGGCUCUGCUCAACCGAGCUUACAGUCUACAGUGAAGCAGAGCUGGAGGAGAGAGUAAAGUGCUGCCCUUUAGGAGAGAGCAAGAGACAGGUAUGUGAGGUAGAGAUUACUCUGUGAGGCCUAAAGUUUCCUAAAGCACUUCUUAAACAAUUGAAGACUAGGGAAGAGUCUGAUGGCGGUAGGCAGGCUAUUCCAUAGGAAGGGAGCCACCCGCAAGAAGUCCUGCAAGCGUGAGUUGGGCGUACGGGUGCGAGCAGCGGACAGGAGAAAGUCACGGGCAGAGCGGAGAGACCAAGAAGGGACAUACCUAUGGAUCUGUGAAGUGAUAUAAGAGGGGCUAGAAUUGUUCAGUGCUUUAUAGGUAUGGGUUAGCAUUUUAAAUUGACUCCUAUAGGAUACAGGAAGCCAAUAUAUGGACUUACAGAGGGGUAAGGGGUGAGAGGACCGACUAGAGAGGAAUUAGGACCAAUUAGGAGAGGGUUACAAUAAUCCAUGCAGGAAAUUACUAGAGCAUGGACAAGCACCUUGGUAGCAUCUUGCGUAAGAAAGGGGUGGAUGCAGACUAUGUUUUUAAGAUGGAAUCUACAGGAUUUGGCAACAUACUGGAUGCCAAAAUCAUGUAUGACGCCAAGACAGCGUGCUUGCAAGGAUGGACUUAUGUGGAUAACACUAACUUGAAGGAAGAGCAAAAGAGGAGGAUCAGUAUUAGGAGGAAGAAAGACAAGGAGCUCAGUUUUAGAGCGAUUGAGUUUCAGAAAGCAGGAGGACAUCCAGUCAGAGAUGGAAGAAAGGCAAGCAGUGAUGCAUUGCAGGACGGUAGGGGAGAAGUCUGGGGAGGAGAGAUAUAACUGGGUGUCAUCAGGUGGUGUGGAAUCCAAAUGAGGUAAUAAGUUUGCCAAGAGAGGCAGAAUAAAGAGAAAAUAGAAGGGGACUUCAACCGAGACAGGACGAGGGGAGGAGGUAUCAUUAGAAAAGGAGACACUGAAUGAGCAUUGGGAGAGAUAAGAGGAAAACCACAAAAGGACAGAGUCAUAGAGACUGAGUAAUUGAAGAGUUUGAAGAAGGAGAGCAUGAUCAACGGUGUCAAAGACAGCAGAGAGGUCAAGAAGAAUUAGUAAGGAGUAGUGGCCUUUGGAUUUAGCUGCAAUUAGGUCAUUAGUAACUUUGAUAAGAGCAGUCUCAGUAGAGUGGAGAGGGAAGAAGCCAGAUUGAAGAGGGUCAAGGUUAGAGUUGGAAUUGAGGAAGUGAGACAUACGGGUAAACAAGUUUUUCGAGAAGCUUUAAGGAAAAAGGGAGCAUAGAUAUGGGACGAUAGUUAGAGGGGGAGGACAGGUCAAGAGAUGAUUUCUUCAGGAUAGGUACUACAGUGGCAUGUUUAAGGUCAGCAGGGACAAUGCCAGAAGAGAAAGAGCAGCUGAAGAUGUGUGUUAAGGAAGGCACAAGACAGUGGGAGAGAGAUCUGAUAAGGUGAGAUGGGACAGGAUCAAGUGGUGGGGCGAGUGGAAAGGAGAAGCUCUGCCACCUCUUGUUCAGUAGCCGGGGAGAAAGUCUGAAGGCUAGGAAAGGCAUGAUCAACGUGUGGUUGAGAAAGAGAAUGGCAAGGUGGGGAGAAUUCUUUCCUUAGCUGUUUAAACUUGUCAGUAAAGUAGCAUGCAAAGCCAUCUGCUGUAAGGUUAGUCUGGAGGGUGGCCACAGCAGGGCGAAAAAGAGAGUUAAAGGUGUCAAAGAGUUGCCUGGGAUUGUGGGAGCAUGAACUAAUGAGAGAGGAAAAGUAUGACUGUUUGGAGAGGGCAAGGGCUGCACUGUAUGAACACAAUAUGAAUUUAUAAUGGCGAUAGUCUGCCAGGGUGCAAGACUUCCUCCAGGAGCAUUCAGCACAACGGGAGCAUCUUUGCAGGUAGCGUGUUGAUUUAGUAUGCCACUGUUGGGGCCUGUCCUCUUUAAGGUGCAUGUUUGGAGCGGGGCUGCAGCAUUCAAGCAGAGUUGAGGGUAGUGUUAUAUGUGGAGAUGGCCAGUGAGGGACAGGAGAGGGAAGGGAUGGAUAGCAGUUGUGAAUCAAUAUCAGCUGACAGCUGAUAUUCAAUAGAAUUAAGGUUCCUCCUGAGUUGAAAGGGGUUAGGCUGAGGUUGGGUGAGGGGGUACUUGAGAGCAAACGAUAAGAGGUGGUGAUCAGAGAGAGGAAAUGGAGUGUUGCAGAUAUUAGAUACUGUACAUGCAUAAGAGAAAAUGAGGUUGAGGAUAUUGCCAGCUACAUGGGUGGGAUAAUUAGCACUCUGCAAUAGCCUGAGGGAGGAAGUAAUCAAAAGUAGUUUAGAGGCUGUUGAGGUCAAAGGUGGGUUAAUGGGAAUAUUGAAGUCCCCGAAAAUUUGGUAUGGAAUAUUAGAAGAGAGGAAGUAACUCAUUAUUGCACUAUGGAAUAUUGUCCUUUAAUGUAAUUUUUGUAGUGCAUAGAUAAUCUGCUUGCCUGGUAGAGGUGGUACUGUCAGUGUCAAAAUAAGUUAAUUUGAUUGUGUGGAAGGUUUAUAGCCUUAAUUCCUUUUGAAGCUGGGACCCCCACAGAGGUCAGAUGACAGAAGGGGUAAUGUAAAUUGCAUAGGAAUGUGAAAGCUGCAAGGUAUGAGAUUCUACACGUGAAAAGCUUGAAUGUCUGACUUCAGUCAUAUGUCCUGUACCUCUUAAUUGAUGAGUCAAUCUCUUUGAUUUGCUAAUUGAUUUUAACCUUGUUCCAGUAUCAUAGGGGAAGGAAUUGUGAUGUCUGCCAUAUUGGGUCGCAAGUACGCUGUACAACAUCGAUAGAAUGGAAAAAUAAUAACAAAUUUGUAGAUGCAAUUAUUAUUUCUAUGGCAGGUACAUAAGAGAAGAUAGAACCAAAUGUUUCCAUUUGGAUUGAUAUUGGUCUGGAACACAAGGGGGUGGUCACUCAUUAUCUCUAUAGAUACGCCUUAACUCCACCUCUAGACCAGGCAUGGUAAUCCACAGGGUAUAUCCAAUAUCCAAUGAUACUGAAAUGUCUUGGUACUUGCUCUGGGCCAGAAUCUAAUUCUAAGUGAGCCACCAUCUUUCCUACCAGAGACCCCCUGGGGCAGAAGUAUUUACUUUGAAGAGCUGAGUAAGUGAUUAGGACUUUCUGUUAUUUUAUCCCUUUUGUUUUUAUCAGUUGUUGGUGUAAAUAAUUUUGAUUGUCAUCUAUAUUUUUGUAUGCACUGUGACUAUUUUUUUCUCAUAAUAAAUAUUCCUUUAUUAAGUUCUGCCUUUGUCUGGUAAAGCAUCACGUUACCUGAAGAGACUAAUUAGUAUUUUGUAAUUACAUAGAUAUUGUGCUAAGUUACAUUUGGUAGUUUUUAUUAUUGAUUUAUAUGGGGGACCAAGGUGUUAUGGACAGAUGAAUUAAAAUAAAAUGGCUAUUUACUAAUGUCUAUUUAUUCUGUGUACGCUAUGUUAAAACUGGCUGCUAGAGUAAAUAUUCCCUUCCCCCCCUACAAUGUGUUCAGUUGCUGUUUCCUCUGUAAAUUCCUCACAUCCUGCUAAGCAUCCCCCUUCCCAUCAAGCAAACCUCGUGUAACCAAAAUUCCUGUGUUAACAGCUUCCUUUACUAACUCCUCCCCCACUUCCUUUGUGCCAGUUACCAGCUAUAUGCCACGUGUAACAAAAUGGAGAAUCACUGUUAAAGUAACUGAAAGAGACUACUCACUCCCCCUGUCAUCGUGUAUGCAGGAGCUGGAAUAUAGGCGGGAGAAGUCUGUAAUGACGACACUACAUCCUGUAGGGGGGGUUUAGACAAGACCCCUUAGACUGUUAACCAAUUGUUGAAUGUAUACUGUAUGUUUAAACUGUGACGUAUUUUUGCUUUAAGAAGGAGCCCCCACUCCGGGGAAUAAAGCAUUCCUUGGUUUUUCACUGAUCAGAAACUUUGUCUCCGGUGUGAAUUACUUCUAGGGAAAGCAUGCACACAUUAAUUAAUCAAUUUGGAAGGAGUAGAUAGACAAAUAAUCAAAGUUUUCUUUGAUCCAAAACAAAGGCACCCCAUUUAUAAAUUGUCUUGGUGGUGGCAGCGUUAAAAUAGUAAUAGUUAUAUUAUUAUGUUUAAGUGUGGGUGGUGUUAAUGGGGAUUUUGUCAUUAUUUCCGGUCUAGUGCAGACAAAUAGUCAACUAUGUCACGCACACUCUUGAAGUAGGGUGCGUUCGUGACAAAGAGGACAUCCUGUACUUUCCAGUGAUAUGUCAUGUAAUAAGCUCGGAUGCUGGGAACUUCCUCCUCCUUUUCACCAAAAAUGGAUGGCACAUUGGAAGGCAAUUUUUUCUUUGGUUCCUGGGAGGAUAUUGAAAUAAAUACAUAUAUGUAUACCUUAGAUUUUAAAUUAGGUAAUGUUAGGAACUACCUUAACUUGGGAAAGAUAUAAGGUCAUGAGCAUUAAAUGACAUUGCCUUGACUUGGUCACCUCACAUGGGAACAUCCUAAACAGUCUAUUGUCAUGACCUUAUCUAUGUUUAGACUAAAAUGUAAGGGUACACAAACAUAGGCAAUGCUUGAUUUGUUCUUACAUUAACCUAGGACAAAAUGGCAUCCUAAAUUCUAAACACCAUAUUCAAUGAAAAUGGGUAAGAGGUCAUUUAUUAAAGAAACAUUGAAUGAAAUACAAUAUUUCCUUCUCUAACAAAUUGUCAGUUUGCAAAAUCUGUACACAGUUUAAGAAAUACAACUUUUCAUUCUAAUAACUUGUAAUAUUUGCAUAUGUCCAUAACAGUGGCAAAAUCAAGAAUCACCAGGUCUCUUUGGCAUUUAAUGAAGGUGACUUGAUAUGUGAUCAUUUGCUUAUUCAGACAUCACCAGGGGCUUUAGCACAAGGUUACAUUUUAUGACCGUUCACCCUAAUUUGUUUUUUUUAAACUUUACGUCAAGCAUAAUUAUAUAAUUUCUAAUUAUAUAGCUGAGAGGAUCAGUAGAAAAAGGCACUUGGAGCUUUUAAGAAGACUUGGGGCUAACAAUGAGGAAGUGCUCUAAUUAGACUGGGGACUUUACAGGAGCCAACUCUAGAUUGUAAGCUUGUUUGAGCAGGGUCCUCAUAAAUCUAUUGUUCCUGUGAAAUUAUGUAAUUGUCUAAUUUAUCAUAAAAAUGUCACCCUUGUAGUAAGUUGCCAUUAUAUAAAUGUCAAUAAACAAUAGUAAUAACUUGGGCGCUUCAGCCCAGGCCAACCCUUCCCUUGCAAUGCAUGUAAGUGUUCACACAAAUAUACAUUUUAUGCAGUAGUAAUUCUAUCACAAGGCAUAGAACAUUGUUUUAUUGAUGGUAAGACGAUACGUGUUUUUUAUCCGAGUUAUCAGGCUUAUUUCUUGUUGCUGCGUGUCACUGGUAUACAGUUUCUUAUAAUAAUGAUGUAUAUUAAUAACUGCAUUAUGUUUUAUUUGCAGUCUUUUUAGUGAACUAAGACAAACAACAGUAAAAACUCAGCCAAUCCAUCAACGAGCAAAAACAGCAGGGGGAGCCCCUAGGGUCCGGACACAAUCUAAUACUAUUUACUUUGAAGAAUCUGAAGAAGAAGAAGAUCAAAUCCCUCCAGAAUGGCUGGAGAAGGAGCUAAUCAGGAGACAGCAGAGAAGACAUUCUUUAGGGCUACUAGAGAAUUUAACACAAAAGGAAAAUCUACAAAACAACUCAGAUCCAACCAGAAACCUCAGAAAAGAGAAGGUAACAGUAUGCAGUAUAAUGGCAGUAAUAGCGGCUAUGCUUGGGUUACAUAUCACCUUCCUGGUAAAAUAUUUUAGAAAUAAAUUAUCUAUUAUUAUUAUGUAAAGUGAAUUUAACCCCUUAACGACCGCAGACUAAUGCAAUAAAAUAAUCAAAUUAAUAUAUUAUAUAGUCAUUAAAGCAUUUUAUAAUAUAUUAUAUAUAUAUAAUGCGCAUAAAUGAUUGCAUUAUAAAUGUACUUUGAAAUAUAUAUAUGUUGCCUUUGAGAGCGUAUGGUAGCCCAGGAACGAGAAUUACUACCAUGAUGGCAUACCAUUUGCAAAAGAAAACAACCAAAGGUAUUGCAAAUAAGGGAAUGUCCAGUCUUUUUUAGUAGCCACUAAGUCACAAACACUGGCCAAAGUUAGCGUUCAUAAUAGUUUUUUUUGAAUUUUUAACACAAACAAAUAGAAAUGCUAAAUUUGGACAGUGUUUCUGACUAAGUGGCUACUAAAAAGACUGGACAUACCACAUACUUGGGUUGUCUACUUUAUGUCAUAUGAGGUGUGAUUCAGAGAUUUAUGACUGAUAACAGUGUUGCAAUGCCACUACUGAUACAUUUUAAAAAGAUAUAUUUUGAAACAACAAUGUCUUACUUGUACAAAUAGCCAUGUAACUUGCAAAAAAGGCUAAGAACAUGUUAACAUUGGGUAUUUCUAAACUCAGGACAAAAUUUAGAAACUAUUUAGCUUGGGUGGUUUUUUUUUGUUUUUUUAAUUCUUUAUUUUUGUAGUGCGUAAGUUUGUAGCAGUCGCUUGUGAGGUACCCCAAAGGCAAUCCUCUAGCGCAUUUCAAACAGUAAGGCAUAGAGGUACUUGUUAAGGCUAGCACAUUUUUAUACAUAUAUAUGAUUACGUCGUGUAAUAAACAGUGUGUAUUAUCAUUACUUAGUCUCUUCCAUAACAUAAAAUAACUUCGUUGAUAAUGGGGGUAACAAUCAGGCUAGGGCGAGGCAGUAUGUAACUGGGGUAGACUGGGUUAAACACUCCCUUCCUAGAUUCUGGCUACACAUGGUUAUGCAGUAAAUGUAGUUAUAAGUGCGCUAAGCUAGAAGACAGUGGAGUAAAAUUAAGUUAAAUCUCGAGAGGGAGCAGGCUAGUUCCACAUGUCCAAGCUGGAAUAUACAUUUAAGUUAACUCAGGGAGGCUAGCUAGGCAUGGGGAUUGAAGUAUAGUAAAGUGUCACUAACUUAUGUGAAGCAGGCUAGUGUUGUAAGUUACUUGCCUAUGUAGCAUGUUAAGGUAAAAGAGAAACAGUGUUAAAUUAAUGUUAAACUAUUCGUUUUGCCUGGCAGAUCAGGGUGUGAGUAGGACUUCACUUGAGCUUACGCUUCCAACUCAUAGCUCGCCAACAGCAUAUGUGGUUUUAUAGAGAGAGAGGAGUCUGUGAGGCAGUAUAGCCCGGUGCCCAGAGAGUCAGUGCUAUUGCUCAGGAAUCCACUCCGGGGCCCGGGAGAGUUGUCUGGGCCUCAGCUUGUGGGGUCUUCCGUGGUCAGCCGAUGCCUGCCCUGCUGGGCUGUUGGUGCUGAGUGUGAGUCUCUUGGGUGCUAUGUGCACUUGUGCGGCAUGGUAGGUGCCCCCUCGGGGUUGGCCAUUGUGGGUAAGUAGUCUCAGUGGUCUGCAUGGAGUCCCUUUUUGUGGGCCCAGCUCUAGCUGGGUUCUGCUUAGUUUUCGCCUGUGCUGCGGUGUGAUGCUCCGCUUUAGCCCUGGAAUGCAGAGUGGUUACAUGCUGGCCUGGGGUUCUGUACUUGGGUAUGUUGCUUGGACUUUGGGUUUGCCCGGCGGUCUCUGUCCUGUGUGUGUGGGAGCGAGCGUGUGCGCCCGGGUCGCUUGAGUCCCUUUCCAGCCAUUGUGGUCGUCGAUGCUUGCGUGGCUGGAUGGCCGCUUUGAAGGUCUGCAGUGGGAGUCCAUAAUGGUGCCGGCGGGUCGCAGGAUGAAUCCAUGAGGCCACCACACAGGUUGCUUGACGGUAUGGCAUUCUGCCGUCACAUAGUAUCGCGCAUAGGCUCGAGCAGAGCCGGUCAAGGGCCUCCAGGGAGUAAGCGUGUGAAUGGCUGCCCAUGCUCCCUCUCUCUGGCCUUAGCUUGACGGCCAUCUUGGAUGAGCUCCGGCUGAUUCGUGUUUCUGCAGGCUGUGUAGCCAUGGUUGCUCGUUUGCAGCUUUACCAAGGUGAGUGUUAACAUGGUGGGGUCCGGGAUAACCCCCACUGGACCACAGGGGGGGUGCAGGGCCCUUGUCGCACUCCUGGUGUGCCCGGCCAGGUCCGGUCGGAGGAUCGGCCGCCUCCCCCGCCAGGCCCUAGACCAGGCCUCAAGUGUUGCCUGUCGGCUGCCGCAAGUCAGCUCCAGAUCCCUAAUUGCUUCUCGAGAUGCCCAGGAGCCUCCGGUCAUAGGUUUUCAGACUGAAAGGGCUACCGAGCAGUGAGUUUAGGCAUUAAUGUGAAUUUUGGUCCGGAGCUGAUGUGUAGUGCGUCCACUCGGUUUGGCGGUCAGGCCCAGCCCCCCAGCUUGGGUGUUUUUUGGCGGUUGUAGAUGCGUAACAGAUUUUGGGGGUCAAAGUUAGAAAAAGUGUGUUUUGUUUUAAAUUUUUUCAUCAUAGUUUAUAUUUUUUGUUAUAGUAAAUUAUAUGAUAUGAUGAAAGUAAUGGUAUCUUUAGAAAGACCAUUUAAUGGUGAGAAAAACUGCAUAUAAUAUGUGUGGGUACAGUAAAUGAGUAAGAGGAAAAUUAUAGCUAAACACAAACACAGCAGAAAUGUAAAAACAACCCUGGUCCUUAACGGUAAGAAAAUUGAAAAACGGUCUGAUCACUAAGGGGUUAAAGGAUAUUUAGGCCAGAUUAGCCAAACUGAAUUAGCCAAUUUUCUAGAAUGGAAGGAAUCUCCAUGGAAACAUAAGCAAUGUUACAGUUGAAUCAUCUACUUAUAGAUUGCUCAGAAUUUUUCAGCAUGCAUUCCCUCCCCCCCCCCCCUGUUAAAACAACACAUAUGUCCAAUUCUUAUGUAAAUUGCAAUAGUUAACAAUUUUUUGGUGUGUCACUGCCACCUAGGAUAUAUUGUAUAAAUGCGCUAGAAAUAUGCUCUUGUAUAGAACUGGACAUAAGGGCCCAGAUGCACCAAAUGUUUGCACCCAAAAAUAACCUCACAUAUACUAUAAAAGCUAUACCUAUAUGAGGAUUUGCUGAUAUCAAGUUGUAUUUUUGAGGAUUAAUUUUAUUAUUGAACAACAACCAUGUUCUCAAUGAACCCAAAAAACUCAUUAAUAUCAAAGCUGAAUAUUUUUGUCAGUAGUUUUUAGUUUGUUUUUAGUUAUAGCUAUGUUAGGGGGAUAUCUGUGUGUGCAGGUGACUAUUACUGUGCAUAAUUAUUAGGCAACUUAACAAAAAACAAAUAUAUACCCAUUUCAAUUAUUUAUUAUUACCAGUGAAACCAAUAUAACAUCUCAACAUUCACAAAUAUACAUUUCUGACAUUCAAAAACAAAACAAAAACAAAUCAGUGACCAAUAUAGCCACCUUUCUUUGCAAGGACACUCAAAAGCCUGCCAUCCAUGGAUUCUGUCAGUGUUUUGAUCUGUUCACCAUCAACAUUGCGUGCAGCAGCAACCACAGCCUCCCAGACACUGUUCAGAGAGGUGUACUGUUUUCCCUCCUUGUAAAUCUCAUAUUUGAUGAUGGACCACAGGUUCUCAAUGGGGUUCAGAUCAGGUGAACAAGGAGGCCAUGUCAUUAGAUUUUCUUCUUUUAUACCCUUUCUUGCCAGCCACGCUGUGGAGUACUUGGACGCGUGUGAUGGAGCAUUGUCCUGCAUGAAAAUCAUGUUUUUCUUGAAGGAUGCAGACUUCUUCCUGUACCACUGCUUGAAGAAGGUGUCUUCCAGGAACUGGCAGUAGGACUGGGAGUUGAGCUUGACUCCAUCCUCAACCCGAAAAGGCCCCACAAGCUCAUCUUUGAUGAUACCAGCCCAAAUCAGUACUCCACCUCCACCUUGCUGGCGUCUGAGUCGGACUGGAGCUCUCUGCCCUUUACCAAUCCAGCCACGGGCCCAUCCAUCUGGCCCAUCAAGACUCACUCUCAUUUCAUCAGUCCAUAAAACCUUAGAAAAAUCAGUCUUGAGAUAUUUCUUGGCCCAGUCUUGACGUUUCAGCUUGUGUGUCUUGUUCAGUGGUGGUCGUCUUUCAGCCUUUCUUACCUUGGCCAUGUCUCUGAGUAUUGCACACCUUGUGCUUUUGGGCACUCCAGUGAUGUUGCAGCUCUGAAAUAUGGCCAAACUGGUGGCAAGUGGCAUCGUGGCAGCUGCACGCUUGACUUUUCUCAGUUCAUGGGCAGUUAUUUUGCGCCUUGGUUUUUCCACACGCUUCUUGCGACCCUGUUGACUAUUUUGAAUGAAACGCUUGAUUGUUCGAUGAUCACGCUUCAGAAGCUUUGCAAUUUUAAGAGUGCUGCAUCCCUCUGCAAGAUAUCUCACUAUUUUUGACUUUUCUGAGCCUGUCAAGUCCUUCUUUUGACCCAUUUUGCCAAAGGAAAGGAAGUUGCCUAAUAAUUAUGCACACCUGAUAUAGGGUGUUGAUGUCAUUAGACCACACCCCUUCUCAUUACAGAGAUGCACAUCACCUAAUAUGCUUAAUUGGUAGUAGGCUUUCGAGCCUAUACAGCUUGGAGUAAGACAACAUGCAUAAAGAGGAUGAUGUGGUCAAAAUACUCAUUUGCCUAAUAAUUCUGCACUCCCUGUAGCUUGCUUGACCCUGCAGGAGCAUCUUGUGUGUGAUUAAAGUUACAUUUACAGAGCAGGAGAUAAAAUCUUAUAAAGUAAGUUAAUAUCUGAUUUAAAAUAAUAAAAAAAAAUUUCCAUGCAUGCUAUAUGAGUUACACAUCACCUAAACACAGAGUUUGUUUUGGUUCACUUUGUAUAUAGUGGAAUUGGGAUAUCCACUGAGUGUUUUCAGCAGCUAAUUAUCCACAUCACCUAAACAUAGAGUUUGUUUUGGUUCACUGUAUGAGUUACAGCCAGUGGAGAUGUGACUAGGGCUGCAUGGAGAAAAACAAAAGUGAUUUAACUCCUAAAUGGCAGUGACUUGGGCAGUGAGACUGCAGGAGCAUGAUCUAUUCACUAAAACUGCUUUAAUAAAGGAACACUAUAGGGUCAGGAACACAAACAUAUGUUUCUGACCCUAUAGUGUUAAAACCACAAUCUAGCCCCCCUGGCCCUCUCUUGCCACCCUAAAUAUAGUAAAAUCUUAUCUAUCAAGUCUGGAGCUGCUACCUCUGACCCUGUCUGUUGAAAUCCACAGAAGUGAUGGUCUGAGCCAAUCACAAUGCUUCCCAAUAGGAUUGGCUGAGACUGUGAAGGAGGCAGAUCAAAGGCAGAGCCAACACAAGUCAAACACAGCCCUGGCCAAUCAGCAUCUCCUCAUAGAGAUGAAUUGAACUAAUGCAUCUCUAUGAGGAAUGUUCAAUGUCUGCAUGCAGAGGGUGGAGACGCCAAAUGGUAGUGCUGCACAUUAGGCAGGACUGCCCCAGGAAGCACCUGUAGUAGCCAUCUGAGGAGUGGCCAGUUGAGUUAUCACUAGGCUGUAAUGUAAACACUGCAUUUUCUCUGAAAAGACAGCGUUUACUGCAAAAAGCCUGAAGGAAAUGAUUCUACUUACCAGAACAAAUGCAAUAAGCUGUAGUUGCUCUGGUUACUAUAUUGUCCCUUUAGGCUAAUUGGUGACUACAGUGUAAAUUUAAAUUAUGUGUACUAAAUUAUUUGAAUGGCCUAAUAGUAUGCACAUCCUUUUAGAAUUAGUGAGUGUUGAUUUUUAAAAGCACACUUUUGAUGAAUACUCAAGCAACUCUACACAACAGGGAUCCCUUUCAUAUCCUCCACCACGUUAUGUCUCACAUAAAAAAAAUAUGGGCUUCACUACUUCCCAUAAUCCUGCUUUUUUCCCCCACAAUUCCCCUGUAACUCAUUAUUCCUAAAUAUCUAAAUGUAACUAUACACAUAUUUGCACAGUGACCCAGGUGAAAGCAGAAAAUGGUUCGCCCUGUAUUUAUAAAAACACAAAUCAGACAACAUUUUAUAGAAAUUAUCAGAAAUAGCAAAGCAUAUAUUAAUAAUAAACACAUAGUAACUUUUUUUUGUUUUAUUAAACAUCAGUUUAUAUUAAUAAAUUAUGUCACAGAGCAGCCAUUAUCUAACAUGCAUGUAAAGCGCUGCGGAAUUUGACGGCGCUCUAUAAAUAUCAUAAUAAUAAUAAUGCAUGCAUUAAAUGGAUAUCACAGAAUGCACAUAUAAACUAUAAACAUUAUAAAAUUCGAUGUAAAAAAAAUGAUAUACUGGAAAAACACAUAAGACCAACAGGUCUCCUAUUUCAUAAAACCUCAGUUUGCUGUUAAGGAUUAUAAGAUCUAAUCUACUUAGGUCUCGGUUGACAACCUUUUUCUUUGUAGAACUAAAUGUACAUGUCAACAUUGAAAUGUACAUAUAAGCACUAAUGGAUUUGUAUACAGUUACCAGGGCUAUUAUAUACAUCUACUCAUAAUGUAAAUAAUCACACGUUUUGUCAGCCUUUGCUAAAAUCUUCCAUUCCCUUUAUCAUUUGUUUUGUGGUCUCUACAAUUAUUAUUUUUUUCUUCAUAAUAUCAGCUUGUUUUCUUUUAUGUUUGUCUUUUAUUUACUUAUUAACUUUUUUUUAUUUUGAGAAACUGACCUUAAGACGUAGUCAAGGUGGAUUAAGACCAAGGAUUAUAUUGUGUUUUUCUGUUGUACAGGUUUAGCUCAAUCAGUUCUACAAAUUCUACAUGUUCUUCCAUGACUGCUAUAGCUCCCUAGGUAUUCUGAAAUUCAUAAAUGUGUUGUUGUUGUUUUUUUUUUAUAAUGCUUUAUAAAAGGUACACACAGAAAUACACACAAAUAUGAGCAAUGAUAUUUGAGUUAGAAACAUAAUGAGAGAGAGCAGGCUUUAUAACUAGAACAGGAAAUGUCAUGAGAAGCUGCACAUGUUAAGGUUUAAGAAGUAUAUAACUUCAGGUAAUUUAUAAUCAAAUAGAGACCACUGGGUCUAAAGAGUUAACACUGGCAAAUAGUCCCAUAGAGGUUAAGAACCGUAUAAAAAAGAAAAUAGACUUUGCAGAUGAAUUGCAGUGUGUGGCCACGAAUGACACAGCCUAGUUGCAGACACGGAUUGAGGAUCACUCAGCCAAUGCCUAAUGAGGGAGAGUUCCAGUCUCCCUCACUGUUAGCUAUAACAAUGGAGUUUCUCCACUGUGCCCAAGCACACAGACCAUCUGGGAACUUCCUCCGCCGUUAGACAACCCCACCUCCAGCCGAGGCUUGUGUUUGCCGACCACGGUGUCUUUGCAUCAGGUAACAUGGGUGGCAGGCCUCCGAAACUUGUAGGUUGCAUCUGGAGUGUGGCUGUUCACUUGUCCUGUAUCUAUGCGAGAUGCAGCAAGUGUGGGAGCCAUAUCGAUCAAUAAAUGACCACCGCCGCAGCAGCCUCUUACGCCGUCUCCACUGCAGCCUCCAACCAGGAAUACGUGGGAGAGGCCCACUCAAGCAGUGUCGUUUCUAGCAGGAUGGACUGUGGGAGCAACUGAAGGAGUGGAGGUAAGUCCCCCUGCACUAGGUAAAGCAUGGGCCCGUUCUUCCACAGCGCUCAAUUAGUUGCUCAAGCUUCGUCAGGGAACUUGCGAUGGCACCGGGUGGUGUGCACAAGGGAAGAUUAUGUCUGCCAUCUUGGCAAGAUCUGCUUUGUAGUUUGGUAGUAAAGACAAGGUCGGGCCAUCUGCAAGCCACACACAAAGUAUAUAGAUUGACCCAGAGGGGACUGGGAUACCCCCACCAGCUCAGGGGGAGGGGGGAACAAGGCAGCAUUGAGACUCGCUGCUGGGGCUGUGGUGUACAGAGCAGGAGAGAGGCCGUCUCCCCCGCCCGACAUUUUCCCUAGGCCUUGUCUGGGCCUUCAGCAGAAACAGGCAGUCAGUGCUUCAUGGGUUGUCAGGUAUACCCCGUUAGGCUCAGAGAGUAGGUAAGUCUCAAAGAGGUGCUGAAGGUAUGUACCCAAGAUAAAAAAAUGAGUCAGGAUUCAAUCAGUAGCUGAGGAGCAAUUGUGAGAUGCGUCCUGCUGCCAUGAAGCCCCAUUUUGUUUUGUUUUUAAAUAAAAAAAUCAAAAUAAAAAUAUGGUCCCUCCACUUAGCUGUUAGCUCAUUCUUGGCAUCCACGUUAAUACCGGUGGAAGAGAAAUAUCAUUCAGAUUGACAAGUUUUCGUAGAAUUCUGAUCUAAUAAUAAUAUGCAUAGAAUCUUAGAAAGCGUUCUCAUCUUCUCAGCAAUUACUCUACCAAACCAAAAAAAUUCUCACGUUUACUGUUCAAACAAUUGUUUGUGGGGUUUUGUGCAAGCUCGUUUUAGAUGAGCUGUGUCCAUUUUUAAACAAGUUCCUGCCACUUUCAUAAUUUUGUUAAUAUGAGAUACUGCAUUCUUUGUCCCAAAUAAAAUUUGGUUCAUGUCAAUAGUAUAAUUAUUACUUUAUUAUUUAUAAAGCAAAUUCCGUAGCGCUGUACAAUAGGUGGCCUAACAGACAUGUAAUUGUAAGACAAGUUGGACGCACAGGAACAGAGGGGUUGAGGGCCCUAUCUUACAUGCUAGAGGUAGUGGGACAUAGUGACACAAAGGGUAAAAGUAUGGGUAGAAAAGUAGGUUGCUAGAAAAGUAUUAACUGAUGGCUUAGUAGGUUAUUUUUAGCAGCUGCAGGAGAAGAGUCAUAGUGUGGGAAUAGAAAGCUGUUAACAGUUUGAUACACGCUCCCUAAGAAGUGAUUUUUUUUAUUAUUUUUUUAAGGAAUGAAGACUAAUGCAGAAGGAAAGUGAGUCCACGUGUGCGUAGUUUAUUUUACAUAUGCUUAAAUCUUAAGAAUCUUUACUUAAAUGAGUAAGAAUCAUUAGAAGAAACAUGCUUUUCAAUUUGGGAAAGUCUGUAUCAAACUUUGAAAUGUACCCUCCAGGCUGAACAUAAACCUAAUUUUUAAAGCAUUAUACAUAAUGCUCACAAUGUACAAUACAUUAUUUUUAAAGUGUCUGAAUUUGCUGCAAAUUCCCUUGGCUUUACAGCAUCUGCAGUGAGCUCUCAUUGAUCCGGGAAAAGGUUAGCUCAUCAGGAGCCUUCUUUUCUGUUCAUUGGAGUUUAAACUUAUCCCAAAUAACACCCAGCAAAGCUUUACAGAGAAAGUAGUCCAGCACUUGCCAGCACCUGACCAAACAGAUUUUAUUUCUAAGCUGCUAGCAGCUUCCCCACAGCUCUGCUCACAGCUUUGUGAACAGAGAUGUACACUGUGGUCAUCUGCCUUUAUUGCUCAGCAUGUCUAUAGCUUACUCCUCUGACAUCAUGUAUUUUAUAAAUUUGAAAUUGCAGUAUUUAUAAACAACCUAUUUUUUAACGGGAACUGUCUGUUCUUCAAUUUUAGCAAAAUCAAACAACUAAAAUUUAGUUAAAUUUAUUAUCAUUGAUCUGCUUUGCCAUGCAAAGCCAGUCAAAGGGUGCAAAUGUGUUAAUUGUUGCUGUGCUGUAUGUUUGUCGUUUUUGCAUAUGUACAGCACCUGUAUGAAAUGCCUAGGGUAUGGUAUGUCUCCAUUAGAGGCUCAAACAUACAGGUGUGAGUCCAACAUUGACGAGAUGGCAAAUUUGCUGCAAUGUGUAAGUGCUGUGGAGGUAAGUCAUUUUUUUAAUUUACCUACAUUUGGUUUAAUGAAAAAGCAUUUACUGGAGUAAAGGAACAUGUAACUGUCACUUCUCUGGAAACAAAAAUGUCUUUCUAAUUUAUAAUAGGAUUGCAUAUGUAUGGGUAACACUGCUACGUGAGGCUUGAUAGCAGUUGAUCAUCUACAAGAGAUACUGCAGCUCUGAUAAGAGAAAUACACUAUAUAGUAAGUAAAAUAUAGACCUUUUAUUCUUGCAGAUUGAACAGCAAGUGACACUGGAGCAGCUGUGUAAAUUAAAGAAAGCAUUCGAGGUAUGUCACUAAUCUAAUACUAUCCUUACCUUUUUGUGUCAUUUUACCCCACUCCCUCUAGCAUGUAAGCUCAUUGAGCAGGGCCCUCAACCCCUCUGUUCCUGUGUGUCCAACUUGUCUGGUUACAACUACAUGUCUGUUCGUCCACCCAUUGUAAAGCGCUGCGGAAUUUGACGGCGCUCUAUAAAUAUCAAUAAUAAUAAUAAUAAUAAUAAUAAUGUCUUUGUUAUAAUUUUAGAAAAAAAAAUCAGCAUUUGCUAUUUUCUGUCAAUCAUUUUCAUCAUAAGCAAAGGUUAUACAUAAGAUAUUUUUGUGCAUAAAUAGCCAGAGGAACAUUGUAUGCAUUGAAUGUGCCGUGUUUUUCAUCCUGUGAAUAUGUAACUUUCCCAGUUUCUUUAUUCUGUAUUUUUUAUUAUAAACAUUAGCCUGCUAAUAUGGAAAACACAGUUAGGAUUGCGAACAUGUCUUCUUGUGAAUUGUAUUUUAUAUAGUAAAUCUAAAUAUAGACAUGGAGGUUCAUUCAAUAGUGAAUUGAAAAUGAAAUUUCAGAAUUUAGAUAAAAAGAACUGAUUUGGAAAAAAAAGAUUCCAACACAUCGGUAAUCACAGUUUGACUAUUUCAGCCCAAAGCUUGCUAUUCGAUUGUAAAUUCACCACAAUUUAAACUUUAGUGAAUAAAUGCCAUAGUUUUUGUUACACAGAAUGUUUGCAAGUUUAGGAAUUCAUUCUUACAUAUAAUUUAAAUAUAAUUAUCAGCCAAGUUUGUGCUUGUGAACUUGUUUACUUAUAUAACUCCUUCCUUACCUGCAUUUGGAAGAAGGCAAGUAUGGGUAGCGGCUAUAUUCAGCUUUGAGGCUAAAAGAGAGAACUGAGUUUACACCAAAAUCUGGAGAUCGGAGCAUCUUCAUGUAAUCAUUGCCUUCACUCAGUUAUUCUGCAUAUUAAGAAACCCACCCCAUUGAGUAGAUGAGGAUUUCACUCUAAAUAACCACUGUCAAAAUAAUAGCUAACAUAUGAUAAACUCUGCUGCUGUAAUGUCUUAGUCAUGUGUAGGUUCUGAAGAACUACAAACACAGUCUACAUAUGCUCAGCCUACAACACCCACCCACCAAUGGCUUUGGUAAAUCAUACCUUGUGUCCCACAAAAUGGUUGGUGCACAAUGUUGGGUCCCUUGGUGUAGGUAGCAUUACCCUCAUCGUCUUUAUUUUGUAAACCAUUUGUAUGAAAUUGUUCCAUUCUCUUCUAAAAAGCUGCUGUAGCUCAACACGGAUAUCCCUCAGAUGUUAAUGCUUGCUAAUUUUUACUGCUCUCCAUAAUCGACCAAUUACAGAGUUUUGAAUCUGGGCCUGUUGCUUUUCCUGCUGACUGAUGACUGACUAUUGAGGAAGAGUCGCUGGAAAACACAUUGCUUUGAAAAUGGCUACAGGUGUAAAGCUUAGUAAAUUAAUACAUCUUAGUUCUGAAAAGUUUACCUGUUCCCCUCUUGUUAUAGAGGUUUGGCAUAGGGCUCUUACCCUUUGGGCCAUGAGUUUCUAUCCAUUCUUCUUACUCUAUGACAGUAGGCAAUCCACGGCUCCUAGAUUUUCCAUUCCCAUAGUCUUGGACCCUGGCUUGUACUUUAAUAAAAACUCACAAUUGAAUAGUGCUGCUAACCACUGGUGUCCUGUAGCAUCACAAUUGGUGGUGGUCAAAAGGUAUGUAAGGGGGUUAUUAUCUCUUUUCACUUCAAACUUGGUACUGUUCAAAUAAUCAUGCAAUGUAUCCAAAAUGACCCAUUUCAAUGCAAGCAAGGAUAAGCCUGGGGAAGAACACUCCCCAAUCCUUCCAAACUUGCAUCUACAUGAAGGACAUAUGCUUCAGUCAUUUUCUUUUUUAGGAGUAAAAGGGCCUCUUCACACUUUUCUCCAAAAUGUUUCUUGGGAUGAGGACUCUUCUGCCCUUUCUCCCCAGGUUUCACCUUCAGAAGAUUGUGAAGACUUCAUGCUAUCUUAGAGUAAUCUUUCAGAAAAUGAUGGUAAAAACCACAGAACCCCCAAAAUCAAUGCAACUCUUUAAUGUUUUUGGCCUAGAUCGGUUGACAACAUUUUCAAUUUUGGACGGGUCUGUGGCUACACCCUCAACAGACACAAAUCGUCCAACAUAUGUCACUGAACUCUGAGCAAAUUUACACUUAUCCAAACAAUCAAGCACUUGCAAUAGCCACUUUUCAUUCUCUGCCAAACACAAUUAAAUAAAAUUAAAAAAAAAUUCAUGCUCUUCAGGGGACUUGACAAACAUAAUUAAAUUGUCCAGAUAGACCAGGCCCUCCCUGGGGCUUAUAUCUCCUAGGGUUUUCUACAUUAAUCGCUGAAAGCUUGCAGGAGUUUCCACAAUACCUUGAGGCAUUCAAAUCACUUGAAAGAAUCCUAAGGGGCAUAUAAAAGCAGUUUUCUCCUGAAUUACUAUUUUCAUUGUAGUACCCAGAACAGAGGUCCAAUACACUAAGCCACUUGCUUUCAGACAAAACAUUCUGGAGAUCUUCUGUUUGCAACAGAGUAUAUUGAUCAGCAAUAGUUUUCUUAUUUAAAGUUGUAUAGUCAAUGCAUAAUCCUACUAAACCAUUCUUUUUUUCACCACCACUUUUGGUGAGGUAUAUGGACUCCUUGACUCUUGAAGGAGCCCAGCUUCCUUCAUUUCAUGAAAUCUACUCUAGAAUCAUCUGUAAAUGUACAGCCUUAUGGUAUUUUGAUAAGUCAGGUAAUUUGACAUCGAGCUAAAAAUGCUCAAUUCUUGUAUGAUGGCUGGAAGAGUUAGGCUCCAUAAUCAUGAAAAGCAGGCCAUCUGCAUAAGCAAAGAUCUUACAAUACACCUUGCCUGCUUGAAUACCUGAGAUUUCUGUGUUUACCCUGACCGAAGGUUCCACACUGAAAACAAAAAGGAGUGAAGACAGCAGGCAGCCUUGUCUGGUGCCAUUGUUAAUUUCAAUGGAGGCAAGAACACACUUUAGACAGACCAAUAUACACUGUUGAACAUCUUUUCAUCAUCCAUAGAGAGCAGAAGAGAAGGGGCGUACUGCUAACAAGCAGCAUAUGUCAAGUUAAGAACCUUAAUUGUGUUGUCUCCCAAUAUCCUCCCUUGGAAAAAAACCCCACCUGAUCCAAAUAGAUCAAGUGAGGUAAGAGAGGUGCCAGCUGUCACGGCCCCCGGCUCGCUGCGAGGUGCCAUCGUGCCCAACCGGCACGACUGUGCUGACAGACUGAUCUUACCUGCUCAGCAGUGAGUCGGGAGCCACUCUGCUGGGUUCUCCUGGCCGUCUGCCCAAAAUAAAGAUGGUGCCAACCAUGCAGUCGCGGCCAUCGAUGGCUUCGCCCCCAGGGGGACACAAACAUGCGUGUGACGUCACAAUGCCGAUGCACACGCACAUUCAUAGGUCACCCUCUAACCAAUUACAGUCAAAGGAGGCUUAUUUAAAUCCCUGAAGCUUCCCAGUUCAUUGCCCUGUCGUGGUUUCCUGUCCUGGUUCCCGAGAGUGCGUUUUCUGUUCCUAUUAUUGGUACUCCAGGUAUAUUGACUUUGGCUAUUCCUGACUACUCUGAUUUCUGGUUCUCCUGACUUGGCUUGUUUAACGGUAUUGUGUAUUUCUGACUUCCUUGAUCUCGGCUAUCCCUUGACCAUUUUCUGUCUUUAACGUAUUAGUCUGGCCAUUCUAAGGACCGGUUUACGUUCUGUCUUUUUCUGUUCUGUCUACGUAGAUGUUACAUAGUUCUGCGUGCUGGACCACAGUAGCAGUCGUGACACCAGUAAUUUAGCAAAUAAUUUCAGAUCAUCAUUCCACAGGGAGAAUGGUCAGUUACUAGAACACAAAGAGGGAUCUUUCUCUUUUUACAGAAUAACAACGUUGGCCGCAAUGGUGCUCUGGUGAAGGAUGUCUCCCUCGUGGAUGACUUUGGCCAAACAAAACAAAUGCUCUGCUAGGCUGUAGAAAUAUGUCUUAAAGUAUUUAAUGGAAAAGCCAUCAGGUCUUGGGCUUUUAUCAGGUUUGGCUAGCUUAACUGGUUCUUUUGGUUUGCAUAGAGUGCCUUCAUCAAGGGUUUGGUGGAGAUACUUUUCAAAGUAGGUAGUGAAAAACAAUGUUUUUUUUCUUCUCCUCAUUUGCAAUGUUUUCCCUGUCUUUGCGUGGCCAAACUGGAUUAUGAUAUUGUUUGCUAAAUAAUAUAAAUUUGAAAGAAAACAAAGCAUCUCAUUAAAAAAAAGAAAUGUUUUGGAUGGUUUUCAAUUUUGUAAAUUCAGUGUUGUAAAUUUCAGAAGAAUAACAGUUCCCUUUUAAAUUACUUACUUAAAUUAUUCAGCCCACAUGAAGCUUAGCUUGUCAUCCAUUCUGUUAUUGUGUUCACAUGUAUAGUAAAUAAAUAAAUAAAUUGUAUGCAAAUUGCAGCUUGAUGGAAAAAAAUACACCAGCAUUGUACAGUUAUAUGAAUCAUCAGAUUAAUCCUUGCUAAACUUGCUCUGAUUAAGGCCCUGAUUUAAAAUAUCUUAGAUAAAUUUUAAAAUGAAUUUUUUUUCAAAAUAUUAAAAUAUCAAAAUAAAUCACAUAAAAAAAUUAUCAAAAUAUUUUUUAAAUAUAUCACAAUAUAUGAAAUGUUUAUACAAAAAAUAAUUAAUAAUUUGAAAAGCAUAUCCAAAAAUAUUUAAUCAGGGUCCAAGAUAAGAUAUGAUGACUAAUAUUUUCUCUUUGAGCUUGUGCAAUGGCUGUAACUGUGACUAGUUUAUCUUGAAAUUCAGGAUCUGUAUAAAUGACAGCAUUCCAAAUAUUCAACUUAAACGCUUGCUAAUCCGUGUGAAAUUGUGUUAAGGGUGAAUAUAUGUCCCAUGGACUUUUCAGAUAAUACAACACAAACCAAAAACUUUAACUAUAUACUUACUUGCGACACUGUAAAGCAGAAAUUCGGAACUGUGUCGUCCUCCACAGUGUUGUUUUGAAAUUACUGCAAUAAAUGAUUCAAGAGACCAACAAUAUUUUACUGUCCUUCUGAUUGAAAGCAGGGUUGAGCAAAGUGAUGCAUUUUGGCUGAUGGUGUAGUGAUAUGGGCAGUCACAAAUCAUUUUGGGGAUUGUAUGAGCUCAGAAUAGGAUAAGAUAGAAUAGGACAGUCAUUUUUUAUUAUAAAAGUUGUACACCAAUGUGGUCAGCAACACUGAAUCAUCUCUCAAUUGUGAAUAGUACACAUGAGAAAGUGAGAUAACCAAACGUACAAAUGGAUUUACUGAGUGCAUAAGUGUUGCCUGAAAUUUAGCAGAGGUACAGAGAAUUUACAGAUAUUUCUGGCAAAACACCUUUUUCUGUUAGGGUUAUGUAUAAAGAGAGAAUUGUCAGAAAUUCAAUGUAAAUUUUAAACUUUAGACCAAAGUAGCUAAACUGAGAGUUUAGCUGAUUGGGGAAAUUUGUCCAAUUCAGCUAUUUUUACCGAAACAUUAAAAUUCACUUUGAAUUCACAACAAUUCUCACUUUAGUGAAUAAUCCAUCCACAAUAUUAAAGAGACACUCGCCUGCCCAAGUACUAAAAAAUAUUCCUUUUUUCAUUGCGGGGAUAAGUAAUUAUAUAAAAAAAAGUGCUUCCUUCUCUGGUGCCUUUGCAAGCUCUCCCUUCUAAACCCACCUAAACGUCUGACCUCUCUGUGGCUGUCCAAUCACAGACUUCCCAAUGCAGCUCAAUGAGAAGGCAGGUGCUCUGUGCAAUUGUAGCAUCUCGAGUUUAGCUCCACUGAGUUAACAAAACCAGAAAGUUUGAAAGCCAGGGGGAUGUAACCAGUGGUGUAUUUUGGAAUUGUGCUGCCCUAGGCACAAAUAAAUUUGGGCACCCUAAAGUCUAAAUUUGCCUCACCAAUUUAUGUCAGGGCCACUUUUUUGACUGAUAGACACACACACAUUGAUAAAUGCACUGACAUAUACUCACUGACAGAUACACAAUCAUUGGCACACGUAUGCAGUUAUUGGCGCACACACUGUUUAACCAUACACACUUUCACUGAGACACACACUGACACGCUCACUGACAGACACAUACUCUCAGAUGCACAUACACUGACAGACACAGACACACACAUCCUCACUGAUUUGACACACUCUGAUAGACACACACACAUUCACUCACUCAGACACACAAUGACAGCUGCAUGCACUCACUCACAGACAUACACACACACAAUGACACUCACACUCACUGACAGACACACAGACUCACAAUGACAGACACACACUCACUGACAGACACAAACACACAUUCACUGACAGGCACACACACACACACACACACACACAUUCACUGACAGGCAUACACACACAUUCACUGAAAGACACACACACACACACGCUGACAGACACAAACACACACACACACUUUUUCUCAUACACUCAUUACACUCACAAAUUAUUAAUAUUUCUUAAAUUGAAAUCCACCCAGCUUCCCUACUUUUGGGAGAGCUGAAGUGAAUGCUGUCCCUGACAGUUGCUGUGCUGGCUCGGCAGGCUCCUUGUUGGCUCCUGCUGACUAGGCUGGCUAUAAUGGGACUGCUGGCUGGACUGGCUCUGCUGGGGUCGCUGGCUUUGUUGGGGCUGCUGGCUGGGCUAGCUCUGCUCGGGCUGCUGGCACUCAAUGGAGGUGGUGAGGGAACUGAGCUCUUAUUGCUCAGCUCCCUCUGUACUGCUUAGUGAUGCUGGGGCCAGAGUGACAUCAUAUUCUGGCUCCCAUAUUACAGAAGAGAGCAAGAACAGCGCUCCUUCACCACCCGGAUAGAAUAUUAGUAGUUUAACAUCACGGGGGGGGGAGGGGGCUAAGGUAGCCAGCCAGCCAGCUCUUGGGCCCAUCAGGACACAAGGCAAACAAGGCAUUUGCCUGGGGUUUUGGGGUGGUGUUUUUUUCCGCCCCCCCUGAAAGUACCGCUCUAGGCAAAUGCCUUGUUUGCCUUGUGGUAAAUACAGCCCUGGGUGUAACCAGGUAAAUUUAUAAAACUGUCAAUUCCUAUUGAAAUCUGAACUUUUUGUAAAAUGUAAAAGGAAGACACAAGCUUCACAAAGUGCCUUAGGGAUUCAGAGUUUAACACAUAAAGCAUUUUCAGAAUCACUGAUAAACAUUCUUUCUUUGUUUUCGCUCAGCAUUAAUUCAGGCAGUAACACAUGAAUUUGUGAUGAUGUUUAUGUAUCAUUUUGCAAACAUGUCUGGAAUUAUAUUGCAAUUCUGAAAAACACAUGGGCAGGGCCGGAUUAACAUGCAAGCUGAUGGAGCUGCAGCUCCAGGCCCAUGCCUAUGGAAUAAGCUCAUUGAUUUAAAAAAAGAAAAAGAAAAUCUAUUUUUUUACACUACUAUUCACAUGCUCUUGCUUAAGUAUGGAAACUUAAGACUGGCGUAGGAGAACAAAACUGGUGUGGACCAGCUGACAAUGAAAUUAGUUAAGGUAAAGCUGACUUUGCGCACUAUGCGAAUGCUCUUGCUGCUUCAGUCUCUCUAACACUGUGGCAUGUUCCCUUUCUUCUACACUCACUACAUACACCUUUCUCUGUCCCAGACUGUGUAACAGGAACUUCUGCCUGCUAGUAUGAAGGUUAGGACAUGAGAGGACUAGCGAGUGCUAGGGGACAGUCCGUUGAAAGUGUAGACCCAGCGCAUCAUUACACACAUUUAUGCCAAGCUCAGGGGGCUGUCUGCAUAGUAUGCCCUUGGUUGGUUAUCCUACAUGAUUGGCAGGCAGCUUGACGUGCAUUCACGCCAGGCUGACCAUCUAAUUCUUCAUGCAGACACGCCCCCUUUUUGGGGAUGUUCUCCCCUCUGGGCGGUUCUGUUUUUUUUAAUUCGCAUCAGUGGCCCACCCUUUUACCCCACCUAUUGACAUCCUGCUUCACCAUACACUGCUGUUAGGGGGUAUAGAUUUACUUGAAAGAUGAAAGUGAGAGAUUAGCAUAAGGUGUGUGUUUUCUGAUAGCUAUAUCCUGGGAGUUUCCCUCCACCACCACCUCCACCACAUACAUGACUCUUGGGAGGUAUAACUGUUUUAGUGUUUUCUGUCAAUAGGCCCAUCAUAAUUGUCAGCACCAGGCUCAAUGAGCUCUUAAUCUGGCCCUGCACAUGGGAGAGAAACAUUCAAUUCCUAAAUAAUUAUAAGAGAUAAGCAUGUGUCAGUACAGAUGUGUAACUGCCAACUGGGUGAAUAUUUGGGUAUUUGGGUAUGAUUAGUAUGUGGGGUAACAGCUUCCCGAUCCCAGGAGAGAUCUGACUGCCAUUCUGGGUCUGAGAAGGAAUAUUUCCUAGUUUGUUGCAAAAUCGAAAAAGCAUUUGAAACUGGUUUUUGUUUUUGUUUUUUCUUUUGCCUUCUUUUGGAACAAUAGCAAAACCAGAUCAUGGUAAAAAAACAAAAAUAAAAUCUAAGUUAUGUGAUGGAUAUACUCACUAUCAGAAUGUUCAGAGCAAGCUAAAGAAGUAUUGUAAAUAAAGUCCAUAAGUUAAUUAAGGGAAAAGAUUAUAGAUCUCAUUGUAUCCUAAACAUGAAAAUACAAUUGUGCCUAAUGCAUACAGGAGAGUUUAAUUCUCAUAAGAGUCCUGACAGUGACCAUAGUGUAUAUCUAGCAUUAUGCUUCGUGGGCUCAUAAAGGGAGAAGCUCAAGGGGACAAUCAUUUUCGAUACUUAUGAAAGUAAACGUCCAUAUAAAUAAAUAUACUCAUUAACAAUAAGAAUAAUUUAGACCAGAUAAUGGUCGAAAGCAUAAUUGAUUUAUUUCCAAUGUAAAGGUAACCUUUAAAACCCAAACAAGUCUCAAUAGCCAUCACAUAAGUUUAUGAAUAGGGUAUACAAAAGUAAUACUGCUAGUCCAUAAAGCGAACCAAAAAAGUCCAAAAUGGGUAAAUUCGAUUGAAGUAGUUAAAAAAAUCAAAUGCCCAAUAAUGUUAGAAAGUCUAACGUAUAAACUGUGUGUAUGAAAAAAAAACUUUAAACGAAGAGGAUUGAGGGUUCUCAGUUGGUAAAUCCGGGAACAAUCCUUCCUCCUUAGGAGUGGAUCUAAGUCACCUUUCCUAUGGUCAGGUUUUACUUACUCAAUACCCCAGAAUCUCAGUCCCGAGGCAGAGACAUUGUGGUAAAUCCAAGCAUCACGUGAAAUACGGUGUCUUUCUUGUUAAUAACAGAUCUGAUGUGAUCUCUGAUUCUUUCUUUUAAGGGCCGUAUAGUCAUUUUAUACAAAUUCUGCCCUUUGCAUCUGACAGUCAGUAAACAGAGAUCAUGCAGAGGAAAAAAAAAAACAUGUUUCUCUUUAUCCUCUUUAUUUAUUUCCCUGGUUUUGCCUUGGCUGAGUUGGAUUCGAUUUAAUUUACUAAAUCUUUAAUAUAAAUUUAAAAGAAAACAGAGCAUCUCAUGAAAACCAAUGUUAAUACAAGUUUUAAAAAAAUGUAUUAGAUGAUAUAAAUACCAGAUAAGCAACUGUUCCCCUUUGAAUAUUUUCAAUUAGGAUUUUUCAUUACAUUUAGGGAUGACCUGAUAGAGCAUUAUGGGAGAUGCAGUCCACAGCCUUAGUAGUGAUUGAGGUCCCCUUUUGUUUCCUUGAGUGUAAUUUGAUAAUUAAACUGUGCAAUUUAUUACUGUAGCUUACUUUCACUCUGUUUUAGGAACUUGAAAAGAACGGCCAAAAAUCACUAGAUUUAGAUAAAUUCAAAUGGAUUAUGAAGAAAAGUACAGGAUUACGAGGCAUUGUGAGUAUUUGUCAAAUGUAGUCCUUCUCUGACCUUUUUAGUGUAUACAAUAGAUAACUUUGGUACGUUUAUAAACUUUCUCUAAAGACCCGUUUGAAAUCUUUAUAUAUAUAUGUCUGGUCGGUUUUGGUCAGUAUGGUACUUGAGUUACUCAGAAUGGCAAUCUACUGUUUCACCCAACUUAGAAUACCCACUUACACUUGGUGGUUUAAUUCAUGCCAGUAUCUAUUGCUGUUAUUAUCAUCUUACAGGCUGGAGAUAUGGUUUACUCAAAUAUUACUAAACUUUGUUUAAUGACUCUCAUAUAACAUUAAACCCAUGGUACCCAUAGACAAAUCUAUAUUCAUGGCUGGAAUACUAAGGUCUAAGCUGGGCUGUUCUUCAUCCAGUUGUAGAGGGGUGGGAUACGAAACUCAAGAUGUAUACUGUCAUUUUAUUCUGUUUCUAUGUGUAGGGUAUGAGACACCAUCAGUCCCACACAAUGAGGGACACUCUGUUAUCAGUCCAUUGAUAGGGGCUUCAACCCACAAAACCUUGAGUAAGGAAUUUAGGUUCCUACAUCUAGAUCUGUGAGUACCUUAUAUAUUUCUUUACUCUGCCCCACUCUCUACUACAAAUUGCAAAUGCCUAAGUGGGAGCUACAACUAAUGCCCAUGACCUUGAGAGGUAAUACUAAUAAUUCUAAUAAUUUGCAACAAUGCGUCCAUGUUCUGGACUCCGUGAGCCCAGGUGAUCCAAGAGCCUGUUUAUUUUUUUGCAAAAAAAAAUAAAAAUCAUUAUAUUGUAUGCAACAUAACACAGAAGAAACGGAGAUAAACACAGAGUAAGAUUGAAUAACACAUAUGGUAUCUUCAACAACCCAUAAUGCAAAGACAGUGUAGAAAAUUAGAAAAUAAGGAAACAAAAAGUAUAAGAUAAAUGAGGAGAGAAGAGAGAUGAAUUGAGGAGAGUAAAGAUAGAAAUAAUGAGGAGAGAAGAGAGAAAAAAAUGAGGAGGGAAGAGAUAAAAAAAAUGAGGAGAGAAGAGAAGAGGUGAAAAAGAAGAAAAGAGGAGAAACAAAAUGAGAGAUGGGAAAGUCCAAUCUGCCCCAUGAGGUAUACCCAUCCUAUAGCUGGAUGUGAGCCUCCAGAAUCCAAUUUCUGGACUGAUCCCACUUGUAUCUUGCUUUGAAAAAAAUUAAUUAAAUGUGUGGUCUAUCCUUAACCCCUUAAGGACACAUGACAUGUGUGACAUGUCAUGAUUCCCUUUUAUUCCAGAAGUUUGGUCCUUAAGGGGUUAAAGGUGGUUGACUCUCUAAUCUGCAACUUAAACUUGAAUUAAAGACUCGGGGCACUUUUGGCAGGAAGAGUCCAAGCAUAGGAACUCAGUUAAAGCUUCUGAUAAGCUGUGAAAUUGAACAAGCAAUAAAGGGAAGGGGUGACUAAAUUUAUCAAAACUGUAGGAGUCUCCCAAUGUCCCUGUCCAUUUUUGGUAACACAGACAGAUAUAUUGAAAUAUUGCCUCAGUUGUUCUACAUUAUUUAUGCUCCAACAAUAUCUGGGUGACUUGAGUCCAAUGUCCAGGUUGCAAUAUUACAAGUACAAAGUACAAAAAGUACAAAACUCCAGUUUUAUGACAUUUGUUAAAGCAAAUACACCCAAAAAGUUUGAUAAAAUUUUUACCAAGUUAUAUAUAUUUUUUUCUUAUCAAUACUUUCCCCUUGUUUUUGUGCAGUACAUAUUGAAUAAACAAUCUCAUUGCCUUUCAGAGUGAUGAACUGAUUGAAAAAUUCUUUAUGAAAAUAGAUUUUACCGCAAAGGGUAAAAUCCAGUGGGUAAGUUACAUUAGAUUAAUAAAUUAUUUACAGAAAUAUUUGCAGAGUUGCAAAAUUACUUUGAUGAGGUCUGGUAAGAGAAAACAAACACAUUUUUGUCUUACUUGAUUCCAUGUUUUACGUUUCAAAAAACAAAAAUAUUUUUUGUAAGCCAGAAACUCUCACUAAUCAUUAAUACAGCCUCUCUAUAUGUGAUUUUGCUAGCCAUUUCAGUGCUUUAGAUGAGAGCAGAAAUUCUGUGCCCUCUGCUGUAGCAUUGAAAUAGAGCACAACAAUAUGUAAAUGGGUAAACAAAAUGCGUUGGAUUGUCCAGAAUCUUCAUAUUAGUAGAUGGUCUGCUCUCUGAAGAAAAUGAGGCAGAAUCCCACAUUGGUGCAAUGGAAUAGAGUGGUAACACUGUAGAAAUGGUCUGGGGGUUCCCAUGCGUUUCACCACAAACAGUUCGACUCCCCCACAGAGAGGAUCAGUCAGGCUUCAAUCUUCUCUUUCUAGGUUGAAAGGUCUUGAUGCUUUUACUUUGACCUAAAGGAGCUAAGUUACUUUCUUUUUGUUAUUUUUUUUUUAUCACAUCAGACCUAUUUUUUAUUUGUAUUCAGAAAAUUUGAAUUUCAAGGGAUUCAUUUGAUAUGAGCAUAUGGCAUUCAUGCAUUUUAAACCAUGCCAUUUGUUCACUUGCUUGACUGCUUCCCAUUCAUAUUUUUUCAGAAUGAGAGAUAGCCAGUGGAUCAGUACCCAUCUUUACUACUUAUCAUGGAUAACUUAUCAUGGAUAGCUACCACCUAGUAUGGAGGUUGUAUGUAUCCCAUCACUCCUCCUGCUAGGCAGAAGCUUCUGGGACCUAACAUCUCCCUCAAUGAAAUCAACAAGAAAUAUUCAGACACGUUCUGGCUCCACAAAAAAAAAUCUCUUUUAAAAAGGGAACUUCCGUAGAAAUUUUUAUUAUAUAUGUGUGACUCCUUAAGUCUGUUAGAUGUGAGACAGCUGAUUUUUUUUUUUUGCUCAAAAUGAUAUUGUUAACUUUAUUAUCUUAUCUGUAUUUUUUUGGGGGGGAGGGGGUAUUUGCUUGUUUACAUAUUUUGUGUGUCUGAAGAAUAAUGCUUAGUAUGUUUAUAGCUUAUAUGUGUAUACCAAUAUAUAUAUAAAAAUAAUAGCCAUAGGGAGCAUUAACUAAAAAUAAAAAUGAAAUGUAUCUAUUUUUUUUUGCUGUGUAUUUUAUCAUAAAACUAAUUGCAAUGUAAUUGCAUUUGUAUUUUAUUGUAAUAAAAUUGAAAAUGUCAAUACUGAAAAAUUCCAAAUUAAUGUCUUUUUAUUAUCGGCUUGUAUGUUUUACCCUUAUAUUACAAAGCCAUGUUUAUUUUUAGGAAGAAUUUUGCACAUUUAUGCAGCUCGACUAUUCUGAACUGGAAAAAUUAAGCUUGAGACGUAAAAAGAUCAGUUUUAUUUUGCCAGCUACUAUCCAGGAGAUAAUACACGGAGAUCCCAUUCUGCGUGUAUUUCCCAUGACCGACAACACCUUGAUAAUGGUCAGAGAAGAUGGUCAUAUCUACUUUUGGUCCACACAUCUUAAACUGAAAAGAGACAAGAUGAUAUUUGUAUGUACAAUAUUACAUUGUUUUAAAUAUUAUUUUGCGUAAGAGAUAAUUGGCAUUUGUUGAAAUAAUAAUAAACUCUGUGUUUACAUUGACUCAAAAGGUAAUGUAAAACUGGAACCUGAAAACAUUAUGGCAGCUGAUACUUACUGUCGGUGCCCAAAGAGAGUAUAUAGUUAGAGGGACACUGUAGGCACCCAUACCACUUCAGCUCAUUGAAGUGGUCUGGGUGCAACGUCCCAUGCCCCUAACUCUACAGGGGUAAUUAUUGCAGUUUCUGAGAAACAACAAUAAUUACCUCUGAGGAUUAACUCCUCCUCACUUCCGGAAUUCAAACGGACCUUUGGUCCAUUAUCUGACGCUACACGUUCUCACGCUAUGCAUGAGGACCUCCAGUGUCCAUUUUUCCCCAUAGGAAAGCAUGUUGCGCAUGCGCAUUAGGUCUCCACCGCUGACUAACUGACGUCAGCGGGGGAGGAGCAUAGGUGGAGCUUGACCCAAUGCCGAGGCACAUCCUUCAGCCACAUGGGAGGGGGGCACGAGGGAGGGGGUAACUGUAGGAUUUUACUGUGCCAGGAAAAUGGGUUUGUCUUUUGGGCACUAGAGAAUCCCUUUAAUCAGAGAGAAAAUAGCCACAGAUCAAUAGUUCACACCUAUAUAACCAGAGGAAUCUGACAUAGGUUCCUCUCACUCACAGCCCUUCCAACUGGAUUGAAGGAAAAUUCAUAAAUGGUACUGAAAUGUGGCAUUCCACUACUUUUGUCACUAUGAGGAAGUAUUGUGAUGGCAAUAAACACUAGUUUUUAUAAAGCAAUGUGUUAAAUGUUGAGUCCUGCUCACCAUUUGCCCAGCAAAUCAAUGUCUGAAGUAGUAGAGGUGGAGUGUGGUGCCCGGCAGACCCAAGUAAUAGGUACAACCAUACUAAAACAGUUUAAACAUACCCAGGGCAUCACUACAUCAUGCUGCUUAUGUAACUUAGAGUGUUCCUUUAACAAAAAUAAGUUUAAAAAAAAAUUAGGCUUACAUGUAAUCCAUUGCAGGUAGAGUCUCCUCUCAAUAGCUCAAUCCACCUAUGUUGUGAUCAUCCAUCAUCUUUGUUACAACUAGGUGUUUCUUAUAGUGAAACAAAGCAUUGUAUGUAGCAUUUGCAGCAAUCAUUGCAGUUCGCCAAUUGAAUGCUCAUCAUAGAGAAGCAUUUUAAUACAAUGAUUAUCAUCAAGUUAUGUGUGCUAAUAUGUGAUAAUACUGAACAUGAAGACCUUCAAAAAUUAAGAAGUGGCUUUAGUCAUGGACAGUCUGAGAGCCACCAGAAGUGUGAUUUCGGCCAAUUGUAAACAUGUCUGUUUCUCAGAAAAAGCAAUGUUUUACGUUCCCAGAGAAUUGACUGAACUUUCAUAAACUGACCCUUAUUUUGUAUUGGACACAUGCUACUAUCUAUCAAUGUAGAAUACUGUAUAUUUUUUUUCACUGUGAAAAACUUUAAAUAAUUAAUUGAAAGAGCUUUACAUUUUUAAUUACACUAACCUUGAUCAUGUUUCAGGAAAAGAGUGCAAAAAAGAUGUCAAAGUGGGUGACCGACUUCACUGUCAUGCUGCAAUAUAACAAGCUGGUCUUGGGAACAGGGUAAAUAAAUGCAUUUUUGUUUGUAAAUGUAUUCGUUGUUUCUCUGAUAUGACAAAGUUUGAAAAAAAAUGUUUGUCAUGAGUGGAAAGUCAAGUGCUUGAUAAGUAAAAUAAUCUAUGAAUACCAAAUAAAGUGAUGUACUUGUUGCUCAAGCCAAAACCCAUGCCGUACCUUGUUAUGCGCUUUGCCCCAACCAACUGGGGCUGAUAUGAUUGUGGAGAAACCCCGUAGGAGGUUGGUCCAAGAACCAUCAAAUGCUUGGAGUAAUAUGGAACACAGAGAACUCGAGUGCAUAACUUUAUUUGGUAUUUUUCUUUUUACAUAUAUAUAUAUAUAUAUAUAUAUAUUAAAGUGUCACACACUUGUCUGUGUUAUUUGUGAAAAUGAUCUAUGCCAUGCAAUUCUACAGUGUCUCUUAGCACACAACAUUUUUGGUACAGAAUAUACAAUUUUGAAUUCCUGAGUUCUAUUUCAAGCUUCCCAUGGAUUUUUACCAAUCUAUUCUUUUCACCAUCCAAAUUACUAUCCUCUCUCUCUUUUUUUGUCUUAUUAAUGUUCCUCUUAUUUUUCUCCCCAUUAUUAUUAUUAUUUUUCCUAUUUCCGUUUACUGUGUGUUUUUCAUGAUUCUUUCUGUUCCCAUGUGUCUCCCUAUUUUCUCACUAUUUUGCUCCAUAUUUGUCAUCAUUAUUUUGUCCCUGUAAACGUUUGUCCUACAUCAUAUAAUUGAUGUUUCUCGUGGUAUUUAAUGUCUCACAUUGUCCCUCACAGUAACUUCAUUGUCCCCAUUGCCCAUCUGGUGUAAAUGUCAUAUGUUUAUCUGUCAUCCUGAAGUCAACCUACGUCCCUUCAGCAUUUACAAAGUGCACCUGGUUCUAUUUGGCCAAUUACUGUCCCCAGAUAUUCCUCCAAUAACCCUACUGUCCUCAUCGGUUCCUCGAUUGCCCUUGACAGUUUCUUUGGUGUGUAUCCCAGUCCAUAUGUUGUGACUCCAAUGUCUACCUAUUGUCACACAAUAUACCUAUUGAGUUUCAGCUGUCACUUUUGUAUCCCCAAUGUUCAUUUAGCCUUUCCAUCUGUCCCUUUAGAGUUUUAUCCAUUCUCUCCAGUAUCCCACAUUUAACCCGCCUCCCCCCACCACCAUAGAAUUCUCUACUGUGUCUCACUUGACACAUCAAUAGCGCGGCUACGAUCCCAUAAAUCCCCCACAUUUGUUAUAGUAAAUAAAUUCCUGAGUCUCAUCUUUUCCAUCCAAUACCAGUAAGAUUUCCAUGUGGUGUUUUUACUGCUUACUGAAGAACUAUAUUGUAUUCAUUUAUGAUGUUCUCUCUGUAAAAUGGUUUACUGAUAUAUUACUGCAAUAUUUAGUUUGAAAACGUUAUGUCUUUCAUAGGGACAGGGAGAUCCAGCUUUAUGAACUAUCAAACCUAGAACCGUACUGCCAAGUCACUGGACUGGAAACUAUGCCUUUAAGAUUAGACUACUGGUAAAGUACAAUUCUUACAUCCAUUGUGAUAUCCAUUGUGAAAUAAAUAGAUAAACUAAUACAGUCAACUUACUUUAGUAUGUGUCUUUGACAUGCCUUAUCAGACCGUUACUUAAAGGGAAACUUUACAUUCUCAAGAUUAGUAAUUUAAUUAAUUUUUUUAACAUUUGUUCUAUUUUUGUAGAUAUACAAUACAGGUAAAAUGGCAAGGGUUGUAUGGGAACAUACAGGGUUGUACAUUGAUGACAAUAAAUGUAAUUGUCACAUCUGAACAUUGGUUAUAUGUCAUAACAAUAAAUUUAAGCAAAACAUCACAUCAUCAAUUAUAUUGCAGGGUAUGGGUAACAUCAUUUUCCAAAAGAGGUAUCAUAGAUAUGGUGACUCGUUUGGUCUGAGUGAUAGGGCUACCUCCUCUAAAUGAAGAGCUAUAUCGGCAGCAUGCCUGUCACCUGGGCACUCCCCGUGUGCUUUAGGCCUGGCCCCGGUUCCAGGACACGCCUCCUUAACCAAAGUGGAGGGGGAUGACCUGGACUUAUCUCUUCUGUACUUUAUGGUUAAGGACUCACCUACAGGACCGCUAGUGCAGAUCUGAUUCCCAAGUUUUUGUGCUGGGUUUCAUGUCUUAUUCUGCCUGCUUUGUCUUUCCAAUGUACUGGUGCGUAGGUUUGAAAGGAAUGGAGGUGAGUGUGACGUAUUCAUGGUGGAAUGGUGAGUGGGGGGGGAGGUUUUAAUUGACAUGCCGGUCGGGCUGCUGGACAGGCGGCGCUGGCGAGGGAGCACUUUCCCCUGAGCGCUCUGCUCAGUUCCCUCACGUGCCGCCCGCAGAGUGAGGCUGGGAGCCGGAAUAUGACGUCAUGGGACAGAGUCCGCAUGAUUGCGAAACAACUUCGUUAAGGCCUCCAAUUUACAAGCUGCAUGUUUGCCGGCCUAACUCUGUGUCAAGUGGGAGCAUUUGGAGUGUCCCAUUUGAGCUGUGGAUACCCGAUAUAGAUGGAUUGUGUGCAAGUUAACACGGAGGGCCGUUAGAAUGUGGCCAUUCAGCCCCAAGGUUGGCUCAUCCCCUCCAGGAUUAGUAAUUUUAUGUUCAGCUACUCCCUAUAUUUAGAAAAUAUGUUUUUGUGAAGAUUAAAUAUUAAAAUGAAAUGUAGAAAUUUACACAACAGUCCUAGAACUGGGAACCUCCAUCUUAGAGCCUUGUCAAUCAUCAUUCUAAAUGUUGCUUUUUUUCUGCCAUUGAGCACAUUGGAACAGGAAAAAAACAAAACAAUAUUGUGUGUGCUGGUUGUGCCUGAACUGAACAUUAUUGUGAGUUGAUUUGCUAAAUCUUUAAUAUGCAUUUGAAAAGAAAAUCGAACACCGCAAGAAAAGAAGGCUUACACUAAUAUCAGCACAAGUUAUGAGUGAUGUUUAAUGUUUUGGUAUUCCUAGAAUUGACAGUUUCUUUAAAAAUGAGAAAUAUAAUAAAUACUUUUAACAGGGUUAUUGGAUACACUAGCACAUAUGUACCUUAGAGCGAACCACAACCUGAAGGAACGCAGGUUUAAUCACAGAAAUAUCUUCUGUAGCAUCUGACUCUCCUAAGUGCUCAAAUCAGAGACCGGUGAUAAACUAGUGCAUCUAUUGUCUCACUUCAAAGUGACAGAUGUCAUAAUGUGACUCACGUUUAUUGUUUCAGAUUUUUUCUACAGAAUUUCCUUGUAAAUAACUGUGAGACCCAUUAUCUUAUCAUGAGUGAAUUAAUCUGUUCAACAUAUAAACCUGUUAAGCAGCUCUGAAAGUCUAGAUAAAAGAAGACUGUGUAACCAGAGUUUAUUGUACAUAAUGAUAGGUGCAGCCUCAUUAACCAUACUGGUCCUCAAUAGUUCUAUUUACAAGAUUCUCUACUAUAGUAUUUGUUCAUUCAAUUUUAGUCAUGAUGAACACACAAAUUCUGGAGUCCUACCCUGCACUUUCUUGUCACCUUGAGGCAUGGAGCAGAGAUGUGAUAGAAUACGUGACCUUCUUAAUUUAUGAUUGACAUAGAUAAAUCCAUGUGAUUCAUGUCAAAGUCCAGGAAGCAACAUCUCCUUAGUUCUGCAGGAUUUACUGUUCAAAAUGUUUAAUAACGUACCAGAACCAUAAAAAUAUAUAUAUAUAUAAUCUCUAGUGGACCAUUACUACAUUAUGGUGUUAAGCGUUCUUUAACAAAAAUUAAAAUGGUGGUCUAAACACCUGUUAUUUCAACAGACCUGAUUGCAGGUACAGCAAACUAACUGUAGCACUUUAUUGUCCUAGAGUGUCCUCUUUAGAGACCUCUCUAAAGUGCCACCUGGCCCCAAACACAUCAAGCAUAUUUUUAUGCCAUUCCCAUCCACCCUGAUAUUAUGGAAUAAAUGUAUCUUUGUAUUAUUUAAAGUUUGUGGUAGGUAUAUAUUCCCCAGGAUGGGAUAUAACAUUGUGCACUUUAUAUAGCUGUUGUUGGAAGAUAGUCUACCCUUACCUCUCAAUUUUUAACCCAGAGCAAGGUCCAUAAAUACAAUUUGUCUCAUGUGCUGUGCUGCCCUCUAAGUUGCGUGAAUAGUAUUUUCAUGCCAUUCAUUUUUGAUAGUUAUAGCACAAACAUUUCAAGCUUUUAACACAACCUAUAUAUCCUACACAAUUCUGUAUGGGUAAAAGGAACCAUAACUUUAUUUAAUGUAACAAGAAGCUUUUCCUUGCAUCAGCAUCCUUGAUCAGCGUACCUGGGAAGGUAUUGGGCUUGCUCACAGUUAUUAGGUGUUUGGGUAUUUCUGUUUAAAUUUUGAUUCACUUCCAUUUUCUCUGAGACCUUGAAAUCAUAUCCACUUGCAAGUAACAGAAAAGUUUUCAGCUAUCUCAAGAUUGGUUUACUAAAAGGUAAAAAUAGAUUGUCUUUGUCUUAAAAAUGAAUCUGGCACGCAGAGCAGUGUGCUGAAACUAGGAAGUCGUCAAGUGUCACUGGUGGACUGACUCAUGAUCUUGUAGCCAGUUUCUUGGCGGAUGGUGCCAAGCUACUGGUUUAACUUCAUAUUUCUUCUCUAAUUAGCAGCCAAAAUAUCUAUAGGAUAAAUUAGGAUAAAAGUCUAACAAUAUAAAAAAAUUUAAGGUGGAGUAUUUGUCUUUCAACUAAGACACACAAUUGCCAGGUAUACUGAUAUGUGACUGUAAUCACAUUACUUCCUGAGAUCAGUUAACUCCUGAAUAAAGAAUGUUGCUCAAUUGUACAACUAUAUCAUACUCAAUGGUGCAAUCACAUGGGGUUUGUCUUCCUCAUGUUUAGUAGAAUGAUGAGUUUCAUUUCUGACUUAAUUGUCUGAAAUAAAGGUGAUUUAAAGGAACACUCCGGGCACCAUAAACAUUUCAUUGAAAUAAAGUGGUCGUGUUGCCUGGACUGUUUUUUUUAAAUAAUCGAGAACAGCUUCUCCCAUUAAGGAUGUUACGAUUGGCGAACGUUGCUUUCAAUCUUAGUAUCGGACUCUCAUUGGCCUCCGACCUAACCAAUGAGUGUCAAUAGAGCGCUAUUUAAACAAUUUAUUUUCUAGACACUGUUCUCCAUUGAAGAGGCUCUCCUCUGUUUAUUGCUUGAUGAGAUGCACAGAUUCUGAUACCUCUCAUCCUGCAUUUUAUUGAAUAUAAUGGCCACAUAUGCCGAGCAAUUUUCAGUCCGUUCAUCAGUUAUCAUCAGCUAACUAGUUAUUCUAAUUCUUCUGAUAGCGCAGGUGCCCUUGAAAGCACAGUUUAGCUAUAGAUGUGAUUGGUUACCCUUAUCCUACUUUGAAUGUUUAUUGGGAUUAUUUACUGUCCGUCAUUUUCAAAUUAAUAAUUUAUUUAUUUAUUUAUGAUUUUACCCUUAUUUUAUGGGAACAAGGUAGUACUGAGCUAGCAGAUGCUCUAGCAGACCAGCAGCCUCUUUUUGCAUUGGUAAAUCUAGACUUUUGACCUCAAACAGGGUUUUGAGCAUUUAGUAAAACACUGUUUAGUAGUUAUCUAUCUUUGUUAUACUUGUCAGCCUAGUCUCUCCAUUAUAUUUGGAUCUUACCCUCAAGGGAUUAUUAUGAGAUAAGACGGUAGAAACUUUGUUGCUUUGUGAUUCUAAAGAUACAAUUCUGCUACCCUGUAUUUAACAAGCUUAUUGCGGUUUUUGGUGCAGUAUCUGUAUUAUAUGUUAGAGUAUAUUUAUCUCUCCAUACACGUGCAGAUACUUUAGUUUUCAAGUUUUUUUCUUUGUAUAUUUCUCUUUUAGUACAUAUUUUUGUGGAUGCACAAUUCAUUUUAUUUAUAUCAUAUUCAAAGUUAAGUUUUAUUUCAAACUACUCUUAGAUCUGGAAUAGUGCCUGUUUCUCUUUCCAUAAUUUCUCAUUUAUCAGAGUUACCCGCUAUUCCUAUCCAUAGAUUGUCGCCCUAGAUUAUCUGGCUCCUACAUUAAUAUUUUGUUUACUUAACCCUAAUACAUAGGCAAUAAGACUAACCCUAAAAAAUAAGUCACACUCAGAAUGCUGUGGAAUGUGACAUCAAUUAAAAGUUGAGAUUUGGAACAUAACUCUCUAAAACUAGCAUUUCUAAUAGUAAUAGGAUACAUUGCCAGCCCAGCCCUCCAGCUAAGGGAAUAUUUAUCAAAGUGAUCUGAAAACCAUUGGUUACAUUCUGUCUUUAUUUUUGUUGUAUUUACUAAUGUGAUCAAAAAAAGGUGAUGGUUUUCUUUAUAGUAAAUAAUACCAUUUCAGAAAACUGACCAAUUUAUAGUAGUGGAAAAAUACCACCAGUUUUCGGAAGUGGUGGAAGUAGUGGGAAACAAAAAAUCAUAAAUCUGCUGUACUUAAGAAAGAGAAAUAUUGAGAAAUGAUGUUUAAGGGCAAAAAAGCAAUAGAUGGAAAAAAUAGCAAUAGAUUUAAUAAAUUGCACCAAAUAUUUACUGUAAACUCGAUGGAAAAGUGUUGGUGACAUUUAGACAAAUCUCCCAUGUUGUUUGUAUAUUUGUACACCUCCCAAACUUUUAAAUGGACAAGGAGGGACACUUUAAUGUGAGGAGUGUAGUUAGGGGAUUGGCUAGUGGCAAGGACUGUUCUGAGAAACUUUAAAGGGAAACUCCAGUGCCAGGAAAACAAUCCGGGGAAUUUCUAUUCAAUAGGGCUGAAUUGGUGAGUGGGGAUUUUGAGUCCUGACCAGUGGGGUUUGUUCAUUAAACUGUGACAAAUUAAAAUAUAGUGUUCAAGUAGGGAUUGUAGCCGUAUUAGUCCAGUGCUAAAUAUACAUAUAUGUGACAAAUUAUCUAAAGUGGACAAUACUGGAACUCUGUGAUAUUUCUAAAUAAGCAGGUUUGUCUAAAAAUUGCUUUAUUAAAAACACUCCUGUGUGUGGAAACCUUCAGAAUGUUUAGUGAAUUCAGUUUUUAAUUUAGCUUCUGUUAGGCAACAAUUAGCGAUUUCACCACCAUGGACUAGCGUACUACAUAUUAUAAUUCUAACAAAUUUUUUAAAGUAAAAUGAAUUAUGCAUUUUUCACUCUUGUUUUUCAGUGGAACAGACACUGACGAGUGUAUGAUUUUGUACGGUGAUGAUCAGGUGGGUACAACAUAUCUAAAUGUGUAAAUAUUCAAUUGUUUCAAAAAAAUUGUUUCGGUGUAUAUAUUCUGGCAUAUACAGUAUAUCACAAAGGUGAGUGCCCCCCUCACAUUUUUGUAAAUAUUUUAUUAUAUCUUUUCAUGUGACAACACUGAAGAAAUGGCACUCUGCUACAAUGUAAAGUAGUAAGUGUACAGCCUGUAUAACAGUGUACAUUUGCUGUCCCCUCAAAAUAACUCAACACACAGCCAUUAAUGUCUAAACUGUUGGCAACAAUUAAAUGGGCACAAUGCACCUUCUUCUAACAGGAAAAAAUGUUCUGAUUAGUUUAUUGUAUAUAUCUUUUCUUGCAGGGAUGUGUGAAUAUUCUAUUUCUGAAAUCAGUGGGAGAAAUGCUAAGGUACGAAGAAGAAAGCCUUGAAUACAGGAAUAGGAAAUCCUGGAGUAUCUGAUUAUUAAUCAAGUAUCUUGUAUGAAUAUAUGAAUACAUACAAUAUACCCUGCUAGGACACAGUGAUUUAAUCAUUUCACCUAUGCAGCAGAGAUGGUUUGAUGUUGAUGUCUGUCUUGUUUCUAGUUUCACAAUGUUACUUCAAACAAGCAUGCCUGAGGUGCCCCAAAGGCAAUCCCCAUGCGAUCAUGAUGUUUUACAUAAUGAGGCAAAUGAUUAACGUGCACAAUUUUUUAGAUGUAUAGGUAUAAGUAGUUGUGUCUUUAAAGCUUCGGUGUUGGAAGUAGGUAAACAUGCAGCAAACAGAGUUAUGUCAGAUAUCAAGUAUAGCAGUAAUCACAUUUUAGACAUAGUAGAUUAUGUGAGAAAGGCAUGGUGUUUGCAUGAAAAAAACGAGGAAAGCAUGCCACUAUGAUUAGAGAACCCCGGGCCCCCGAACAGAGACUCUCAUCCCAGUGAUAAGGUGACCCUGAUAAUUACUACUCCGAAGUCAGAGAGGAGGCGACCCAAGUCCCUAUGCAGGUAGCAGUCUACUCCCAUCACUGGCAGGAUACAGUCCUUCUCCUCACAGUUUCCUCUGAUGCUGUGGUAGGGUUUAUCAGGUGGUGUCAGCCGUUAGCGGUUGGGAGCUGGAUAUAUGCGGGGACCCCGCAGUGAUCCACCGCUGUCGGGUGUGUGUCUUGGCAUCGUGGGUCCGUCCCUGCUUGUAGCUUGAGUGUCUCGGGAGCUGCUCCGCCCUUCAGUUGGUCUCUGCACAAGGUCCGCAGUGUCGAUUGAAAGCACCCCAGGCCGGGUCUCGGGAUAGAUGAGUCGCUCAGGUGAUAUCUCCCAGAGUUGCCCGCUGUGAGAGCCAAGAGCCCUGGGGGAGCACCUUCUCCACAGUGCCGGUCAGGUUCAGCCGCCAUCUUGAAGAUUAGGCAAGGUCUCCGCUCUGAGUAGGGCCAUAAUUCAAACAUUUUACUGACUUUUUAAAAAUUGAUAGCAGAGCUGUAGAUGGAAGAAAAGAAUUUUAGAAAAAGAUGGGGCAAUAAAUGCUUUCACAUAGGGCUGUACUUAAUAUAAAAGAAAGUCCAAACCCGUUUUAUUCAUAUAAGAGAGAGAUAGAACAAUGUAAAGGGAUUGUACUAAUAUAUAUACAACAUGUAAAAUGCCUUCUUUAGAUUCUGGAAGAAGAUGCCACGAACAGACAGCGGCAUGCCAACAAUCAGUAUUGACAAGGCUGUUUCAUCACCUCAUGUAUCUUUUAUUCGCUGGAAAGUUCACAAUGAUUGGGUUACCCAGGUACGAGUACAUUGUCUUAAUACAAAACAUUGUUGCAUUUCUUAAACUAGCGAAUGGGAGCUAUGCUCUUUGCCAAUGAAUGUCGAUCAUCAUGGAAGUGUGUUACUGGGCCACCAGGGAGCAUUGGUUAGAGCCAAGGUCAGAGUAAUGGGGAGGCAGAAUAAACAAAUUACUAGCCAGGUUCAGGAAUACAGAAUGGCUGGGAGAAGAAUAAACUAGCCAUAUCAGGGUUACAGAAAUAGUAAAUAUCAGGAACUAGCCAAGGUCAAUUCCCAAAACAACAGACAUGAGUAAAGAAUGCACUAAAUUAGUCCUGGAAACAGAAACGAUAAUAGGGCACAGUAAAUAUGGCCAAAAAACUUUAAAUAGUGUUAGUGGUGAACACAUUGGUACACAUCACACCCACAACCCCAAAUGUGCGUGAAUGGGGACUCUAGCAUGACGUGGACCAUGUUGAACUGGAAGUGACAUUUACCCUCUGUGCCUUUAUGGAUGUGCUCUGUACGCGAGCAGCAUCCUCCUUGUUGAUGGAAGGCUUACCCGAUCGGUGCUCGCAGCCCCCAAGUAGCCCUCUAAGUAACAUCACAAUGAUCUGUACACUAAAACUACUUCAUUAAGCUACAAUUGGUUUGGUGCUUUGAGUACCCAAUCCAGUCUUUGGCCAAUUCCGUCAGGUUCUAAUUAUGCUUUGUAACAAAUUAUCAGGGUACUUUCUAGAGGCUGGUAUACUUCCAACUCCCCCCAAACAGGGUCUGUGUUAAGGCCUUACUGCCAAACAACUUUUAUCUACAGUGUUGCCUGGGUUGUGUACACAGAAAUACCGAUGGCCUUUUCUCACAAGAGAACUAUUAAACAAGAAUAAAAAAAUGCAUUUCACAACUACUGGUGGAGUGCAAACUUCGGCACUCCAGAUGUUGUGAACUACAUCUCCUCUGAUGCUUAGCCAGAAUUACGGCUACAAGAGCACUGUGGGAAUUAUAGUCCACAGCAUCUGGAGUGCUGACGGUUGCCUACCCCUAUUUUUGAACAUUAAGUAUUUUAUCCUUCCAUUAUGUCUUUUAAGUAUUUCAUCCUUUAUUGAUCUACUAGUGACAUCUAUUGGUUGAAUUGUGUAUUGCUUUGCUAAGCCAAAUGUAUGUGACCACAUUGCUUCCCCUGCACUAUGUAUAAAGUAGUUGUGUUGUCAAAAUGUAAACUUCAUGGAGGCUGUUUAGUGUACAUUCACUGUUUAUCCUUAGUUAUGGAAUAUGAAGUGCGAUGUAUGUUGUACAUGUUGUGUCCCUAGUCAUUCCAUCUAUUUAUAUAUUUGCUACAUUAUGUUCACUUAAAUUUACCUUUUGAGCUGUAAAAUCUUUCCCUAGUUAAUUUAUGUCAUGAGUUCAAUUCACUUUUAUGAAGAGUUAAUAGGGAAAAGAAAACAAGUUAAAAUAAAAUGAAUUUAAUUUUGAUUUUGGGUACUGCAGUAACUAUUCCUCUGUGUGGUAACAGUGUAUGUUAGAAAGAAGGACACACUAAAAUUCACAAUCACAGUUAAUUGAUAAAGGCGGAGUGCUAAAACGUUGGGGGGAUUGUUAUAUUAUUAUUAUAUUACUUGUUAUCUAUUUGCACUCUCCUCUCACGUCUCUCUCUUGUCUUGUGGUAUGUAGUUUUAUUGCUCUUCUAUACUAUUUAUCAUUUAGUGGUCUGUUAGUGGUCUUCAAUCGGGGAACAACGAUUUGUUGUUCCCUGAUUGAAGAUGCUUGGUAAAUAUCAACCCCCCUUUGCAUUUUACAAUAUUUACUUACUCAAUGGUUAUAUAAAUAAUUUCUGCAUAUAAUGUUUUUGCGAUUUUUGUAAUGAUUACGGUAUUUGUAAUUAAGUUCUAGUUAUGUAUUUUAUCUAAAUGUUGUGGUCCUGUGUUAAAGUUUAUACAAUUUGUGCAACCCCAUGUGGCAGUCCCACGGCAGGUCCAGAUGGGAUUGUGAUACUUCAUGGGAUUUACUAAAAGUGACAAUUGUCAGGAAUUCAGAUAGAAUUCUAUCAGGGUUAUUCACUAAAUUGAGAAUUUAAAUUGAACUGCAUUAUAGCAGGCCUUAAGACAUCUUUCCGUUCGGCUAUUUUGACCUUAAAUUUGAAAUUCACUUUGAAUACAUCUUGAAUCUACACUUAAGUUAAUAACCCUGUAAGUGAAUUUCAAGGUCAAGGUCAAAGUAGCCAAAAUUGAAGCAUAGCUGACUCAAAUAACCCGGGGAGUGUGGACAUGGGUUUCAAUAUAACACUUUGCAGUAUUUAACACUGACUUAUAUAAAAAGUUCUUCUGCACCAUCUGUAAGAGAAUAAUUUAAUGAUCGCAGACUGUAUGAAAAUCUGUCUUUGGUACUGGUAGUUUUAUUUUACAGAAAUAUAUCUAAUUUAAUGUUGAUCUUGUUAAAUGUUUAACUGUCUCUUUCUAACUUACUCUCCCCUAUAGAUGAAGUACUAUGACUCCAUUAAAUCUGUUGUUUCUGCCUCGAAUGAUGAAUCUACAGCUUUAGUAAUAGGUAAUAUUAUCUUGCAUUGAAUAGAAAAAUCUUUCAAUAUAUGCAUGCUUUUCACAAUAUUCUUGAAUGCCAUGCUGCAGUUGAUGGUUUUAAAGGAACACUAACCACCAAAUCUCUUUAGUUCAAAGUUUAGCUUAGCGGCCAACUUUGAGCACCAGACAGACCUCCAGUGUUUGUCAAGCAGCUCAAUAAUGAUUUGACAAAAAACAAUGGGUAGGCACACAUAGACGCAUAGCACCAUAACCACUACAGUGAGCUGUAAGAUUACAGCAUAUAGAGGACCCUUUAAGCAUGCAACAGAUACAUACUCAAAAAAAUACAUGUAAAACAAAACAGAACAUCUAGUUUAUAGGCCAUAGCUUAUUGUUACUCACAGCACAAAAAGAGUUGCAACCUUCCUCAAGCAAUAUGACAAAGCAAAAGACAGUCACUUCUUGACAUACUCAGUAUGUUUUUUUUCCAAAAUCUCCAAAUGAGCUGCCAAAUUGUUGCCAGCCCAGACCACGAAAUAUCCCCGGUCAUGUCAAAUGGUUCUGUUGGUAUUCCUCCAUGGAACAAAACAAAAAGGAAUACAGAAAUCAAGCGAUGAAUCUAUCGAUUCAGAGCUGUAAGAUCCUUAUUGGAAUGUUCAGAUUAAAAAGUUGUACAAUGCAAGGAUCAUAAAGAUAACAAAGGUGAACAGGAUCCCUGUGAUCCACAGCAACACAUCAAAGCCAAUGCUAUUAAUCCCUAAAUACCAACAAUCCCAAAAAUAUUGUAGAAAAUGGUCAACAUUGUCUUCAAACUCUACAAACAAAAUGCCUCUUCCCAAAACCUUCCCAAGUUGCAUCCUGUAUAAUGAAACGAAACUUGCAAAACCGCAUCUCAGUGUCAUUCAGAUGUUCAGUUUUCGGUGCAUUGGUUAUCUAGUAAGAGGCCGGUCUCUGGCAUUGGUGUACUCUUCUAUAAUUUAGGAAGAUUAAACCUUUUAAAUAAAAAUGGGUGGCAGCAGAAAUGGCUGCUCGUUGGCUUGAGGUUACUAAGUAUUAGGAAUACUGUUACAUAGCGUAUCACUAAUCCUUUUCUUCAAUGUGUUCUUUUAGGUUGUACAGUUGGGACAACAAAUGUUGAACAGCAAAUGAAAGAUAUAAAAGAACAUGGGAAGGACACAAAGAGCCGACGAGCACUGGUUACACUUGGACCAGCGCAAAAGAGAGCAUCCGGAGAUCAGACUGUGUUCCGUGUCUACAAAGGAGUGAAAACAUUUGCCCUGUGUAAGAAGAACAGUCUUAUUGCAACUGGAGGAAUGGACCGGAUUAUUCGCAUGUGGAAUCUAUACGUACCAACGUAAGGUUAUUAAUCCCCGUAAGGAAAACUAAAAUCCGAUAAUAGCUAAUCAUACAAAUGUGUUCAUUUGUACUAUAUGCAACACUAAUCCUGGCUUUAGUGAAGUAAACACUGUUAGCUUGUUAUUUAAACACUGUUAUCAAAUUACACCUCGAGCAUAUUAUAUGGAUUCCACUGAAAAACAGGUUUGGAGCAAAAGGUCAAAGCAUUGUAACGUUAAGCUUUUAAAAUAACAUGGUUACAAAUUAAAUAGAUUUUUUUUCUUGAAUACAGGCACUCCUCACUUACCGAUCGAGUUCCGUUCCUACGACCCGGUCGUAGAACGAAUUGGUCAGUAAGUGAGGAGUUAAGGGAUUCCCUGCUCUGGUGCGUUCCUCUAUGUUCUGGGAAACUUCCCUGAACAUAGAUUAGAGUGAUUCCCUGCUCUGCUGCAUUCGUCUAUGUACGGGGAAGUUUCCAGAGCAGGGAAACUCCCACCCCACCCCCCCGCCACGGCUUGCACUAACCACUGGUCGUAAGUGUGAGCCGUCGUAAAACAGGUAGGUCACAAAACGAGGACCACCUGUACUAUUAAGACAUUAAGAUGGAGAAUACAGAGAGCUGCAGAGCUUAGCUGGAGUUAAAGGGACACUCCAUUGCUCAAAUACAAAGAUAAAUACAUUUGAAAAUCACUACUUAGUAAAUGUGCUCUGAAUGAAAACAUGCAUGCAUGCAUUUUAUAAUGCUUUUUUUUCAUUGAGGUAUAAACACAGUCUACAAAAGCUACAGUUCUCUUGUCUGCAGCCUUUCAUAGGCGUGCGCACGGGGUGUGCCGGGUGUGCCUGGGCACACCCUAAUCCCGCGGCACGCCUAUGUAUAUUGAGACCGGCAGGGGAGAUCUCAGGAUCUCCCCUGUCGGCUCAUGCAGAGCCGGCGCUAUCCGAGCGCCGGCUCUGCUCUCAGCCUCCCUCCCCACUGACCCACAUGCAGGGAGGGAGGCAGGAGAGGACCGGCGGAGCUCUUGCCGGCAGCUCCGCCGGGUUCCUCUCGCGAGAUAUGAGCGUUGCCACGGCAACACUCAAAUCUCGCGAGAGUGAACUCUAGCCCCACCAGGGAAGGAAUCAGCAGCACUAUCCCCCCUCCCUACAAAAGGUAAGAAGGGAGGAGGGACAUCAAGUAAAGUACCCCCACCCCCACAAUCACCCACACACAUACACAGCACCAACACACAUACAGCACACACACAGCACCCACAGACAUACAACACCCACACAGACAGCACCCACACACAUACAGCACCCACACACAUACACAGCACCCACACACAUACACAGCACCUACACACAUACAGCACCCACACACAUACACAGCACCCACACCCACACAGCACCCACAGACAUACACAGCACCCACAGACAUACACAGCACCCACACAGCACCCACAGACAUACACAGCACCCACAGACAUACACAGCACCCACAGACACACACAGCACCCACAGACAUACACAGCACCCACAGACAUACACAGCACCCACACACAGCACCCACACACAGCACCCAUACACAGCACACCAUACUCAGCACCCACACACACACACACAGCACCCACAGACACACACAGCACCCACAGACAUACACAGCACCCACAGACAUACACAGCACCCACACACAGCACCCACACACAGCACCCAUACACAGCACCCAUACACAGCACCCAUACACAGCACACAUACAGCACCCACAGACACAGCACCCACAGACACAGCACCUACAGACACAGCACCCACAGACACAGCACCUACAGACACAGCACCCACACACAUACAGCACCCACACACACACAGCACCCUCACAAACACACACAGCACCCUCACACACAGCACACAAACAGCACCCUCUCACACACAGCACACUAACAGUACCCUCACAAACACAAACAGGACCCUAACAAACACACACACAGCACACUACCAGCACCCUCACACACAAACAGCACCCUCACACACAGUACAUUAACAGCACCCUCACAAGCACACACACACACACAAACAGCAUCCUCAAACACAGUACAUUAACAGCAUCCUCACAAGCACGCACACACAAACACCCUCACCCACAUAGCACACUACCAGCACCCUCACACACACACAUCACACUAACAGCACCCUCACACAGCGCACACACACACACAGCAGUGUGUGUAUGUGUGUGUAUAUAUAUAUAUAUAUAUAUAUAUAUAUAUAUAUAUAUACACACAUACAUAUAUAUAUAUAUAUACAUACAUACAUAUAUACAUAUAUAUAUAUAUAUACACAUAUACAUACAUACAUAUAUAUAUGCGGCGUGUGCAUGUGCUUUAGGGUGCACACCCUAAUGCAAUAGGCUGCGCACGCCUAUGCAGCCUUUACAAACUCUUCCUUCCUUUUCCAACCCAAACUUUCUCUGGCUGUCCAAUCACAGACUUCCCAAUGCAGCCCAAUGAGAUGUCUUUGUAAGGCUUCCUCUGCUGCCUCUCAAACCAGGAAGUAACAAGGCUGGUUGCCUGAUUGACAACCAGGGGGUGAAACAAGGUUAAUUUAUUAAAGUGCCAAUUUGUAUUGAAAUCUGCACCUUUUGUAAAAAAGAAAAAAGAGAAAGCUAAAGGGUUUUUUGUCUUUGGAGUAUUUCUUUAAUAAAGGUUCUUUUUUGGCUUCUUCUUUGUACUAACACAAAUAAUCAGAAUUAGUACAUGCAAAGCAGGACUUGUGGGAGACAUAUUCUCAUGUACCGAGGCAAAUUCUGCUUAAAUUAAAAAACUUGAUGAUGGAGUUUUGUGAAUAGCUGAUGUUACUGUUCCAGAAUUCGAUAGCAUUCUUUUUUAAACCUUCAAGCAACACUUUAAGCUCCAAAACAACUUUAGUUUAAUGAAGUGGGUUUUGUUUGUAGAUCAUGCCCCUGCAGUCUGACUGCUCAAUUCUCUGCCAUUCAGGAGCUAAAUCACUUUACAUAGACCUAGCCACAACUCUCCUGGCUCCGACUCAAACAGCCUGCCUAGAGACUUCAUGAAAAAGAGUGUACAUUUGUCUACAAGAGAAAAGAACUCUCUAGAAGAGUGGGAAUACCAGGAGCUGGCUAGGUGACUAAUGGCUAAAAUACUAAUACAUAGAGAUAAAUAUAAAUACAAAAAUAUAUAUAUGGUACUAUGCCUUUAAAUCUGGAAUGGACAAAGUAUCCCUAUAAAUGUGCAAAAAUGUGAAUAAAGGUGCUAUGAGUGGAGAUCUCAAAUAAACGGGAUAUCCCUUUAAAUAUGCAAAAAUACAAAGAGAAUGCUGCUAUACCUUUAAAUGUCCUUUAAGAGUGUGCAAACAUGCAAAGCAGUGCUAUAUAGGGGGGGUGAUAAAUAAAAAAAAAACGUAUAUAUAUAUAUAAAUAAAUAAAUAAAUACAAAAAUGCAAAAAGGGGAAAGAUGAGAGACCAAAUUCUCUGCUGGAUGACCAAAAAAUAUGUAUGAAACUGGUGUCUAUAUCCCAAACAACAUGAGGGAUAAAUGAUACCUGUUGCAAAUAAUAUACUUAGUAAAAGAUAGAAGUAAAAAAUAAUAAGCUAUACAGUACAAGGAACUGUUAGCUUUAGGCAAUAAAAAUGAAAACAAUAUAUCGCUGGAAAACUGAAGCAUAAAACUGGAUCACUUCAUAUAAGAAAAAAAUGCCAGUUUAUUGAAUAUAUUAAAAUAACUUUGGAAAAAGUUAAAUAUAAAAAUACAGGUCACACUAGAUUCAGAAAUGCAUUACCAGACUGAUGCAUUGAGAAAUAACAGCAAGGACCUUCGGAUUGUUAAGGAUGGAUAUGGAUUGUGAUGAUUCAAUAUACAGCUGCCGGUGAGGAUGGCUUGUGUCUGUGAGCACGUCCCGAGCAGGAGCCUCACUUCAGGGGACGUGCAGGACAGAUGCCUCCGGUGGCGGUACUUUCCAAACAGGUCCUGCGUGUGGAGAUUAGUGGUGCUGCUGGUACAUGCGUCUGAUCCCGUGUGUUGCUGGAAUGCCUGUCUUACGCGUUUCGUAGGGAAUGGGCCCUACUUCAUCAGAGACAUAAUAGUUUCUAGUGCUUCAGUUCUUCUUUAUAUACAUUGCCUAAUUAUCAAUCACAUUUAGGUGUUAAAACCAAUAUAUUCUAUACUAAUAAAAACAGUAUUUGUACCUGCAUAAAACGAUACAUACAUAUACAUAAAAUGCAAAUCAUUGCCACUAGGGUAAAAACAAUAUUUAUAAAGUCUCAUAAAAUGUAGACAAAUACAUAAGACCGGUAAAUGUAAAAAUACAUAAAAGCAAUAUAUGAAUGUUCCAAAUGGAAGGAACAUAUAUAAUGAAUCAAUUAGAGAUAAUGAAAUGCUGGACAUAAAUUGGUAUAUAUACAUGAAGAUAGGUGGAUAAAAUCAUAAUAGUAUAUUGACUACAUAUGGAUAACCAAUACUAGAUAGGUACCAUAUAGUUAUAGUGUGAAUCCUUCCUUCUAGGAGAAAACAGGAGAAAAAUAAUAGUUAAUAUAUACAAAAUAGAUAAUAAAUAAAUAAUCCCUGGUGGUGGUCUGUAACUAUAAAUAAAGAUGAAAAAAAAAAAGGGGGGGGACUAUAAAUAAAGGUGAAAAAAAAUAUAUAUGUAUAGAUUAUAGGAAAGCAUUAAGCUCAAAAUCUACAUUGAGUCCCUUAGGGACCCUAAGGGACUCAAUGUAGAUUUUGAGCUUAAUGCUUUCCUAUAAUCUAUACAUAUAUAUAUUUUUUUAUUUUUUUUAUUUAUCACCCCCCCUAUAUAGCACUGCUUUGCAUGUUUGCACACUCUUAAAGGACAUUUAAAGGUGUAGCAGCAUUCUCUUUGUAUUUUUGCAUAUUUAAAGGGAUAUCCCGUUUGAGAUCUCCACUCAUAGCACCUUUAUUCACAUUUUUGCACAUUUAUAGGGAUACUUUGUCCAUUCCAGAUUUAAAGGCAUAGUACCAUAUAUAUAUUUUUAUAUUUUUAUUCUCUAUGUAGUAGUAUUUUAGCCAUUAGUCACCUAGCCAGCUCCUGGUAUUCCCACUCUUCUAGAGAGUUCUUUUCCCUUGUUCUAUAUAGGUUUUUAGUGAAUCCCUAUCAUUACCAGUUUUCGAGCAGCUUAGUGCUAGUCUGUCUCCCUCUCUCCUGCGUGGUACAUUAGGUACACCAGAACCGUUCUACUAUUUGUCUACAAGAGUCUACACAAGCUUCCCAUAUUGCACCGUGUAUUUAAUUUAGAAGUUCUUAUCUCCUGCUCUGUUAAUAGCUUGAUAGAACCUGCAAUUGCCUCCUGUAUGAUUCAUGUUCAAUAAGGCAAUAAUAUAUUCUAAAGUAAACUGAUUGUGCUGUAAGACUGGGUUGUAAAUUAAACAAUUUUUUUCACGCAGGCUGUGUGAGUCUCAGUCUGGGGAGGUGUGACUAGGGUUCCAUAAACAAAGAGAUUUAACUCCUACAUGGAAGGAAACUGAGCGGUGAGAUUGCAGAGGCAUGAUCUAUACACCAACAGGGUUAUUCACUAAGGUGAGAAUUCAAAGUGAAUUUCAAAUUUAAGGUAAAAAUAGCCAAAUUGGAAGAAUUCUUUGUCCGCUAUGAUUCACUUUGAAUUCACCUUGAAUAUGUUGUGACUUCUAUGUCUGAGUAGUUAUGCUCUUUAGAAUAAUAUGAUUAAGAUAGUUAACCUUUUAGUGUUGCAGUUUUAAACCUCUGAGUCAGGACGCAAAAUUGGAUCCCCAUGUUAUUUUAGUAGGUCCUCAAAUGUAGGAACAGACCCAUCAUAUUCCUCAGCUCCAAGUCUACUGCCUAUAAUUAAGUGUUUACUGUCAUGGGAAUAGCUUGUUCUGUGUUACAUAACAGUGAAGGAAUGGAUCACCGAGCAAUUUUACAAUUACAGAAUGAGAUGCCAAGCUAAUGCUAUUUAUGUCACAUGAAGCCAUGUCAAAAAAGAAGAUUUUUCCCUACAUUGCUCUGUAUUCCUGAUUUCAAAGGGUUAAUCACUUUGUUGUUUCUUUAAAGAAUGAAAAUAUUUCCUUGUUAUAAUAAAGUUAAUAGCUUGCUUAUCUAUUAUUUAGACGUGCCAUUGGGAUGCUAAGAGGCCACACUGCUCCAAUUUUUUCCCUUGAAAUCUCUUCAGAAGACAACAAAAUAUUUUCUGUUGCCGUUGACACUACUAUAAAGGUAUAUCAAUAAUAUGUAUUGCAAUGUCCGCUGUAGUUUCUCAGUUUUAACAGAAUUAAAAAAUAGGUUUCAGAUUUGUUAUAUGUUACAGUAAAACGAGACAUGCUGUAAAUGGUUAGUAUUUCCAUCUGGUCUUACAUGAAAUAAAACAAAUCAAACACUCUCCCAAAUAUGAAAAAGAUACUGUGCAUAUAUUGUUGUUUAUGUUGCUAAAUCACAGCUAUCUGACAGUUCUAUCGCAAGCAGUUGCAGAACACUAAAUACAAAACCUGUCUGAAUGCGUUUACAUCUAAAGCUACCAAAAGUCUAGUUAAAAAAUCCAUAGCUUCUGACCAAGGUAUCAACCUAGAGCCUCUAUCACAGGGGUUCUCAACCCAGUCCUCAAGGACCCCACUACCAGUCUAGGAUUUAGGGAUUACCUGGUUGUGUCUAAGGUGUUUAGAAAAAGGAAAAAAAACACCUUAGACUCUAAGGUGCUUUUUUACCCAGGUAAUCCCUAAAUCCUAGACUGGUAGGGGGUCCUUGAGGACUGGGUUGAGAACCCCUGCUCUCACCUAAAACAAAUUCACUUCACACAGGCAGGUAGCCUUAGUGAGUACUUGGACUUGUUUUGGCCCAAGGUUACAUGUAUUUUGGCCCCCACACACCAAACUGAAAUUAUUAUUUUUUUUUUAGGUCUCCUUCUGCACCAUGCACAACCACGUUUUGUUAGGAAAAUUACUCCCACAUUUUUAUAUGCAUAUACAUGUAUGUAUUCAGAUUCACAUGUAUUUAUAUUCAUGAACACAUAUAUGGACAUAUACAGUAUCUCACAAAAGUGAGUACACCUCUCACAUUUUUGUAAAUAUCUUAUAUCUUUUCAUGUGACAACACUGAAGAAAUGACACUCUGCUACAAUGUAAAGUAGUGUACAGUCUGUACAACAGUGUACAUUUUCUGUCCCCUCAAAAUAACUCAACACACAGCCAUUAAUGUCUAAACCGUUGGCAACAAAAGUGAGUACACCCCUAAGUGGAAAUGUCCAAAUUGGGUCCAAUUAGCCAUUUUCCCUUCCCGGUGUCAUGUGACUCGUUAGUGUUACAAGGUCUCAGGUGUAAUUGGAGAACAGGUGUGUUAAAUUUGGUGUUAUCGCUGUCACACUCACUCAUACGGAUCACUGGAAGUUCAACAUGGCACCUCGUGGCAAAGAACUCUCUGAGGAUCUGAAAAAAAGAAUUGUUGCUUCACAUAAAGAUGGCCUAGGCUAUAAGAAGAUUGCCAAGACCCUGAAACUGAGCUGCAGCACAUUAGGCAAGACCAUAUAGCAGUUUCUCAGGACAGGCUCCACUCAGAACAGGCCUCGCCAUGGUCAACCAAAGAAGUUGAGUGCACAUGCUCAGCAUCAUAUCCAGAGGUUGACUUUGGGAAAUAGAUGUAUGAUUGCUGCCAGCAUUGCUGCAGAGGUUGAAGGGGUGGGGGUCAGCCUAUCAGUGCUCAGACCAUACACCGCACACUGCAUCAAAUUGGUCUGCAUGGCUGUCGUCCCAGAAGGAAGCCCAUUCUAAAGAUGAUGCACAAGUAAGCCCGCAAACAGUUUGCUGAAGACAAGCAGGAUUACUUGAACCAUGUCCUGUGGUCCGAUGAGAUCAAGAUAAGCUUAUUUGGUUCAGAUGGUGUCAAGCGUGUGUGGCGGCAACCAGGUGAGGAGUACAAAGACAAGUGUGUCUUGCCUACAGUCAAGCAUGGUGGUGGGAGUGUCUGGGCCUGUAUGAGUGCUGCUGGCACUGGGGAGCUACAGUUCAUUGAGGGAACCAUGAAUGCCAACAUGUACUGUGAUAUACUGAAGCAGAGCAUGAUCCCCUCCCUUCGGAGACUGGGCCGCAAUUCAGUAUUCCAACAUGAUAAUGACCCCAAACACACCUCCAAGAGGACCACUGCUUUGCUAAGAAAGCUGAAGGUAAAGGUGAUGGACUGGCCAAGCCUUUCUCCAGACCUAAACCCUAUUGAGCAUCUGUGGGGCAUCUUCAAACAGAAGGUGGGGGAGCGCAAGGUCUCUAACAUCCACCAGCUCUGUGAUGUCAUCAUGGAGGAGUGGAAGAGGACUCCAGUGGCAACCUGUGAAAAUCUGGUAAACUCCAUGCCCAUGAGGGUUAAGGCAGUGCUGGAAAAUAAUGAUGGCCACACAAAAUAUUUACACUUUGGGCCCAAUUUGGACAUUUCCACUUAGGGAUGUACUCACUUUUGUUGCCAACGGUUUAGACAUGUUGAGUUAUUUUGAGGGGACUGCAAAUGUACACUGUUAUACAUGCUGUACACUUACUACUUUACAUUGUAGCAGAGUGUCAUUUCUUCAGUGUUGUCGCAUGAAAAGAUAUAAUAAAAUAUUUACAAAAAUGUGAGGGGUGUUAUCACUUUUGUGAGAUACUCUAUAUACGCAGACACACUCAUUGAUAUACAUUCACACACACAUGCAUUCACACAAGGACUCAUACACACAGACUCAUAUGUACGCAAAGACAUUCAUAUACACACUGUUACAUCCAUAGAUAUACACACCGACUUCGUUUUUAGUUUAUUAAAUAAUGAAAUAAAGUUUUUAUACAGUGAAGUCCACACAGCCUCCCUGUUCUUACUUUGACCGUGAGAACUGGAGUGAAACCUCAUCCCUGGGGUCCAGUUGAGUGCUACUGGUAUCAGUCUCGGUGUGCUGACUUCCCAGCUCCCCGCUUUUCUGUACUUUUGUCAAGGCAGGAAUGACGUCAUAUUCCAGCAAGUAACCUGCAAUGUAAUUUUGUAUAAAAUAGCCAAAGUGACAAUAUUUUUUCAAUGUUACAAUUUAUCACCACUGCUAAAGGAUGAUAUUUUUUGCAACAAAUGAUGCUCUCCAGUUGCUUGUCUUAAGGCUUAGCAUGGUAAACAAAGAUGCAUUUUAUUGUAGAUUAUUUAAUGGGUGUUUCUGUCUGAUGCAGACCAGGUCUAAACUAUUAUCAUAUGAACUCAACAGGAACUUCAUAUGCAUUAGAACAACUUGAAUGGUUUUAUAUCAAUAUAAAUAGAAAGAUUAAACCAUGUCGUGUUACACUGAUGCCAGGAAUAAAACAUGUGGUGGUUUCUGCCCCUUUAAGUACAUCUACUGAAAAACAGUAAAAUAUGAUGUUAAAUAACACUUUUAUUUCUAAUUUAUAUAACAUAGUGGUUUUAUUUAUUCAGAUUUGGGAUAUACAAAAUCAAACCUGUUUGUUCACUGCCUGUUCAAAAUCCAGCGGGAUUAGAGGAGAGCUUACUGCGUGUGUAUAUAUCCCCGACGUUAAAGCACUUUGUGUUACAACAGAUUCCAUCGCACUUCUUCAGCUCAAGCUAAAGUAAGAAUUAUAGUUUAUCUUUAGACUGUUAUUAAAAUCCACUAAAACCUGGUGGGUUUAAGGUAAAUCCUUCAGCAGAAUUAAUGUUUCAAAAGUGUGUCUAUGCCAUUUAUUCAUAUUUUAACAUCUAACAUUUAAAGGGUUACUCCACCCACCAUGACCACUUCAGUGAUUUGACAUGGUAAGGGGGCUUGGUUGUGCUUUAUUUCCCUUUGAAAUGCUGUGAGUACAGAGUUAAAGCCCUUUGCUGCUUGAGGUGUAACACCAAUUCUGGCAGUGUCUUCAGGUUAUAACCAGAGUUAUGGGCUGGCUAAAUCGCAAUUCAAUUAAAACCAAUUGCACAAGUAUAAUUUCUAAACACACUUUUUGUAGUUAAAAGACACAUUAUUGUGAACAUUAUUGCUGCAGAGCUUUGUUAUACACUCAGACACAUCAACAGUACGGAGGUCCUAGAAAAGAGGGAAGACACAAUUGGGAUUUGGACCCAAAAUAGGGAAUGUCCCUCCUAAAUAGGGGAGGUAUGCCUGCCUGUGUGCCCUCUUUGUCUAAUGCAGACUCCUUUGUUUAUAUGAAUGUGAUCGUGGGUUUUCUCUUACUUAAAGGGCUAUUGAUUAGGAUAACUAAUAAAGAGCACUCCAGGUAUAAUUUCUCUAGGAUUUUCCUAAAUUAGCAAGUUAUUAUGUGAUAAAACAUCUGAAGACAUUUACUGAACAGCAUAUUAUUGUAGACAAAAAUUCUUCAAUAUCCUUAUAAAAAUUAUGAAAUCAAUUUUAAUAUAUCCAGACUCACACGACAAUGGUUAAUUAUGUGAGCAUACAAUAAAAUACAUUUGUUCUUGAUAGUAACAAAAAAUAAAUCUUUGUAUAUAUAAAGUGAUAUCUGCUAACAGUUCAUAAUGAGAGCGCCAUAGUUCUGGCGUUGCCAUAUUAAUUCAGUGAUGUCAAUGCAAAAUAAUGUUGCAGAAUUUUAUACAAUAUUGAAAUGCUAGACAUUUCAAAAACAAAAAUUUCCCAAGGGAGUUGUAACACGAGUGCCAGGAGUAUAAUAAUUACAAGUUAUUUACUUACCACCAGUUUUCUCAAAUUAGGUUAAAUGGCAAAAGUAGCAGUUUUGCUAUCUGGAUUAAUGCUAUUUACUCAUCCCCUAUCCUUUAAUCAGUAUGUAUUUGUAGUAUGUUAAAAAUAAAAUUAGAAUGUAGAAAUAUGCAGCUCUUUAUGCUGGAACAGGGUGUCUUCAUCUUGCAGGACUAAGACUUCCUCUAGUGACUGUCUAUCAGACAGCCAUGAGAGACACUUCCUGGAUUCUAGCAAACUCUAGGUCCCUUAAACAACUCACCCUCUGCCUUAGAGUCCUCACCCACUGCCUGAAGACAUCCAGUGUCAGUGAAAUUCCUAAAGGAAAGCAUUGAGACAAUGUUUUACCAUGGGGAGUAUCUCAUGUGCACACAGCGCUCUCCGCAUAUGCGAAUUAGAUCCCCCCACCGGAUGACGUCAGGGGAGGUGGAGCAUUGACCCAGUGCCGAAGGAAAUUAGCACUGGAAUAAGGUAAUUAAAUAAAGGUGUAUUUAGCCAUUAAUCUGCUAUCUGCUAUGGGGGAGAGGGGAACCAGAGGCACUGUAGUGUUAGGAAACAGAUUUGUAUUCCUAACACUAUAGAAUCCUUUUAACAUGUAUUGUCUAUACUGUUCUGUAUAAAGUUUAUUUAGUGAAUGGUUUGUCUUGCUUUUAUUAUAACUUUUUAGUCUUAUAACCACUUAUGUAUCACUUAGAUGUUCAGAUGUUAAUGGAUUAAUUUAACAGUUGCAUAAAGAAAAAAACAAUAAAUAAAGGCCUCAUGAAAAGUGGCAUGUGUGACCGGUAUAUAAUGAAAAUAUGUAUAUUACUGUAGCAAAGUUUUUUUCUUUUUAUUAUAAAAAGGUCACUCACUCAGCCUCACUUGGACUUCACUCACAAGGAGCCGGUUUUGUGUUGCAAAUAUAACAAAGCCUUUAAACAGGUGAUCACCUGCUCAGAAGGAUCUGUAAGUGUUUACCAAUAUUUUAUUAUAUGAACUACUUACUGUCUUACCAAUGCAGACCAAUACAGAUGAAUGACAAAAAUCAUUGCUAGGUGACAAAAAUCAUUGCUAGGUGACAAAAAUAUCAAGGGUAAAUCUUAUGGCCCCUCCUACAUAUAGACCCCCAAAACCCCAACCUUUACACACCCUAUGUCCAACCCUAAACAUGGUCUAUGCAUCACAUUGCGACAACUAGUUGUUGCAUGAAUUAAAAUUAAUGAUCAUGUAUUUUAACAGUUGCAAAUUAAAUUUGUUUGUUGCACUUAGUACAGGUCUGCACCUUUGACUGGUUGCAGAUGACUGCUGUUGUUCCAUCCUGGUCAAAAAAAUAAAGUGUGGGAAGGCUUAAAGAACCACUAUAGUGCCAGGAAAACAUACUAGUUUUCCUGGCACUAUAGUGCCCUGAGGGUGCCCCCACCCUCAGGGACCCCCUCCCACCGGGCUCUGGGGAGAGGAAGGGGUUAAACACUCACCUUUCUCCAGCACCGGGCGGGGAUCUCUCCUCUCCGCCUCUUCUCCUCUUCUUCGGCUGAAUGCGCAUGCGCGGCAGGAGCUACGCGCGCAUUCAGCCAGUCUCAUAGGAAAGCAUUCAUAAUGCUUUCCUAUGGACGCUUGCGUCUUCUCACUGUGAUUUUCACAGUGAGAAGCACGCAAACGCCUCUAGCGGCUGUCAAUGAGACAGCCACUAGAGGCUUUAGAGGCUGGAUUAACCUAUUAAACAUAGCAGUUUCCCUGAAACUGCUAUGUUUAUAAAAAAAAAUGGGUUAACCCUAGCUGGACCAGGCACCCAGACCACUUCAUUAAGCUGAAGUGGUCUGGGUGCCUAGAGUGGUCCUUUAACACAGAUAUGAAGCCUCCCAACACAACCACCGAACUCACCAAGCUGCUAUAUUUAAACCCUCACUCACAUUCACAGCACAUUUACCUCCAAAACUCACACUGCUACAGUGAGGGAAAAAAGUAUUUGAUCCCCUGCUGAUUUUGAACGUUUACCCACUCACAAAGAAAUGAUCAGUCUAUAAUUUUAAUGGUAGGUGUAUUUUAACAGUGAGAGACAGAAUAAAAAAAAAAAAUCCAGAAAAACGCAUGUCAAAAAAGUUAUAAAUUGAUUUGCAAUUUGCAUGUCAAUGAGUGAAAUAAGUAAUUAACCCCUUCGACUGGCAAAAACCUUGUCAGCAAUCGCAGAGGUCAGAUGUUUCUGGUAAUUGGCCACCAGGUUUGCACACAUCUCAGGAGGGAUUUUGUCCCACUCCUCUUUGCAGAUCCUCUCCAAGUCAUUAAGGUUUAGAGGCUGACGUUUGGCAACUCGAACCUUCAGCUCCCUCCACAGAUAUUCUAUAUAAUUAAGGUCUGGAGACUGACUAGGCCACUCCAGGACCUUAAUGUGCUUCUUCUUGAACCACUCCUUUGUUGCUUUGGCUGUGUGUCAUUAUCAUGAUGGAAUACCUAUCCACAACCCAUUUUCAAUGCCCUGGCUGAGGGAAGGAGGUUCUCACCCAAGACAUGGCCCUGUUCAUUGUCCCUUUGAUGCGGUGCAGUUGUCCUGUCCCCUUAGCAGAAAAACAUCCCCAAAGCAUAAUGUUUCCUCCUCCAUGUUUCAUGGUAGGGAUGGUGUUUUAGGGGUCAUAGGCAGCAUUCCUCCUCCUCCAAACACAGCAAGUUGAGUUGAUGCCAAAGAGCUCGAUUUUGGUCUCAUCUGACCACAACACUUUCACCCAGUUCUCCUCUGAACCAUUCAGAUGUUCAUUGGCAAACUUCAGACAGGGGGACCUUGCGGGCACUGCAGGGUUUCAUUCCUUUACAGUGUAGUGUGCUACCAAUUGUUUUCUUGGUGACUAUGGUCCUAGCUGCCUUGAGAUCAUUAACAAGAUCCUCCCAUUUAGUUCUGUAUGUAUGCAAACAAAGGAGGAUACAGCUGCAGAUCUACAAAAUGGAUACAAAACAAAAUAAUAGUGUAACACUGUUUGAUAAGAUAUAAAUGCACUAUGUGGAAUAUAACUCAAAAGAAGGAUGAAAUAAUAUCGCCCAAAGGUGCCUCCCCUGAUGUGGGUGGGGCAGUGUGUAUAUGGGGUGGCAACGUGUAUAUGGGGGUGCAGUGUGUAUAUGGGGGCUGUGUGUACAUAAGGGGGCCGUGUGUGGUGGGGUAGUGUAUAUAUGGGGGGUUGUGGGGGCAGUGUGUAUGGGGGCUGUGUGUAUAUGGGGGCAGUGUGUGGUGGGGCAAACCGCGGCAACAUUCCGUGCUCGAGAGAGGAGACCCGGCGGAGCUGCAAGCUAGAGCUCCCGGGUCUUCUCUCCCUCCUCUCUCCGUACCGGCCGCCCAGCAAUGUGCCUGCGGACCGAGGAGGGAGAUCUAUGAUCUCCCCUAUGGUCUGUGAAGGCACUUAGCAGGGCCGGUGCUAUCCAAGGAGAGAGCAUCGGCUCUCGCAGGAUCCGCCACUGCCACAUAGUCACCCUGCACAAACCUCCCCACACUCACCCUGCCACAGUCACACUGUCACACUCACCCUGUUACAAAAUUUGAAAUGUACAUUCUCUGAAAUGUCAUUCAGUUAAACUCAUACACAAACAGUCAUACUUCACACACGAAACACAGCUUCACCACAAUGCACACAUCCAGACCGGAAAGCAGACUCCCCAUUCACAAAACACAAUGCAAGCAGCUCCCCCAGACACAUACACUUCAAAACACAGGGAUACACACACUCACAAACACAGAGAUGCAACCAAAAACACAGGCACAGAUAUACCAUUAUCCUUUAGACUGAAGGCUAAGCAGCGAGAGGGUAAGCAGAGACACUGGAUCAUGGGAACCCAAGUUGUAACUUUGCAAACUGCAAACUACUUUAUUCAUUUCACUGCUGACACCUCCCAAAGUGGGACCCGACAAUGACCCGUGUUUGAUAUCAAUGCAGGCAAAACGGUACAUUCAUUCCCAGCUCCUACCAACAGAUAUCUCAGCAAGCUGAGGAAUUGUUAUACAAUUCAAUAAGCACUUGCCAUUUUCUAUAAUUAUAUGUUUUUCUUUUACUUCUAUAAAAACAUUCUUACAAUGCAGUGACAUUAAAUGGUAGUCUUAAAUAAAAUUCUGAUGUAUGGUACGGUACAUUUGUACAGAAAACAUUUCAACAAUAUGACAUUUUGGAAGGAAUAAGGUUACAUAAUUAUGUAGCUUUGAGUUAAAAAAAAAUAAAACAAAGGAUUAAAACGCUAUUUGAAAGGAGACACAGAGUAAUUUCAUUCAAGUGGAAUUAUUGUGCUAAGCUCUUAGAAGUACAUUUGGUGCACUCCCACGCACUAAAUCCAGCUAUAUCUUCAUUUAUUACGGAACGUUGCAUGGACUUUGUGCUAUUAUGAUAGACCCCAAUGUUGAGGGUGCAGGAGGUAAUACAUCUACAUUGCUAUGUAAAAGCUGAAAUCAAACAACUAGCCUUUACUCAUACAGGGUGAGCCAAAAUUCAGAGCAGGAUUUGUCAGGUAAAAAAACUUAUUUGUUAGUAGUUCAAUUGUUUUGUUGCAGGUACAUAUUAUAAUUAAUUCUUAGGAGAUUCAUCAUGGGUGAUUUCAAAAAGGAGCCACAAGUAAAAAUAGUGGAAUUUUUUUUCCAAAUGGCAGAUCCAUUAUUUUUCUGCAAAUAAGACAAAUCAUCCUGUUUAGAGUAUUAGCAUGUUAUAUAUUCACAAAUGGCUCUCAGAACUUGUAGUAAAAUAGAACUUCUCUUUACUUCAAUACACACACAUAAUGACAUAACACAAGAGAGACUAACACAACAGAACAAGUGCAUAACUUCACUAUGCUGCCUUCUACUGGAAGGUGGACUGCAUAAACCCCAAUACAUGACAUUCUGGAAUAUCAUUUCAACAGGAUGGGGCUGCUGCCCAUGCAGCCAGGGCCACAAUGGACCUCCUGAGACAACUGUUAUCGAGCGGAUAAUUUCAAGAAAUUCCCAGAUUAAUUGCUAAGGGUACCAAAUUAGGGAGGAAGCUGUUUACUAGAUAGCUCCCUUACUUGGUAUCAAAUUGAUAUAAGAUGGAAAAAACAGAAUCACUUUUUUGGCAGGAGCUUUGGAAAUUUAAUUAUAGGAUCUUUCAAAAGAUUUAAAAAAAAAAAAGAAAAGAGAGAGAGAGAGUGAAAGAGAAAGAAAUAUGGGAAAGGAUGAAAGUGGAACAGGGGGUAAAUGGGCAAUUUAUGACUCAUUCACUUCCUGCCCUUUUGGUCCUUGUCUUGGGGAGCAAACUACCAGAGUGCCAAGGCAUUGCAGCGGACUGUCGGUGGGGGGAGAAACACUCUACCACUUGAGGAAAGAGAUAUUGUAUUGUUGAAAAUGUCACAGAGAAACAACAAGAAAAAUGUGUAAAUGGGAUUUAAGUCACCACAAACAGUGACAAAAAACCCAAAGUGGAAGCAGGGGAGAGUGAUGGGGCAGUUGACAAAGUUUCAGGGCAAAGCCUUUUGCACUUUUUCAGUGCUUAGCUGACAGUGGACCUACAGACUGUAAAAGCAGUUCCCUAGCAAUUAACUGGCUGUGUGGCAGAAGGUAAGCAGGCAUAGCCACACCACUCAAUACAAAAGGGAAAAAGGAUAAGCGCUAGAUAACUAAACCAAGCUAAAAAAGUAGGCAGCUCAUCUAAGGCUAGGGGUUCCCUCAAACCCAUGAAACAAGUAACUUGGAAGACAGGUAACAGGUAGCACCCAAGAUAUGUUAAUAACCACACAGGAAAAUAUAAUGAAAAUAGAACAAUAACUAAACAGUGAUAUAAUAUUACAAAUAGGUCAAUCAAAAGGUGGCAAUAAGUCUGAAAAAGUGUGUCCUUUUCUUAUCAGUAGAGUCAGAUAAGGCUUCUUUUCAAGGUGUGGAUUUGUUUAUAAAUGUAAAAGGAAUCAAAGACACAGGAAAACACCAAUAUUGUAAUAUGUCAGCUUAAAUGGAGCACAGAUGACACAAAGGUAAGUGAUUGCCAAUUCACAUUUUUUUAGAGCAAGGACCAGCUCUGGUAUGAACAGAAUGCAGUGAUAUAGAACCCCACUUGCUGGUUAUGCAGAUAUAUUGAACCUCUUCAUUUGCUGCAGAAUAUUGACCACAUAGAUCAUCCAGAAAAGAAAAGUACCACACUAGUGCUCUCUAUAGGUAAGUAUAGGGAUAGAUAGACAAAGAUAAAAUCCUACUUACAAUUUUUGUAAGUAGAAAGAAAUAUGGGAAAGGAUGAAAGUGGAACAGGGGGUAAAUGGGCAAUUUAUGACUCAUUCACUUCCUGCCCUUUUGGUCCUUGUCUUGGGGAGCAAACUACCAGAGUGCCAAGGCAUUGCAGCGGACUGUCGGUGGGGGGAGAAACACUCUACCACUUGAGGAAAGAGAUAUUGUAUUGUUGAAAAUGUCACAGAGAAACAACAAGAAAAAUGUGUAAAUGGGAUUUAAGUCACCACAAACAGUGACAAAAAACCCAAAGUGGAAGCAGGGGAGAGUGAUGGGGCAGUUGACAAAGUUUCAGGGCAAAGCCUUUUGCACUUUUUCAGUGCUUAGCUGACAGUGGACCUACAGACUGUAAAAGCAGUUCCCUAGCAAUUAACUGGCUGUGUGGCAGAAGGUAAGCAGGCAUAGCCACACCACUCAAUACAAAAGGGAAAAAGGAUAAGCGCUAGAUAACUAAACCAAGCUAAAAAAGUAGGCAGCUCAUCUAAGGCUAGGGGUUCCCUCAAACCCAUGAAACAAGUAACUUGGAAGACAGGUAACAGGUAGCACCCAAGAUAUGUUAAUAACCACACAGGAAAAUAUAAUGAAAAUAGAACAAUAACUAAACAGUGAUAUAAUAUUACAAAUAGGUCAAUCAAAAGGUGGCAAUAAGUCUGAAAAAGUGUGUCCUUUUCUUAUCAGUAGAGUCAGAUAAGGCUUCUUUUCAAGGUGUGGAUUUGUUUAUAAAUGUAAAAGGAAUCAAAGACACAGGAAAACACCAAUAUUGUAAUAUGUCAGCUUAAAUGGAGCACAGAUGACACAAAGGUAAGUGAUUGCCAAUUCACAUUUUUUUAGAGCAAGGACCAGCUCUGGUAUGAACAGAAUGCAGUGAUAUAGAACCCCACUUGCUGGUUAUGCAGAUAUAUUGAACCUCUUCAUUUGCUGCAGAAUAUUGACCACAUAGAUCAUCCAGAAAAGAAAAGUACCACACUAGUGCUCUCUAUAGGUAAGUAUAGGGAUAGAUAGACAAAGAUAAAAUCCUACUUACAAUUUUUGGAGCAGGAGGACCGCUCAAGAUGUACAGCGUGGGUCGUAUUAUCCUCUCCUAGGAUUCUUUGUCCAGCCUCAGCAGUUUUGUAGUAAAGAUGCCAGGUAGAAAUACAAGCAUAAAAGAGUACAAUAAUAAAAGUAUAUGGCUACACAAAUUAAAAGUGGCCAAAAGAUACUUUAUUAUUUUAAACACAAUUCAUGUAAUAUCCACAACACGUUUCACCAGUUAGGGCUUUAUCAAGUGGAUCAAAGAUAGCCACACUGCUGAUGCAGCCAUGAGGGGGAAACACUUACUUAUUGAACGAAUUAACAAUAGUUUUUGUUUCUCUAAACCUCCAGUACACACACCCUUUGCAGCUUAAUUUUCACACAUGUCAACUAAAAGACUAAGAAGAACCCUAACCUCAAUUAGAGUCGAACUGUGGAGCUGGGUAGUCCAACUUGGGCAGAUUAAACUUUAGAAAGGCAUUCUGCUCCAUAGGAUUAGGUAACAUUUGCAAGUGCUGAGAAUUCAGUAUAUAUUACCGGUUACAGAAAACACACGCUCACUUUUUACAGUGGUUGGCGGAUACAAUAGGAGCUCCUGGGCAACCAGAGAGAGUGAAGGCCUCACACUCUUUUAGUCAUCCCAGUUGCUAAGAGGGUCAACAAAGGAGGUUCGAAGAGGUAAAAUCUGGUAAUUUCAGAGCCACUACUCUCUUUUCUGGUGCUUGCUGUUUCAGUGGGUCCAACUACAAACCCAAAUGCCUUGCCCAAAAUGUAGCUCCACUGUGUUAUGAUACUACUGUCAGCACUGUUGCUGAGAGUUGAAGGCAUCUCAGGCUCCUGCUGCACUUCACCCUCAGACAGAAUUUCCCUCUUCAGCUGCAAGUCACGCACCCUACAUCUGACUCACGGUGUGUAUAUGGCUGAAGUAUCCAUUUAUAUUCUAAAAGAAGGGAUGAGUUUUUAUCAUUUCUGUUUGCGUAUACUUGAUUUAAAAAAAAUCUAUUUCCUUUCAUUACUUGAUGAAAAUAUAAUUAUAUAAAAAAUUGUUCUGAGGUUGCAGUUCUCCUUCAAGGGGUCCUUAAUGGCCAGAAGCAUCUAGAGGGUUAUCAGGGUCUAGUCAACUCAGCUCAAUCCAACCCAUUUUAAAAUUAGAUUUAUUUGAAUUGUUUUGUAGGCCUUUCAGUUACAAAAAGGUUACAAAUCAAAUGAACUGUUUAAGAAAGAUACACAAUAAAGACAUUUUCCUGUAUAGUUUGUGAAUCUUUUUGAUCAUUUGGUAUGUGGAGGUUGAUGUUUUUGUUUAUCAUUGUUACAUUUCACUGUGUCUAACAUCAUUAAUUUUAUAGCUUUCUGUCUGUGCAGCUCAGAAUAGCAGCUCUCAAAAGUAAUUUAAAUGAUGAUUGCUUGACUUCUGACAUGGCUAAUAACUAUAAUUAUGUUUUUUUUUAUAAUAAUUUUCUUCAUUUUGUGCUUAAAAUACCUCUAAUUUUACCAUUUCCCAUAUCUCUUUCCUUACGUGUAGCUGGUGAAAGUAUGGGACUUUGAGACAGGAAAACAAGUAUUUGAAUUUAAUGAAGCUCAUGGCGAUGCAGGCAUAACAUGUAUGGACUUUGACCCUAGUGGAAGAAGGUAUCCAGAUAACGAGAUAGUGUAUUUAAUUUGAGUGAUUCUAAAUAAAAUAAUUGUAGUGAGCCCUCAAUAUGGUGUGUAAUACAUUCCAGGUGGGUGCACAUUGACUUUAGACGCAUAGUCUAGAAUAGGCAGAUAAUAAGGAAAUAAUAAGGUCUUAUAUGUCAAUUUGCUAAAAUUUUCCACUUGCCCACUUGCUUUUGGCGAGUGAACAUUUAGCCCUGUCGAGUAGAAAUGUACCCCUGGUAAUUGUGCCAUGGUCUGUCCAGACUUGCAAGGGUAAGUAAGUUUUAAGCCUGUCUGGUGGGGUAGGCCAUCCAGUCAGCUGCCACCUUUAACACACUGAUUUUUAUUUUAUUUAUGUAUUUUUAUGGAGACAUGCUCUGCUUUCUUUAUUAUCUAUUUAGUUUGGGUUUAUUUUGUAUCUACAAGACACUGGCUGGAGCGAAGAAAAAUACUUCUUCAUGCUACUAGUGGAGCAUUUAUUUUCUAAGAUUCCUGAAUUCAAUUCAUUCCAAAUCUAUAGCAUGAUCUUUUAACAGUAUAUACUGACAGAAUUAUAUCCUUAUAUCAGUGAGGGUUAUAAUUCUCUGUUAAUUAUGUAAAUCUCAGUUUAUAACUUAAUGUUAGCAAUAUUUUAAACAUUUCGAGGUCGCAAACAAUUCAUCACCUUAGUAAAUAAAAAAUACUACCUACACAAGCCUAUAAAAGAUUUAAAUGGACAGUCCUCUACCCAACUACAAAAAAAAUCACCAUUUAGUAGAUUUACCCCCAAUGCAUGUAUUUUUUUUUUCAUUGGGGGUUGUAUAUAAAAGCAGCUUACAAAAGCUGAAGUUUUCUUGUUUGCAACCUUUGCAAACCCUCGCCUUCUAACCCAGCCUAGACUUUUUGUGACUGUCCAAUCACAGACUUCUCAAUGCAGCUCAAUGAGAACUCUUUGCAAGGCAGGUGCUCUGAGCAAGUUUCUGCCUCUUGAGUUUAUGUCCACUGAGCUAACCAAACCAGGAAGUAAAAGAACCGGUUGUCUGAUUGGCAGUCCAGGGGGUGUAACAAGGAUCAUUUAUAAAAAUGCUGAUCUCCAUUGAAAUUUGCACUUUUUGUAAAAUAAAAAGAGGACACACUCUUCAAACAUAAUGUAUUUUAGCAAGCUAAUGUGCUUUAGGUGUUUAGAGCGUUCUUUAAAAACACGAAUGAGAGUCAGACAAACCGACAGCUAUUUACACGAUCUACUUUUAUACUAUAGGUUAAUUACUGGAGGAAGAGAUGGCUGUUUGAAGAUUUGGAAUCACAAUAACGGACAGUGUUUGCACACACUGAGAAGAGGUAAUUUGUUUCCCAUGGUAACUUGGUCUCCAUAAGGAUAUAUGUAAUAAGAUUAUCUUAGUAAAAAAUAUAUAUUUUUUUUAAUUAUUGAGCAUGGGAGCAAAAAAUGACAACUGUGCUGAUACUGCAGGUUACAUAAAUUAAUAGAAUAUUCAGAUUGUUUUUGACACUUAUACAGAUGGAGAAAUUUUCCACUAGUUAUUUGAGAUUUUUGUUUACCAGUAGAUAAUUAGAGAUAAAGAUAUCAAUAUUUAUGUCGCUAUAUACCUGUAUAACUUUUGCUUCACGUCCCAGUUAUGCUAUCUUUGGUUUAGCCAGUGCUGUACCCAAAGCAUUACCUACCUCCAACAUUUGCAUCUCAUGAAGCACAUGAAUGGGGGCAAAAGUGGACGGACCAGUGAUACAAAUCGUGCCAUUGGUGCCACCCAAAUGGAGGGAAUCUACUCAAGCAGGCUGGCCCACCACAGUUUCAUCGCUGUCUGCAUGGUCCUAGUACUCUGAGCAAAGCUCAAGCGCAUCCAUUUCUGGGGGCAGUUUUCUGGUUUUCCCAAAAGUGAUAUACCAGGGACUGAAGUCAAAACAGAACCUUAAAAUAGGAAAGUUGUAGAUGCCUACUUAAUGCUGCCUGGGUCCAAUGACCUUCCUCUAUGUGCUACCUGGGUCCAAUGAUCCUUCCUUCAUGUGCUACCUGGAUCCAUUGACCUUCCUUCACGUGCUACCUGGAUCCAUUGACCUUCCUCCAUGUGCUACCUGGGUCCAAUGACCUUCCUUCAUGUGCUACCUGGAUCCAUUGACCUUCCUUUAUUUGCUACCUGGGUCCAAUGACCUUCCUUCAUGUGCUGCCUGGGUCCAAUGACCUUCCUCCAUGUGCUACCUGGGUCCAAUGACCUUCCUCUAUGUGCUACCUGGAUCCAUUGACCUUCCUCCAUGUGCUACCUGGGUCCAAUGACCUUUCUUCAUGUGCUACCUGGGUCCAAUGACCUUCCUUCAUGUGCUGCCUGGGUCCAAUGACCUUCCUCUAUGUGCUACCUGGAUCCAUUGACCUUCCUCCAUGUGCUACCUGGGUCCAAUGACCUUUCUUCAUGUGCUGCCUGGAUCCAUUGACCUUCCUUCAUUUGCUACCUGGGUCCAAUGACCUUCCUUCAUGUGCUACCUGGGUCCAAUGACCUUUCUCCAUGUGCUACCUGGGUCCAAUGACCUUCCUUCAUGUGCUACCUGGAUCCAUUGACCUUCCUUCAUGUGCUACCUGGAUCCAUUGACCUUCCUUCAUGUGCUACCUGGGUCCAAUGACCUUCCUCCAUGUGCUGCCUUGGUCCAGUGAACCAAUUGGUGGAAGCCCCAAACAGGAGCUUCCAGCUCUCACUCAGGAUGAAGAGAUUAAGGCAUUAAGGCAUUAAGCGGCAGCUGGCAGACCCCAGUUGAGAAGUCAAACCAUUCUAAAAUUAUUAUUAUUAUAAAUAAAUGUAUAUUUUUUUUUAUUGUUUUGUGGGGUUUUUUUUUUUUUUUACUUUUUUUAAAUUGCAGUGAUUUUUUUCCUGUAAAGUUUUUAAACCUUUGCUGAAAUGUUUGUCUUGCAAUAGAAAUCAAUAGAAACUCAAUAAAAUAAAAUGUUUUGUUUUCAGCAAAUACAUCUGCUGAGAUCUGUGACUGUGCACAUGUCGAGAUAAACAGAAACAAGUAAGAUCAUAUCAUAAUAUCUGUUUGUAAAGCAGAAACAAAAAUUGUUUCUGGAAAUGGUUGGAAUAUAAAUGUAAAAUAUGUUCUUUAAAAGCAUAAUACUUAUUUUUGGUGCUUUUUUUUUUAUUUCAGAUAUAUUGUUGGUGUUGGAUGGGAUAGAAGAAUAAACAUGUUCAUUGUGAGCAUACAUCUUUUUCAAUUUUUAUCCACUUUGUAAUAAGGGGGUUGGUUACAAAUGAGAACAGGAAUUAGGAUAAAUGCAGCAGGAGUGGCACUGAAGAGGAACUAAAAUAAAGAAUAAUUCUUGGGUGGGACAGAAAGAGGAAAAUUUAAUCUGGAAUGGACAGGACAUUUCUGAGUGGAAAGAAAAUAAAUGGAAGAGUUAGUGGAUUAGGCUGGGAGGAAAUUAUACAUUAGAUUGGGGUUAUAAUGGAGCAUUCAUACGAGCAAACAAAUCCAUUUUGAUUUGGGGAAAUGAAUGAGAUUUGGUUAGGGUGAUUAGUUCAACUGUAAUGGUAAAAAGACAGUAGGGGAUUUUUACUAAAUUUAAACUGGCCUGGCUAAUGUUAAUUCUAUCCAUAUUGCCAUGCAUGGAAUGUCAAUCAUUAACGAAGAGCGAUAAGCCAACGAAUGAGCUGCAGAAGCCGAAUGUUGUAAACCAGCUGCAGAGCAGACCCGAUGCCUGUUCUGUAUUGAAGGAUCUUUUUCUUUUGGUUUUUCUAUUUCUGUGUAUUUUUACACUUUUUGCCUCCCUUAUUUGUAGACUGAGAUAUUUGGAUUAGUUAUCCCAUUGGCAAACUCUUUCUUUACUCUUCCUUUUUCUUUUUCUUUUACUUUCCUAAUAAGCAGUGUUUGUUUAAAUCCUAGGACUCUGAAGAUGAUUUACGUCACUUCCAGGAACCCCAGGCAUGCUGGCAGGAUGAUUUAGUAAGAAGCAAUCUUGUUUUGGAAUAUACAGUGUGUAAUUAAGGGCACACUUUAGGCACCAUAACCACUAUAAUGUGCCUUAAUGAUUUUGGUACUAGAAAUUAGCUGGUAAUCUGUCAACCAUUUAGGAGCAGUUUGACACAUAGCUUGUGGUGUUGGGUGCCCUUAGUCUUUCCAGUGUGAGUUUUCCUGAUAAAGUAGAACCUUUGUACUUCAUAUUACCAUGAACGAUUCAUACCAGGUUUAAAAAAAUAUUCACUCUCAACAAGUGCAUAAUAUUUAAACAUGGUAUGAGUGGGAUGAAAACAAACUCCUGGAGUGAACAUUACACUUUAUCAAGAAAACUCAGUCCAAAAUGUGUCCAGAGAAAAAUUAAAGGGGAAAUGUUACCACAUGGGGACUUUGUAUACUUUGCAAAGACCCCUGAAGGUGACAUUGCCACUGGGGGUCUGGUUCCCUGGGGGGGCAGGCAAAGGUGAGUGUAACUUACCUGAAUCUGUCGUUUGGGGGUGCCGCCAUCCUCUUUCGGCUGGGCGUCUUCUGCGCAUAGCAGCACCCCAAUGUCCUGUAUGUAAUUAGUACUCUGUACACAGGUCCAGAGAUAGAAGGAGCCAUGAAAGAUGUCUACACCAAUAUAACCACAAAUCUUGAUGCCCAGUUUCUUUGUAGCUCUUUGCCUUGUUGGGCUCCGCUCCUCUGUAGUUCAGCGAGGCCCUAAAACAGGGGUAGGCAACCUUCGACAUUCCAGAUAUUGUGGACUAUAUCUCCCCUGAUGUUUUGCCUGCUUUAUGGCUGUAUGAUCAUUAUGGAGAAUGUAUUCUGUAACAUCUGGAGUGCCAAAGGUUGCCUACUCCUGCCCUAGAAUAUCACUGGUGAGCAGACUUCAACUUGAGUCUUUAUUGAGCCUCUUUGUGUUCCAAAGUAGAAAGACAAAUGUACAGCUGAGUUAUUGUUUAAUACAAUUCCUGAUGACUCCUUGUCCAUUGUUCUGUAGAAGCGAGGUCAUCGUGAAGACAUUUUGUGCAUUGCCCAAAAUCCACCUAAUACCCUUGCCAGCUCCAGUUAUGAUGGUGAAAUUAUUGUAUGGAACAUGAUCUCAGGUCACAUACACUGCCGUAUUAAUACUCCUGCUCAUAUUAAUUCCACAGGAGAAACUUGUAAGUAUUUCUAUGGGGUACCAGUAUGUUUUAUAAGCAUGUUAUACAAAGCAUUUUGUAUAUAUCAUCACAUAACAUGACCAACUAAAUCAAAUUAAUAUAUUUAUAUCUGUCAGUUGAGGGACUGCUCAGUGUAAUUCUUUGAAUAUCACCAUGUUAAAACAAAAUAUCUCUACAUGACACUAGGUCUGGGAAUAAAUGAUCAUGUUUGAUUAUAAGUAGCACAAACUCUUAUUUAUGAUUAAUUAUUCUCCUUAUUUAACUUGUGAUCUAUCAGAAACUUCAGUUUCAAGUAGUCUGGCUUGUAUAAUCUGCCCUUUAAAAACAAUAAUAUAUAUAUAAAUCCAUGCAGUGUAUAUAUCUUGAUACCAGAAAAGUGUGUAUACCCUUGCCCUAGUACAAAUAUAUUACAUUAUAGGUUUGAUUAGUGAUGUCACUGGGUCAACCUCUCAAUAACGAGAAUUGGCUAGUUAAAAGCUGUGAUUGGCUAAAUUUGAAUCUGGCAUGAGUGUUGCAUUCCACGGCAUUAAAUAAUCAGAUGUAUAGUCCACCAAUUUUAUAGGUCCAUUUUCUUUUUUUAAUUUAAAUUCUUUAAGAAAGGGAAUUGGGUAGCAUGAAUGGUGGUACAUUUUAUCUCCAAUACGCAGAUUGGUCAUGUUUGUCAUACCCUUAUACAGUUUGUUCUCGUAUAUCAUUUGGGUCGGUGGGGUAAAAAAAUGGGGUAGUUGGGUUACAAGUUUCAAGCCAACAGCUAUCAUUUUGCAAACGUUUAUAGUGGUGUUGGAGAGGGUGGUAGUUUGUGCUGGUUGACAGUUUCUUCUUGAGUCUCUCCUGGUGGGUCUGAGUUGUUGUGCGUUUGAUGUCCUUUUGAGUAGUAUGUCUGGUGUUUGUUUACCUGUGGGGGCCUGGGUGCCCUCUCGGAUCAGAAAUGUUAUUGUGGAGGUUGUUCUGGGGGUUAUGUGUAGUUUGUCGGUUGUUGGUUUUGUGCAGGGCAAGCGGUCCCCGUAGUCCUCGGUGUCUACGUUGUUGUUGAUCGGUUAGUUUCCCGGUAGUCGUGACAGGUGGUGAUUUUGUCUUGGUUGUGCUUGUGUUGUGUUUGCGAUGGUAGUCGUGCGUUUAGUGGAUGGUCGAGGGUGUUUUGCGUGUUCUCUGUCAUGAUGGGUUCUGCAGGGUUUCCAGUGGGUGUGGUGUAUGCGUGGGUUUACUUUGAGUGACUUGUGGGUUGGGGGGAGGCAGAUGGGGGGGGGGUCGCUGCUGUGAGUGAGGGGGGGAGGAGGAAGGUCCCGGAGCGGCCGCACGCCCCGGACAGUCCCCUACACCCCAACUAGGUGCCUCGUAAUCCAUGGGUCACAGAUUUUGUGGAAGUGUUUUGUUGUGUCGUGUAGGAUGGCUGAGAGUUUAUCCAUUUCCAUGGUUUCAUUAGUUUUUUGGAUCAUUUUUGCUAGUGUAGGCAUGUUGUGGUUUCCCCAUUGUUCUGCUAUGGUGCGUCUGGUGGCGAGAGCUAUCUUCAUAGAUUUUUGUGGGGAUUGUCCUGCUUUUAGAAUGUUGGCGCGCGUUUUUCUUUAUUUAAACUAAAGUCUCUAGUUAAACUCUCCUCUGUGUGUUCAAACAGAAGAACGUUUGCUAUAUCAAGGUGGCUAAUUCUUUCAAACCCAUCUGGUUUGUCAAUCUAAACCCCAUCUACUGUAACUAAUCAUCAAAUAGGUGUUGUUGCCAAAAAGACAGUUGUACAAGUAGCAACUUUCUGCUUAUACACUAGAUAGUUACACAGUGCUGUUAUUAUACAUUAUAAUUAUCUUGGUUUAUUAAUUACAGCUCUGUGUAGUUACUGACGUAUCUGUAUAAACUACCUGUAUUAACUAGGUUGCCAUACAACAGAUGUCUGUAAAAUAUCUUUGAUAAGUGAUUCAUAUGUUUGCCAAGCUGGACUUGGUACCAUGUUCUUUGUGUGAAAAAUUAACCAAAUCAUUCAGUCCAUUUUCGUCGCUUACUAAGAGCAUAUUGUGUCUAAAAUAUUCACUCAGCUAAAAUAAAAGUAGAAAUCUAAAGAUUACUGUAUUCAAUUUUAGACAUUUGAGUCUAUAUUUAAUUUAAAUGAGCAGUGUUACUUAGAUGCAAAGCUAUUUAUCUUUCUAUAGAAGAAUUCACAGUAUUUUUUUAUUUUAAAGUGAUUUGGCUGAAACGGUCCUUUAACAAUCAGCUGCUAAAUACACUUGAACGUACUUCAACAAUGCACAAGACACCUCUGCACACAACAUUUCCUUCUGUGUGUCAAAAUCACUUCAAGUAGUAUAUUAAUAUGUACCCAACAACACUUACAGCAACUAUGGUAGUGUUCCGCCGGGACUGAUAUCAUCUCGUACAAUAUGGCAUUGAGUGGAUGUGAGUUCAGGGAGGUGAAGCUGCCUUUCAUUCCCAAGUGAUUCUUUUAUUAUCCCGCAGGAGAAACAUCAACUGCAUAGCAACACUAGCAAUACUAUUCAUUACUCUGUGGACUAUUAGUCCGUUUUAUAAAUUCCAAGUGUAUUUCGGGAUAAAAAAUAAACAAAACCAAAAACAGGCUUAAUUAAAAACAAUCCAUCCAUUGCAUCAAAUUUCUGAUUUGUAUUUAUUGACUCCAAAUUGCCCUGAAGUUUAUUUUCAUAUUAGUUAUUAGUUCUCAAAGUUGCUUCUAAAUUAAUUUGACAAAAUAUUGGAAUUUAGAUGGUUGUUUACCUAACAGAGAAUUAUGUAAAUCCAUAAGGAUCAACAAACAAGGUUCUUCCAAAAUGCAAUGUGUUCAGGAGCUAGGCCUUUUUGGCACCUGUGUGUCACUGUAAAUUAACGCGUUCUUUUACAAUGCACCCAUGCAUGCAAUUAAUUGGGUUUUUUAAGGACAGAUAGGGCAUUAUUCUAAUAUUUAUUCUUAAAUUCACCUCAUGUGAGCAUGCCAUAGACACUCUAGGCUUGCAGUAGUUAGUAACUUUUAAGGCCUGGCUAGUAUCAUAGUCGUGAAAAAUAGAAAAAUAAAUGUUUUUUCACCGGUUUUCACAUAAUUUAUAUAGAACUAGUGCAACUACAGAAAAAUAACUCAAACUAUAUUUACUUAUUAGUCUUGGUUAAACUCCCCAGUAUGUUUAGAACUUACAUUAAUGUCUGGAAGUUAUUGGUUAAAUAUUGCAAGGAAUAAAUUACGUUUUUUUAAACUGAAUCUUUGCAGAAUUUGAUCUGCUGAGACUAUAAUAGCAGACACCGAAUCCAAAACUGCUAAACAACAGUAUAUAUUUGUAGAAAGUAGAAUCCCCAAAUUAUUUAACUAAGAACAUUUGGAUAAUUUCCAUGUAACUAUUUAUCACUAACGUCUGCCAAAUCUGCUAUUUAUAUUUAUUUAGUUUUAGUGUCUGUCUCACUAAAUAUCCCCUAUAUAGACCAGAUUGUUAAUGAGUUACAGGUUAAAAUUACAGGCACACUAAUUUUAGCUUCCACCUUUCCAAUUUUCUCCUAUGUCAAUUUGGAACAUAAUAGAGCACUUUACCCCCAUCAUAUACCACUUACAUAAGAAAACAAGCUGAGUCUUCCCAUUUGGCUGUUUCAUCACCAGUUCCUUCCAAGUUUAGCAGUACAUUUUAUUUUUUGUCACAUACAUAUUGAAAUUUAACGGUGCAUUUCAUGGAUCUCCUACUCUUUUAAAAAAAAAAAACAGAUUUGUAUUCUGUGUUAUCUCCAAAGUAUUAGUCCAGAUGUAUACCUUUGCCAUAUUUGUGUGGACCUUAUAAGGUCAAGAUGGAGACAUGCAUGUUCACUUGUUUCCCAGAAAACCUAUUUCUUGAAGUGUCACUAUCUGUGUCACCAUAAUGACCAGUGUACAAUUGUGAUGCUAUUUCAUUUCUAUCUAAGUCUAAUUGAAGCAAAUCCUUAACCAAGCUAACCUUAUCUAACACUAACUAGCCCUAUCUUACCUAAACCUAACUAACCAUAACUGUAGCUAAUCCUAAAUCUGUCAUUAGCUAAGCCUAAUUAACCACAACAACGCACUCUGUAGUAGGCAAAUUGAUAGCUGUGGAAGCCAAUCACAGUCACCACAAGCCUUAGAUGAUGGUUAGAACUUGUCAGCACAGUGACUGGUUCCUUUUGUGACAAUGCCACAUCAAGCCCACUGCCUGUUGUCAUUAUGGACUUAGUGACAAACACUGUACAUCCAUUGUUAUUAAAGGGAAAGGAUUCAUUCUUACAGAUUUGUUUAAUCUAAACUAACAUGCCUAUUUAAAAUAUACUGGGCAUGAUUAAAAAAAAACACUAACCUUUGCAUAUGUUUCAGGUACAGACAGAAGUGUUAGCCAGAUUCUUUUUUUGAAAAAGAGAACAUUGAAAUUGCUGUCAGCAUCCCUGGUCUCCAACGGAAUUCAAGGUAUAAUGAAAAACAACAGUGAAGUUUAUUAAUCUGGCUAUUACAACUGCUUUAGUUACUAAUUAGAAAGCGCCUGAUGUUUUUUUACAGGUACUGUCAAUUUUUGGAAUUUGCUGCAUGGUGGGAAGCUGGCUGCAAGUUUUACCCCAGUAAGUGUAACAUGUCUAUAUUGCUGAAUAUGUUUCAAAUCCUGGUAGAAUAGUAACAUUGGAGCAGAGCAUCCACACACUUUAAAAACAUAAUCAGAUAAAAUGUUAUGGAAUCAAACUCACUGCAUUUGAGUCGAUUGUGUGCCACUCUCAUUUUAAGAGCCCACAAUGGAUCAAGCUCCUUGAGUUCAGUGGAUCCACCAGGCAUAAACCGGAUGAAAUGUGUUUUAAGGAAAGAAAUAGAGGAAAUGUGAUACAGUAGUAUAUCUAAAUAUAUUUAUUGCUAUCAGCAAAAAGCAAGAGCCAAGACCUUGUUAUUUUUCGAGGGUCACACUAAAUACCAUCAGUAUGACAACUGAACUAAAACUGUUGAUCUAAUUAUCGUUUAAAUACACUGUAUCUAAGUACCAUAACCACCCACUCACAGUGGUCUCAGACAUAGAAACAUAAAACAUAGAAUGUGACGGCAGUUAAGAACCAUUCGGCCCAUCUAGUCUGCCCAGUUUUCUAAAUACUUUCAUUAGUCCCUGGCCUUAUCUUAUAGUUAGGAUAGCCUUAUGCCUAUCCCACGCAUGCUUAAACUCCUUUACUGUGUUAACCUCUACCACUUCAGCUGGAAGGCUAUUCCAUGCAUCCACCACCCUCUCGGUAAAAUAAUACUUCCUGAAAUUAUUUUAAAACCUUUGUCCCUCUAGUUUAAGACUAUGUCCUCUUGUUGUGGUAGUUUUUCUUCUUUUAAAUAAAGUCUUCUCCUUUACUGUAACAAUGUAUAGAACGGAACCAGCGCUUAUGUGUUCUAAUAGUAAUAUACCACUUUGUGUAGAUUUAGUUUAGCUGCUAAACAUUCAAGUGAUUCCUUACAAAUACAGAAUAAAGACAAAAUAAGAAUGUAGCGCUUAUAUAAAAUACAGAAAUAUAUAUUAAUCACCUUUUUAGCUGUUGUGGAAGAUUCAUAUAAAUGCCUAUAAAAAACAAUCAGACAUAGUAUGAUUCGUACAUGAUAAAAUACUAUAUAUUAAAUCCAGUGUAUGUACACUCACAAACAGAGAGCUAUAGACCCAGCUCUGGUUUGAAUUGUGUCUGGGUCCAUACUGGCGACCCCCCCUUAUUUCCAAUGGGGAUCUUGUUCUAAACGGAAAAAUAAAGGCACAACCAAUUGCACAGUAUUACUGGAGAAUACUCUAUGAAUGAAAUAAAAAUCCCAAAUGGGUACUCAAAAGUAUACAGUCCUAUAAUAAUGACUCAAUAUUCGAGCGUUGUGCAGAUUGAGGACUGCACCACCUGCUAUGUAUGUAAUAGUGCUGGGAACCAGGAUCGAUGAAUUAGAAUAAAAAAUGUAUUAACAUAAUAUAAUAUACAAAUAAAAGGAGCAUAAAUAUGCUAACGUUUUGCCACUGUCAGCGUGGCUACUUCAACCGGGUAAAACAAUUCAACAUCUUCUGGUUCCCAUACAAGUUUAAAUAUCCAAAAAAGGCGGGUAAAAAGCCGAUGAAAAUCAACCGCCGCACACCGAUACCACCCACAGGUAUGGUGUGUAUGGUCCAAGCCUCUCUCUCGUGCUGGUAUCGUGGAGAAGUCGAGUGUGUUGCGCCUACGUAAUCAUUUCGGCUUAGUAUGUUCCUUCAUGCAGUUAAAUAAAUACAUAUUGGUUUCACAUUGUGCAUAUUUUUUAUAGUCCAUAGUCCAGUGAUUUGAUCAAAAUCCUCUUAAUAAUGUCCUCAAGAGUCCAAUUGACGUAAAUUGAGCCACAUACAAAGAAUAGGAAACAAAAAACACACAGUAUCAGUCCAUAUAUUUUUGGAAACAUAUAAUUAAUUCUUAUCAGUGCAAUGUUACAUUAUAUUUUAUAAGAUGCAAUUUCUCCGCUAACAAAAUAACAAAGUAAGAUAAAUCUCAAUUGUAAAUAGACAGAUCUAAUGUAUCAGAACAGUGUGUGUUCGAUCAUAAUAGGAGCAAAUUGAUACAUUAAUAAUUCCAAAUUUGUAACUGGUAAAAACAUCAAUUUAAUAGAUACCAUCUUAAAAUAGCUCAAAUACUCUCUAUUAUAAUGUGUUAAAAUUGUAAUACAAAUAAUGUGCCGAUAGAAAUUCGUUAUUCUGUUUGAGAUAUAGUAUUGUAAGUUAUGCAGACACCCAUUUUUAGCUUUAUUCUCAAAGCCUACAUUAAUGAACCUACAUCCAUUCAUUUAUAAAUUAGUAUUGACCUUUAGAUUACAGUUUCGUACACUUUCUAUUAUUUAUUUUUAAAUUAAUUAUCAAGUUUAGUGUGGUAUCUUAUUCAUUCUGCGUAUUUAUACAUUUUUUUUAGCCUUAAUAAAAUAGUCUAAACUUAUAGAAAUAGUCUAAAAGUAAUAAAACUCUAUAGAACUGUUACAUAAAAAUCAAUAUAAAAAAGAAGAAUAUAGAAAUAUAAAAAAUAUAUAAAAAAUAAUAUUAUUAUUGUAAAAAAAAAAAAAAUCGCACAACUCAAAAUCAGAAUUGAGUCCAUAAGGAAUCAAUGUGUUGAGCUUAUAGAUCCAUUCCAUCUCACAUUUUCCCAGAUCUCUUAUAAAAUCUCCACCUCUCCAAUUUUUAUUAACUUUGUUGAUCCCUAUAAAGGUUAAACCUUCCGGUUUUUUAUUGUGGCAUAAUUUCAAAUGAUUUGAAACACUAUGCUUUUCAAAACCUAUUUGAAUUUUGUAUAUAUGUGUUCCCUAAUCCUAGUGUGUAAGGGUCUUGUCGUUCUCCCCACAUACCUUAAUCCACACGGGCAGACCAAAAGAUAAACCACAUUCUUGGUAUAACAGGUUAUAAAUUGUUUAAUCUGAAUUUCCCUGUUGUCAUUAAGAUUUAUAUCCUUUAUCACUCUUCGGGUACACCCUAAUUUCUUGCAGGCUGUGCAUUGUCCACAGCCAUAGAAGCCUUUUUCAUUAUUAAAUAUAGUGGAGGGAUAAUUAUAUUCCUGUAGAGAGCUCCGUACUAGAGUAUUCUUGAGGUCUUUUGCACCUCUAUAGAUCAUCCUAGGUUUUGAAGGGAGGAUUCAUUUUAAAGCUGGGUCUUGUACUAUGAUCGGCCAAUACUUCUUAAUAAUCUGUCUUACUUCGUAAUUAUUUGUGUUAUAAUUACAAAUGAAAGGAACAUCCUGCAUGUUUGUAGAAGUUUUAGUUUUGUAAGAUAAUAAAUCCUUUCUCUCUUGAUUCCUAAUUUCACUUCUAGAUUCUUCUACUUUGGAUACAUCAUAGCCUUUUGUCAUAAAGUCAGUUUUUAUACAUAAUGAUUGUUCAUCAUAAGUUGCCAAAUCACUACAAUUUCGACAGAUUCUGAGGAAUUGUCCUUUUGGAGCAUUCUCCAGCCACGGAGAGUGGUGGCAACUUAUACUUUCAAUAAAACUAUUACAAUCCACCUUUUUAAAAUGAUUCUUAGUCUUAAUGUUUCCCCCUUCUAUAAAAAUAUCAAGAUCUAAAAAAAGUUACUAAUUCUUUGCUCCAUGUGCUACUUAAUUGAAUACCUCAAUCAUUGGUAUUUAAAAAUUCUAAAAAACAAAUGAGAUCACUUUCCUCACCCUUCCAAAUUAAUAAAAUAUCAUCGAAGUUCUCCCCCCAGCCAUGCCCAUCAUACACAAAGGAGUCUUCCCAAAAAGACAUAAACAGAUUGGCAUAGCUAGGGGCGAACUUGGUCCCCAUGGCCAUCCCAUUAAUCUGUAAAAAAAAAAAAAAGGUAUCAUUGUACCAAAAGAAAUUAUUUUUCAAAAUCAGCUCUAUCCCUUCUACGAUAUAUUCAAUCUGUUCUUGUUGGAAUUCUUUUGUUUCAGUUAAAAAAUGUCUCGCUGCUCUACAUCCAUAUGAAUGUGGAAUAUUACUGUAGAGUGCCUCCACAUCACAUGUGACUAAAAUACAGUUGUUGUCCCAAACAAUACUUUCUAAACUGCUUAAAAUUGCAAUAGUAUCCUUAAUAUGUGAUCUAGUUUUCAAAACCAGAGGUUGUAACUGAACGUCUAUGUAUUGGGAUAGUCUGCUAGAGAUGGAGUCAAUACCUGCUAUAAUGGGUCUACCUGGAGGUUUAUUUACAUCCUUAUGAACCUUGGGUAGGAAAUUAAAAAAAACUGAAUUUUUGGGAAUUUGAUAUUUAAAAACUGGAAUUCUCUUAAAUUUAAAAUAUUUUCAUUGAGAUCUUUAUCAAAAAAUUUCGAAAAUAGUGCACAGAUGUCUUCACUUGGAUUCUUUCUUAAUUGUUGGUACGUAUUGGAGUCUUUUAAAAUAUUUUCUGCUUCCAUAUUAUAGAAUUGCUUAGACAUCAGGACUAUGCCCCCUCCCUUAUCUGCGGGUUUUAUAACUAAAUUUUUAUCUGUCUGAAGAUCUUUUAAUGCUUUCUUUUCCAAUAUUGUUAGAUUCUGUUUGAACUUAUCCUUUGGGGCAAUUUUAUUAAUUUCAGUCAUAACCAUGGUUUCAAAGGAUAUUAUUUCAUCUGAUAUCAUUUGUUUGGGAUAAAAGGAGGAUCUGUUCUUAAAGGAGGUAUGUUUGAAUUGCACAGGGUCCUCCAACCUUACCUCUUUAUUUAACGGAUCCCUAUUUAAUGGAUCUCCAAGAAAAAAAUUUUUAAACAUAAACUGCGUUUGAAACGAUUUAGAUCUAUAUACAUACAUCAAAAUGGUUGAGUCCUAUACUUGGGGCAAAUUUCAACCCUUUAUUUAGUACUGACUUAUGAUGGGUAUCCAAAACUUUGUCACUCAAAUUAAAAAUACCUUUUAUUAAUUCCGUAGGUUUAGGUACCUCCUUUUUGACCUGUAUCCGUGUUCCUCCCCUAAUCCCUGUGUAUCUGGAACUCUUCUUUUUUUGGAAUUUGUGAUGAUACCAAAUUCUUGAUCUGGUUUGUGUCGGUCUUUGGCUUUGGAUUGCCGAAAAACCUCCUCUUCCUUAUGGUCUGACAGGGUUUCAUAUCUGUUAUACGUGGGGGUUUUUACUCUAGCCUCCUGAUGUUGUCUAUAACGUCUUUGUUCCCUGUAAUUUUGGGGCUCCCUCCCAUUCCUAUAGUUAGUUUCUUCUCUCCCUAAAUUCCUUCCUCGGUAUGUAUGAUUAUAAUUACCUCUGUUUGAAUGUAAUCUUGGUCUCCACCUUUCCCUUGUCUCCUUUUGAUGAUACUUUUUAGGGUAGUUAAAUUUGUACUGAUUAUCCAUACAGGUCCUAUCCAUAUAACUUUCAUCAAUUCCCUCUUGAGGACAUUAUCAAGAGGAUUUUGAUCAAAUCACUGGACUAUGGACUAUAAAAAAUAUGCACGAUGUGAAACCAUUAUGUAUUUAUUUAACUGCAUGAAGGAACAUACUAAGCCGAAAUGAUUAAGUGGGUGCAACACUCUAGACUUCUCCACGAUACCGGCACGAGAGAGAAGCUUGGACCGCACACGCCAUACCUGUGGGUGGUAUUGGCGUACGGCGGUUGAUAUUCAUCGGCUUUUUACCCGCCUUUUUGGGAUAUUUAAACUUGUAUGGGGAACCAGAAGAUGUUGAAUUGUUUUACCCGGUUGAAGAAGCCACGCUGACAGUGGCGAAACGCAUCCCGGAUUUUAGCAUAUUUAUGCUCCUUUUAUUUGUAUAUUAUAUUAUGUUAAUAUUUUUUUUAUUUUAAUUCAUUGAUCCUUGUUCUCAGCACUAUUACAUACAUAGCAGGUGGUGCAGUCCUCAAUCUGCACAACGCUCGAAUAUUGAGUCAUUAUUAUAAGACUCUAUACUAGUGAGUACCUAUUUGGGAUUUUUAUUUCAUUCAGAGUAUUCUCCAGCAAUACUGCGCAAUUGGUUGUGCCUCUAUUUUUCCUUUUAGAACAAGAUCCACAUUGGAAAUAAGGGGGGGUCGUCAGUACGGACCCAGACACGAUUCAAACCAGAGCUGGGUCUAUAGCUCUCUGUUUGUGAGUCUACAUACACUGGAUUUAAUAUAUAGUAUUUUAUCAUGUAUGAUCUAUACUAUGUCUGAUUGUUUUUUUUAUAGGCAUUUAUAUGAAUCUUCCACAACAGCUAAAAAGAUGAUUAAUACAUACUUCUGUAUUUUAUAUAAGCGCUACAUUCUUAUUUUGUCUUCCUCCUUUACUGUGUUGAUUCCCUUUAUGUAUUUAAAUGUUUCUAUCAUAUCCCCCCUGUCUCGUCUUUCCUCUGAGCUAUACAUGUUAAGAUCAUUUAACCUUUCCUGGUAAGUUUUAUCCUGCAAUCCAUGAACCAGUUUAGUAGCCCUUCUCUGAAUUCUCCUAAAGUAUCAAUAUCCUUCUGAAGAUACGUUCUCCAGCACUGCGUACAAUAUUCCAAGUGAGGUCUUACCAGUGUUCUGUACAAUGGCAUGAGCACUUCCCUCUUUCUACUGCUAAUACCUCUCCCUAUACAACCAAGCAUUCUGCUAGGAUUUCCUGCUGCUCUAUUACAUUGUCUGCCUACCUUUACGUCAUCAGAAAUAAUCACCCCUAAAUCCCUUUCCUCAGAUGUUGAGGUUAGGACUCUAUCAAAUAUUCUGUACUCUGCCCUUGGGUUUUUACGCCCAAGAUGCAUUAUCUUGUACUUAUCCACAUUAAAUGUCAGCUGCCACAACUCUGACCAUUUUUCUAGUUUACCUAAAUAAUUUGCCAUUUGGCUCAUCCCUCCUGGAACAUCAACCCUGUGACACAUCUUAGUAUCAUCAGCAAAAAGACAUACCUUACCAUCAAGACCUUCUGCAAUAGCACUAAUAAAAAUAUUAAAGAGAAUGGGUCCAAGUACAGAUCCCUGAGGUACCCCACUGGUGACAAAACCAUGAUUUGAGUAUACUCCAUUGACUACAACCCUCUGUUGCUUGUCACUCAGCCACUGCCUUACCCAUUCAACAAUAUUGGAAUCCAAACUUAAAGAUUGCAGUUUAUUGAAAAGUCUUCUAUGUGCAACAGUGUUAAAAGCCUUACUGAAAUCUAGGUAAGCAAUGUCUACUGCACGCUACCCAAUCAAAAAAAUCAAUAACAUUAGUUUGGCAUGAUCUCCCUGAAGUAAACCCGUGUUGUCUCUGAUCUUGAAAUCCAUGUGUUUUCAGAUGUUCAACAAUCCUAUCCUCCUAUCCUUUAACAUGGUUUCCAUUACUUUCCCCACUACUGAAGUAAGGCUUACUGGUCUAUAGUUUCCCGACUCCUCCCUACUAGCUUUCUUGUGAAUGGGCACAAGUUUCACUAACUUUUAAUCUUCUGGGACUACUCCUGUUAACAAUAAUUGGUUAAAUAAAUCUGUUAAUGGUUUUGCUAGUACACCACUAAGCUCUUUUAAAAACUUUGGGUGAAUUCCAUCAGGCCCCAUUGACUUAUUUGGCUUUACUUUUGACAGUUGAAAUAGAACCUCUUACCAUACAAAGCACUGACAUUAUAUAUACCAUUGUAGAUUAUAUGGAGAUAGGUACAAAUGUAAGUAUUUAGAAAGCAAGCCACAGAAAUUAUAGUAUUUAUAUAUUUUCCUUUAGUCACUAACAGGAUCCCUGGUCAGCUGCAUCGCUGUGAAUGAAGAAAACACGCUGAUGUUUAUUGCGGAUGAUAUGGGUCAUGUGUACGCCUAUGACAUAACAGACUAUGGAAUGCACGGAACUGAAAAGGAGCCCGCAACAAGUAGGUUAGAUGCUCGCUGUAAAUAACAGCUUUAUUGUGGGAAUCACAUCUUUAUUGGCCUGAUCAAUGAUUCCCAAAGUUUGUAAAAACCAACAUGUAAAAUCUAAUAACACAUGACCUAAUUCUUAUUCUGAUGUCAUAAUGAUGCAAUAGGGGCUGUUUGUGAAUUUAUUAUAAUGAGUUUUAUAUAGACAUGUGCAAUUCGUUUCGGUCCGAAUGUGAAUUCGGACACUCAGGGGUGGGGGCUGGGGGGAGGACAUUAGGCCCCCCCAAUUGGUAUUUAGGGCCCCCACCCACCGCUCAGGGGUGGGGGCCAGGGGGGAGGACAUUAGGUCCCCCCUCCUUAUUCUAAUUUAGGACCCCCACCCACCGCUAAGAGGUGGGGUCAAGGGGGGAGGACAAUAGGUCCCGCCCAUUCUAAUUUAGGGCACCCACCCACUACUCAGGGGUGGGGGCCAGGAGUGAGGACAACAGGUCCCCCCCUUAUUGGUAUUUAAUGCCCCCACCUGCUGCUCAGGGGUAGGGGCGAGAGGGGGCAAUAGGGGGUACCCUAUUUUAUUUUUUUAACAGUGAGCAGCCACUCACUGUUUAAUAGACAUGUUCCUACUCGCGGUAUAGCAAGUAGGGGCAAAAUUUACUAAUACAAAGUAAUUUUUACUUAGUAUUAGUAAAUUUGGCUGAAAGACCAAUUUAGGUCUUUCAGCCUUUUGGUAGAUAACUCCCUAAUACCGUUGGAAUUAGGGAGUUAUCUACUAAGCGCUGCAAGAGAAGUCCCGAAGAGCCGAAGUUCUGAAGUGUCGAAGUACUGAAGUUCUGAAGUGUCGAAGUGCCGAAGUUUCGAAUUGCUGAAGUCCCGAAUUUCGGAAUGCCGAACCAUACCGAAAAUUUUCCCCAUGCACAUGCCUAAUUUUAUAAUCGCUGACCUGGUUCUCCAAAUACUUCUGCACAAGACUUAGUAAUUUGGGCCCUAUAUAAUGAAUUUUGAAUAAAUGAUCAAAAUCAUGCCCCGACAGGUUCAUCCAUUCUGAUAUUAGCUCCUAAAUCAACCCUUAGUUCCCACCUCUCUUGGGCAUUGUUGGGCCUUCUUUAGCACACUUUCCCCAAGAUACCCAUGUGCUUACACUGUUGCCAGAGCACUGGUUUUUGAACAGGACGACAGGGUGGAAAAGGGACCACAGUUUUAAAAACUAAAAAGUUUUUACUUAAACAUGUUUUUACUUAAUAGAUAUAUAAAUUUGCUUGCAGUUCUUCUAGAACAAUGUAUGGAUGAAUGUUUAUGCUGUCUAAUAUAAUAUUACAUUAUAUGUACAAUGACAAGUACACUAUAAACAAAAUGCAAGUGCUAGACUCGUUUUAUGGUAAUCGUUUCCAGGGUUUUAUUUCCUGGACCCUACAUACUUGGAUGCCAGAUGCCUCUUUUAUUUGGUGAUGCUUAUGGACCAUGCAUACUAGGGUGGGGGCAACAUUAAAUGGAUUGAUGUUCCUAUAGGACAGGGGUUCCCACCCAAUCUUCAAGUCCCCCCUACCAGUCCAAGAUUUAGGGAUUACUUUGUUGUGUCUAAAGUGUUGUUGAUAUUUUGCUGGAAUCUUACAGUCAUUUUUACACCUAAAAAACCCACAUGGAUAAGACUCCAAGUAUGCAUUUAUAGGGUCUAGUACUCGCUAUAAUAAUUAACAUCUGGGGCGAUUUUUUAAUGGAGAAAUCUUAAUCUAAUAGGCAUUGGCAUCAAAAAGGAAUUGUAUUUUUUUUAUUUUUUUUUAAAUAGGAAUUGCUCCAAAUAGUUAUUUUUCUUACUUAUUUAGAUCUACAGCAUAAUACAUAUGCAAGGCUGAAUUUGAUGGACUUAAGUCUUAUAUAACUAAGUAUUUAUUACUAAAUACUAUGCAUGUAUGCAGCAGGCAAGGGGCCCAUGUCUAGGGAGAUGUUGGUCUCUCCUAAACAAUGUCCAGAGCUACAUCCUUCGUCUUCUUUUUUUUAAAAUUAAUUAUUGAGAUUUUUCAAGUUUAUAACAAUGACAACAAGAUGAAAAAAUUACAUUGAUACAAUAAACAGAGAUGGUAUAAAUCCAUAUUUUAUAUAAAUCACAGAUUACUUAAUUCUAAUUGCUUAUACAAGUAAAGAGAGUGUAUGACUGAUGUUCAUUUAAGCCAGGGGUCCUCAAACUCCAGACCCCCAGAUGUUGCUGAACUACAUCUCCCGUGAUUCUUUGAAUUACAUAGAUAGCCAGAGAAUCAUGGGAGUUGUAGUUCAGCAACAUCUGGGGGGCCGGAGUUUGAGGACCCCUGAUUUAAGCCUUAAACAGAGCUACAUUCUUCUAACAUCAAGUAAGGGUUAUGUAUAAUAUGGUACCCUGCUAUUCACUCGCAGUGAUUGGCGUCCAAUAAUUUGCCAGUAAGUGAGCUGAGGAAAGAAAGAUUUGCAGCAUUAAUGCCACUGAUCUUGAUUCCUAAGGAAUUCUGAGGACAGAUUUCCUAACUUCGAGUCAUUGAUCUAGCAGCAUAAAAUCAUAUUGCAUAUCAUUAUCACAGUAAGCUAAGUGAAAGUGGUUGCACAUACAGAAUGAUGACAUUUACGAAGCCAGCAUAGCAGUUUCACAUUAUUCUUCCAAGCACAUACAGGCAAAUCCCCUGGAAAGAGUUCAGUAAAUGUUAAAUAAAUACAAAUAAUGAUUUACUUUUCCUAAAGAGAAUUAUUUUGUAUUUACACAGUGGUGAAUGACUGGCGUGCUCAUGUGGACAUGAUUACACAGUGAGUAUAUUGCAGGGUCUGUGUUUUUUGUUUUUACAUGCACUAACAUUAAUAUAUAUGAUAACCAGUCCACUGAUAUACGUUGCCCAGCAAUCACUGGGUGUUGGGCUAACACAGUACUCACAGCUUGUUGUCGUAGCUGAUUACUGCCAAGGUCGGAUAGUUUUGGGCAGAUAAUAUGAUAAUAAAAUGUCUUGUGCCCAGAGAUGCCUGCUUUUUUGUCAAACUGCUUGAAAUUGUUUGCGACAAAAACACUGGAAUUAGCUCAAAAACAUGUCUUGCUCCAUACCCACUCCCAUCACGCUGCAAAGCUUAGCUAAACUGAAAGUAAUUAAAUUUUAUUAAAUUAUAGGUAAUGCAGUCAUAUGUCAAAUUGCAGCAUCACCAAAGUGAUUAUUGUCAGCAACUCAAAGUGAAUUCGAAGAGAGUCUCUAAUUGUAGACCAAAAUAGCCAAACUGGAAGCAUUUCUGAAUUGGAGAAUUCUUUUUAAGUUCAGCUAUUUUGACUUUAACAUUUGAAAUUCACUUAGAAUUCCUGGCAAUUCUCACUUUUAUAAAUAACCCUGGAUGUGAAUUUCAAGUAAAUUUAAAAUCUAAGGCCAAAGUGACCAAACUGGAAGCAUAGCAGACUUGGAGAAUUUUUCCAGUUCGGCUAUUGCUGCCUUAAAUACGAAACCACGUUUAAAUUCACUUUAAACUCCCGGCAAUUGUUACGUUUGUGAAUAACCCUGAAUAUGAUGACAUUAGAGCAUAUGUAACAAUUUCUGACAAGUCAUUUAGCUCUCCAUAAGCAGUUUUGGUUAAAAUAAAGGAAACAGUAAAUUUUGCAUACACAAAUGGUACACAUACAUCGCAGUGCAGUGUGUGACAUAAUAAUCGUGUUACACACACUCUAGUUCUACCAAGAACUAUUUUCAAUUUCUUGGAGUACAGCCCAGAUUAUUGUUAUUAUUAUUAUAACUGGUUAUAUGUAGAGCAAAAGUCUGUUAUAAACACAUCCUACUCAGAAACAUGUGAAUGUUCCUCUGUUGGCAAAUAAGAUAUUUCUAUGACUGUCAGUUCAGGAAUGUGUCAUUUUCUCUAAUUACCUUAAUUAUAUUAUCGUACGCAGAGUUUUGUAAGCCAUCGAACAAUUUCAGCUAACAUCAGAACCUCGCAGUGAAAAUUUCAGCGUUAGGACAUGCCCGAUAGGACAUUAUGACUACAGUAUGCAAUUAGGGCAGAAGUGGAGGACCAGAAAUAGGUUCUCCUUUCCCUGAACAUAAGAAGUCUUAAAUAAGUUACUUUUUCUUAAUUGUGAAUUGAUUUAAUGCCAGGAAGUAGUUCAAUAUUUAAGAGUUUAAACUACCGUUAGGCUGCACAAUUCUACAGGGUCUGAAACCCUUACUCUGCCAUGGACUUAUGCAUUAACCCAUUCUGCUUCCCUUGUCUCUAUGUAUGUUCACUGCAAUGAACACUCAAUGACCACCCCAGUCAUAUAAAGUUCAAAAGACAGAGUAGUUGCUUUUUAAUGCAUGUACAUCGUAUAUAUGAAACACACUUUUCUUAGGGGUGUAUACAACAGAAGGCAAAAUCAACCAAUCAUAGAAAUGUAGUGAAUUAUUCAUUUAACAUUACGUAUUGCAGUUAGUCUAUUGCGCAUGUAUAGCACGUCUUAUCUGAAAUAUGCAGUCUGAGUUCUCUGUCAGUUUGACCUGUGAGAAUAACAAGGGAGUCGCUGCCUGCAACAGAUAGCAGACAGGGGAGAAAAUUCUUACUUUUAAUCCCUGCAGACGUGGUAAGACUUAACUAAGGCAAAGGCUUUCAACCCUUUCUUUAACUUUAUUUAUAACAAGUCCCCUUUUUCUGGCACUGCAGGAGAGAGGGUGAGGCAAGGUAUAUCCAGAUGUACUAAUUACACCUGUGGGACUUUAAUUAAUCACCUCUAUUCCCUUAUCCUUUCCCCCCGCCAAUAGAACCAUCAGAAAGGCCUGUACAGAUAUUUGUAGAUACAGGAUAAUAUAUGUUAUUAAAUCCACGUCUCAUUAUGCAAUACAUCCAUAGGUUAAUAUAUAUAUAUAUUUAUUUAUAUAGCUCUGUAUGUCUGUGGGAGUAUUCACUAAGCAUUGCAUAGGUAAAACAAUUCAUAUCCAAUCAAUUACCAAUUAAAUGUCAUUUGUCUUUGUUUAUUUUAGCUUGGAAGUAAUUGAUGAACACAAAGUCAUUUUGACGUCAUCUUUGGAUUGUGCUGUGCGUCUCUGGAGCUUAAACGGAGAGUUUAUUGGUUAGUUUUUGACUAUCAACCUUUCUAAAUUGUGUGUGAUAGAGGAGAUUUAUGUACUCUUUGCUUACAUUUCUUUUCCAGGAACGUUUGGCCAGGUAGACCCAUGGGAGGUUUUUACCCCAGCCUCUUGGAAACAUCCUAUGGUGCCAUAUGAGAUACUUAUUGAUCCAGAAAGUAUGCCUGUCCAUCCAAUUCUAGAGGAAGAAGCAGACCUUUCAGAAACAAAUUCUUCUGAAGUAAAAGAAGAACCUGAAGAUACUUCAGAUGCAAAGGUCUAACAGCAAUAGAAUGUCAGCUAACUUAUUGCACUACAGUAACUUGUCAGUUUGUCUUCUAGCUAGGAUACAACUGAUAUAAUACAGUAACAUGUUUUGUCUUGAGGUAGUCACCUGUAUCAGGCUAUAGAAUCAUUAUAGCAGAAGAAGCAAGCAAAAAUGAAACACAGCAAUUUUACAUUCCUUCACUCCCUCCCAACUUCGGUCUCUCCAUGGCCACCACUCCGCCCCAACUGAAAUUAUCAUUAACGAUGAUCUCAGCAAUCCAAUAUUUCAAAAUGAGAAGCACUGGGGACUACUGCUCUACCGCUCAAUCAGGAUCUCCUCAUAGAAAUACAUUAUCUCAAAAGCAUCUCUAUGGGGAGCAUUUGUUGUCUUCAUAAUGAGUAUGAAGAUGCCAAACCUCGGUCCUAAAAAAAAUUGUGACCGCCACAAAGUUGUUCUAAGGAAUCAAUGUAAACUCAUCCUUUUAUCAGAAACGUCAGCGUUUACACUGGUGAGACUGCAAGGUUAGUCUCUUUGCACCAGAACCAUUACGUUAGGCUGUAUUGGUUCCAGUGCAAUGUGUCCCUUUAAAGCAGGCUUCCCCAAACUGCGGCCCUCCAGAUGUUGCUGAACUACAACUCCCAUGAUUCUUUGAAUGAAAUAAAUAGACUGAGAAUCAUGGGAGUUGUAGUUCAGCAACAUCUGGAGGGCUGGGGUUUGAGGGCUUUAAAGAAAUCGAAUCUGAAAAGAAAUAUUGCCAUGUACACAAAGCACAUGUCACAUGUCAUAAGAAUGUAAUUUGUAGCCAUUAUUAAUGCUUUCUUUUUUGUAAUUUAGUAACCUAAUAGCUUCCUCUUAAACCCAGCUGCAUAUACAUGGUGGCUUACUGCAUGGACAUUCCUAUUAUGCAUCAAGGUGCAGGGGAAGAGAUCUGUGUCUCCAGCGCUCUUUCCUGUUUACUGCAUGGAUUUGCUCGAGCAAACCUAAGAGCAGAGGUUUAUGCCAUGGCCCCGUGACACAAGUCUCUAAAAGUGCUCAGCAUGGAUGUGUAGAUCAGCUUGUCCCUUGCAAACAACCAUUCUAUGGAGUCAAUUGACCAUAUAUGAUAGGUAGCAGAGAUAGUAGGUCCCAGCAGACAGUCUUAAGGGAACACUCCAAGCACCAUAACUACUACAGCUUUCCCAGAGUAAUUUAUCAAUGGUUUGACAACAUACCUGGGUCUCACAGGGCCCAUCCGCAGACCUGGUAAUAGAAUCCAGUUAGUUCCACCAAACUAAGCAAGGUCAUUCUCGUUGCCUGAGAGCUUCAGCUGAACACACUCAGUCAAUGGGGAAGGUCCUGUAUCAGACUUAUUUAGCUCAGUGAAGACAUCUAGCAGGAUCAGCGGAUGUGGUGCAAGUGCCUGGGAGCACCAAGGUAACUGGUCAAAUCAUCUAAAACAGUUUAACAAAUUACUCUAAUAGGGCACAGGUGACUCCGGGCACCAUAAUCACUAAUUCAAAUGCUCAUUCUACCUUCUUACACCUCUGUCCUUGGUUUAAUGUGUUUAAUAUGUUACAUUACAAAUGCCAAUAUGUAUUUAAACACAAAUAACAUUGUAUAAUACUAAAAUAAGUCAUUAAUCUAUAAUUGUCACUUGUUGCGAUAUAAUCCUUACAGAAUGAAGAAAACAAUAAUACAAAAGCCUUAGUGCUCAGACUUACAGAAGAAGAUAUCAAAGAAGAAAUCAAAAAGAAGGAAUUGUCAUAUGUCCUCGGAAAAAGGUAAGUCAGAGUUAAAGUUUUUUUUAAAAAAAACCAGUUCACAAUAUAAUAUGUCUGAUCGUUCAUCUGUCAGUGGCUACUCUCCUUCCACAAGAAAUCAGGGCCAUUGAGCAUUUCCAGAGUCCCCAAAGCCGCCAACAAACCCCUUUUACUAUCUAUAUAGGGCAUAGUCAACCUUCGGCACUGCAGAUGUUUUGGACUACACCUCCCAUGAUGCUUAUUAUGUGUGUAAGAGCAUUAUAGAGGAUGUAGUGCACAACAUCUGGAGUGCCGAAGGUUGCCUAUCCCUGAUCUAUACUAUUAGUUUAGAUAGGUCUAUUCAAUAAACUCCAGAUCCUCCAACUUUGCUAUUAUUAGGUUUAGUGGAAAAAAAAAUCACAAUAGCAAAAUUGUACCCCCAUAAACAGCCAUAUUCUCCCACCAUAAAACCACACCACUAUAUUGUGUAGCCAAGUACAUGGUGGUUAACUGGUUCCGUUUGCACGAGGGAGCUGAUCUGUAUAUAUCAUUCUGUUGCACAGAACAGCUGCUUCGCUGUUCUGUGUGUGAGUGGUAGCCUAAUGAUGAAGAAGACGUUAUGAUAUCAUAUCCCUAAGCAUGCUGUCCCAGAAAGCCCCCUCUAACACACAGCAUCAUGAGGGACCAGUGUUGUGCUAUGUGCUGGAGAAUGUACACAGCCAGAUUGUCAGUGUUCUCUCACUGUACGCUGCCAAAGAUGAAAAAAAGGAAAAGCAAAAUGUUGAGUGGCUUCCAGGCUGUCCUGCUGGUGUCAAAAUAGGAACUUGAACACACACUGAAUGUCCCUCUGUAUUGUCUCUAGCCCUGCUAACAAACACUCUGACUACCUUGGUUAGAUGGUGUGUGGGGAGAAUGUUAGCCUUUUUUGGCAAUACAGGGCCACUAACACAGCUGGGCCCCUUAUGACAUGCCAUGCUGAACCCUAGCUACAAACCAAGCCCUUCAACUGUCCCACUUCAUAAUUAGUAUUGGUUACCAGAAGUAGAUUAUAUAAAUAUAGAGAGGGAGUGAGGCAGAGAUACCUGUAUGCUGAUAUACAUCUUGCAUUUUUUCCCUCUGAUGUCAUCGUAAUAAUUUGUCAUUUAAUCUUGUAGGUUACGUCAUGAGAAAAACAAGAUCUUACAUAAACCUUUGAAUCAUGGUGGGCCAACAGCGUUUCACACACUAAAGUACUUUGAGCUAGAGAAUGGCUCUAUAUCCUUUAAAAAGCCGGAUAUUUCUGUUGCUGGUGUCGACCCUUCGCUGAGCUAUAUGUUCUCUUGAUAAAAGAAAGAGAACCGAAGCAUGGGAACUUUUAAUUAUUUACAGAAAUGUUUAAUUAUUUACAGGUUUUUGGAUUUAAUAUAAAAAAAUAAAAAAAAGAUUAUUCAUACUUCAGACAUAGAACUCAUCAUGUGAUUCCGAGUUAUACCUAAAGGGACACUAUAGUCACCAAAACAACUUUAGCUUAAUGAAGCAGUUAUGGUGUACAGAUCAUGUCUCUGAAGUCUCACUGCUCAAUUCUCUGCCAUUUAGGAGUUAAGUAACUUUUGUUUUUGUCCAUGCAGCUCUAGUCACACCUCCCCUGGCUGUGACUGACACAGCCUGCAUCAAAUCAAAAUGGUCUCAUUUUCCAACACACCUUACUUACUUCAGAAGAUUUUUUUUCUCCUGCACUGUAAAAUUAACUUUAAAUCACACACAGAAGGUUCCUGUAUGGUCUAGAACAGGGAAUUACCCAUUUGUGUCUAAAGUUUUUUUUUUCUUCUUCUUCUAAAACUACCUUAGACACAACUGGUAAUCCCUAAAUCAUGGACUAUUAGGGGGUACCUGAGGACUGGGUUGGGAACCACUGGUUUAGGCGGCUACUAACAGAGCAGGAGAUAAGAAAAUGUAAAUUAAACAGACUGUGCAAUAAGGAAGUGUAAACAUUGCAAGUAACAUGCAGGGAGGUAUGGCUAGGGUGCAUAAACAAAGUGAUUUAAUUCCUAAAUGGCAGAGUUUUGACUAGUGAGACUGCAGACACAUGAUCUAUAUGCCAAAACUGCUUCAUUAAGCUAAAGUUGCUUUGGUGACUAUAUCAUCCCUUUAACUAAUUUCCCAUUUUUUUCCAACUUGAAAAUUCAACCUUAACGGAAGAUACAUAGUAAGUAAAUUCCAUAACUGAUUUACUACUCAUUUUAAAGAGUUUAAAAGAGAAUGGGAUUUUUGUUUGAAACAUGACUGAAAAUAUGUUCUAAAAAAUUAGUGUAAAGUAAUAAAAGUGGAGCUAUCACUAUGGAAACCAGCAAAUCCAGCAGACGCAAUCAAUCCGUGGCUGCCAUUUUUAGCUAUCUGCACUUCUUUUCAAAAGACGACACUUUUUAAUCAUAACCCACAACAUUUCAGAAAGAAAAUCGCCUCUAAAUUUACCUCCAAAGCAGCAAAUAAUAGCGGGGCCAAAAAAAUCCUCUUCAAACAUGAGAGGUCUGAAAUCCAAUUCGGCAUCUCCAAUAGGCAUCUAUGGGAGAGCUGUACGUCUCCAUUAGCCCCUGCAGUGAAACUUAUUUACUAAAGUGAGAACUCACAGUGAAUUAAAAAUCUAUUUGAAAUUUAAAGGCCAGAGUUGAACUGAAAGCAUUGCUCACGUAGACAUGUUUUCCGCGAAUUUGAUCUUAAAUUUGAAAUUCACUUUAAUAUUUAUACAGAUAAAGGCACAUUUAUGUGGGUUGUUGAACCUAGAAAGCUUGGUGGAAACUCCAAAUAAACACGUGUGAAUUGUUGGUUUGGCAACAUUUAUUAAAGGAACACUCCAAACAAUAUAAUUAAUACACCAUGCUUUAGCGUUUAAGAUACCAGGAGUGCCCUUGUGUCCAUUACAUUAGAAGUAAAACCAUUUGCAAAUAACUUGAAAACUUACCUGGUGCCCACCAGACGCCGGUCACCUCCUUUGUAAGAUCUGGAAUCGCUCUUCAUUGCAAGUAGCCCUGUGGUGCAAGGCUUAGCUUAUUGGCUUAGAGCAAUCCGCUGAUGUGAUGAGCAAAUGAGCUGGCUGUACAGAAGAGUUUAGCGCAGAAGAACAGUUCUAAGAUCCUUAGCAAUUUGACUACUUACAUUGGGGGUACGAUGACCGGGAACUUCUGGCACGCAUAGUGGUUAUGGUGCAUGAAGCAGGUUCCUCAUCAACCGAUUGUUAUGGAAAUAUUUUGUAAUUAUCUCAAAUUAUUGUUACAUUUCCCCCUUCAUAAUAUUGUAAAGCGCUGUGUAAUAUGUUGGUGCUAUAUAAGUGCCAAUAAUAGUGUAGAUCUAUCCCGAAAUGCCUUGUAGCUCUUCAAAUUAGAGGUUCAAAAUAGUAUUUAAAAAAUAAAAUAAACAAACUACCUAAUAGCUUGAUCUGGGUAGUACUUUGUUUCCUUAACUUGGUGAUGAAAGGCAGUUACGUUGUAACAUUGCACAAAUACAUGACAGGCAAGAUAGUAGAUACAUAGUAUAGUGCUCCAGCCUAAAGGGUAAUGCAGUGAAAGAAUGGAGUCCUCUGGGGAGCAGACUGAAUGGGCAAUUGGUCCUCAUCUGCCAUCUAAAAUGUUGUUCUUGCAUAACAUUCCGUAACUUUAUACUGUGCAUUUCCUUCACAACAAAUUAAAGUGUUCACAAAAUGAAAC